AGAGCGCCGAGCGCAGCGGAGCCCAGCCGCUCCUGCCGUAGAGCGCCGCGGCGAGAGCCAGCGAGGAAGGCGCUGGAGAUCUCCACGCGGGACAGCCUCCCCACGUCCCCGCCGUCCGAAGCCCACCAGUGCGCCUCUCCCGCUGCUUGAGCGGAGCUUUUCGGGAACACCAUCUCUCCAGCCCCCCCUUCCCCACUUUCCUUCCCCUCCACGACCCUGGAUCUCCUCGGGGAGAGAAGAGCCCUGCGCGCCUUCAGAUCCGGGUAGCCCACAAAGAGAUCCAGGUAAAAGAGAGGCGGGCGGGAGGAUAUGUGGCUGGGGGAUCAGGGUAAGAGAUCUGGCGGGAUCCUUCGCCUUCUGCUCAAGUUGCCUCGCCGCGCGCCAACUUCUCUCCCGGACGCUGGGGAGAAAAGUGGCCUAGGCGCGUUUUGCUGGCGGCGCGCUUCCCCUUUCGCUUUGCGAUCUUUCGUCCCUGGAAGUCCGUGGGGACUUCCCUCGGCCCAGAACUUGGCAGGAUGGGACGGUCCGGGGUAGGGCGGCGGAAGGAGGUGGGUAGUUCAAACGCGAUCCGGAAUGUUACUCGCCUGGGAGGAAUUUGGGGAUGGGGUGGGGGUGGAGAGGCCAGAUCCCUGGCAAGAGUGGGUGCCCCGGGGUCGCUUUCCUCCCCAUCCCCCCCUGAAACUCAGGAUCGCGGCAGACGCUGAGCCGUUGGCGGGCACCAAAUGCGCCUCCUCUCCCUCGCCGAGCGGCUGCUGAGAGGGUCGAAGUCCGUCGGGAGUAGCAUCCUUCAGACUCUGAGCCCCUCUCCGCCGGACGCCUUGCGGAGCGCAAAGUCCCGACGGCGCCUCUCACGGCUCUUUCUCUCCCCUCUCCCUCUCCUCCUUCCUCUCAUCCAGGCUCGCAGAGAUGCUGAAGCCCGGCGAUCCCGGCGGAUCGGCUUUCCUCAAGGUGGAUCCCGCGUACCUCCAGCACUGGCAGCAGCUGUUCCCGCACAGCAGCCAGCAGCUCAAAGGCGGCGCCGGGCUGCUAGGUCACCUCCAGGCGCCCGAAAGAGCCGUCGAGCCCCAGGCUGACAGCCUACGCCCGCUGCCGGCCUCUCUCUCGUCGGCGGCGUCCUCGUCCUCUUCCUUGUCCUCUUCUUCGUCGUCUUCCUCCUCCUCCUCCACACCGUCGUCCGCCCCGUCUUCGUGCGCCGUCGCCUCCCUGGCCAGCUUGACUGCGCUGCCGGUGGCGCAGAUCCCCGUCUUUGGACCGAUUCAGAGCUCCGAGUCCCCGACGGGAGCCCCGGUCGCCCUCCUGCAGACCAAGGACCUGGGUGGAGGCAGCGGGGUGGCCAAGGGCGGCGAGAGGGCGCCGGCCCGGUUUCGCUGCACCGCCGAGGAGUUGGACUAUUACCUGUAUGGGCAGCAGCGCAUGGAGAUCAUCCCGCUGAACCAGCACACCGGGGACCCCAACAACCGUAUGUACUCCCCACCCAACCUUCCCGACGCGCGGCAGGGCACAGCCACUUUGGCUAAAGUUUGGGGUGCAAAUGUUUAAUAUUGGGGGGGGGGAGAGAAGGACCCGCUCUCAAAAGUGAGAGAGCCACUGAACUCAAGAGAGCUUAUGGAAGAAGGAGCUUACGUCAAGGAGAUGAGUAACCCUAUAACCUUUAGAAGGCAGCCCUAUAGGGAAGUUUUUAAUGUGCAAUGUUUUAUUAUGUUUUUAUAUGUGCUGGAAGCCGCCCAGAGUGGCUGGGGCAACCCAGUCAGAUGGGCGUGGUACGAAUAAUAAUAAUAAUAAUAAACCCUUGACUCAAAACUAAGUCCUGCAGUGGGGCUUAGCCCCAGAGAUUUUGUGUGCGUGAGAUUGCAGCCUAAAUUAAGGGCACCCCAAGCAGAAUUGGUCAUCCAGCACACGCAGACUCUCCUAGAAUUACUGCUUGGAACUAAAUAAAACACUUCAAGAUGCGGCCUUUAGACGCCUCCUCGUUGCAGAAUGCCCCCAAAUGAUCGCUGGGAAACUUUGUAACUUCCCCCAAAGUCUCAAGAGCACAUACUCCGAAAUAAGUCCCACUCCCAACAACGGGGCAUUGCCAAGGCAGGACUUUGUGGUCGUCUGAAGCACUUAGCGCUAUAGCAGGACUGGAGAGUGACCGGCUGCAUACCAAAUGUUUUCUAGAACUUUGCUGAAAAUAGGGUGGUGGUGGUGGUUGUUCUAAAAAAUGAAUAUGUUUUAUUUAAAUAUUGUAUGGAAAGCUAAAAUGUGUGGAAGAUGUUUUUCCUACAUUGAGAACAAACAAACAAAAGUUUUGCUUUUUAUAAGGGAACUGCUUUUUUCCCCCCCUUUAAAAAUACUGUAUCCUUUCCCCUUCGGCCCUUGUUCCUGCCAGUAGCACCACGCAGCUAGGUUUGUCUUCGCAGCGUCAAAGGCGAGGCACGUUCGUUCCAUAGGAAGUUUGUUUUCAAAAGUAUAAAUGUCAAAAGCCUAAUUGGGUGUCAAAACCAAUAUGCUAUGGGGGAUUUCAGAAUUACUGAGACCGCCACAUUGACCUUAAAACAAAACAAAACCGGGGAGUCGAAAAGCCCCCCCCUCGUGAGAUUUAGGCUGCAACCCCAGGCACACUUACACUGGUGUAAGUUUAAACGGAGUAGGGCUUACUUUUGAGUAGACACACCUAGAAUUGCCCUUUUCUAGGAUUACUUUUCUUUUCUGAAGUGUGGAUUUGACCAAAUACCCUUUUCUCAAUUACAGCAUGUUCCUUUACUUGCACGCCUUUGGAAUUGCUUAAAAUCUUUUCAGCUGUCUUAAAUACAUUAUGUAUUAUUAUUGGCAUAGUUAGGAGCAAUCAACCUUAUCAAUGGCACAUGUGUAGCUUUUAAACGCUAUUUCUCCUGUUGAAAUAAGGGUUUGUUUUUUUUAAGUAUUUUUGUAGUUUCACGAACUACGGUUAAACAAUAUUUGCACUUGGAUGAAUUUACAACCGAUCCUCACAAUAUUUGUAUGAAAACAAAUGCUAUCAAAACGAGGAGAUUUGGAGUAAAUGUGCUCUGGGCUGAAAGAGGCAAGCUCAGAGACUUUGCAAGGACUGGCGGAAAGAAGCCCGCAACUUGUUUAAGAAGAGUGCUUGCAUUCUAAACCUUGCUGAAUCUGGACGUAAAUGGGAUGGAAAUCGGUUUAAACAUAAAUAGUCCGGUUUAACUGGUCAGUGCAUGGAGCAGGAAAAACGCAAUUUCAAUGUAACUUAGAAAGUUUGUAUAUAUAUUUUUUCCAACGAGUUGAGGAAACUUCCCAGUGCUGACGGUAACGCGGGUGGUUCUUUUUAAUUAAAACAAUGUCACGAUACACACAGUUCCUUAGCAAUAAGCCGCACUGAAUUUACUUCAAUGUAUUUUGAAUCUGGCGAGGAUCCGUCCGAUCCUAAGCACUUUUACUCGGAAGUAAGCCCCACUGGUUUCAGUGCGGAUUAAGCCCAGGUAAGUAUUCAUAGGACCGGAGCCCUGCAUGAAUAUCCUCCUGCUUAUUGGGCCCCAGGAACCAUAAACGGUGCUACCAAGAUCUAGCGCGUACAGGAUUGCAACCUUACAGCGCAAUCCUGUAUGCAUGUUUUCCCAGAUGUGAGCCCCAUGGGGUUCAGUGGGGCUUACUCUCCAGUUGCAAGCGUGUUUAGGAUUGCAGCCGGAACCUUGCACAUUAAAUGUGACGUUUUAACCGCAAAGUGAAUUUUCGGUUCGCGCCGGUGUCGCAAAGCGCAAAGGUUUAGCGAUCCUGAUCAUGAGCUGUGGGAAACCUGACCAUUUCAGCGCAUCGUUUGCCUCCAGAGGCGACGCAGCCCGUGUUUUCUCGGGCGGAGAGAGAGAGAGAAAAUCUGCUCCCAUAAAUUACAGACUCAUAAAUUAAUGGGCUCUGAAACGCGCUUUUAAUGGCCUACAGUACGCGGCUUACUUUUCAGAGACAGAGCUCGGUAAAUCUAGAAGAUAAAGGGCUUGCAAGAGGAAAGGUAAAACAAAGGGUGACCUCAGAAAGGGCAGGGCUGCUGAGCCAAUUCGUGCUUCCCUCGCCAGCACUUAGAGAAAGAGCUUUGGAAAGGCCAGUGGUACUUGAUGUAAAAUACUCCACGUGAUCCACGCGGGAUCGCGACGCGGCUCAGGAACCGUCGGAUUUGCUGGCGAACGCAGCUCCGCGCGGGUUCAAGCCCUGGGUGUGCCAGGGAACUGGAGUGCGCCUAGUUCUAGGCUGGGCUCCCAAUCUGCUCCACAAUCCAAAUCCCAAUGCGUUGAUCCCUCCUUACUCAUUCCUACCUAUGAACCGGUUCCGAUUUCUUUGGAAGCAGCUCCGAACCGAGAUCCUUCCUAGUUUCAAACUCACAACCUCAGGGUUUGGCCAGACCAUCUCGCCCGAGGGCUCGGGCUGUGUCGAGGGGUGGUGGAUCGAGCCCGUUGUUAGUGAGCCCGUCUGUUUCUCCUCUCCCCCCCCCCCCCAGUGUGCCACAAAACCCUCUUCCCACGCGUCUCGUGGUCUGGUAUCUCUCGUUUCUUUCUGAGAUCAGAAGUGGUGCCUUUCCAGAGUUCACAAAUAUGGAGAGGAGGAUCUCCAUUUUCAGAGGAUAUGGGGACGGUCAAAAGAUAAAGGGAUUUUCGGCCCGGGAAGGUGGAGAUCCUUGGCCAGAGAGUGGUGGACUGUCUUUGGUUUGAGACUAGUUUUGAUUUGCGGCGGAGAUCGCUGGGCCAUGGAAGCAGUUGUUGGGCCAGGGAUGACUGCAGCAGAAGCUAAAGAGAAUCACAGAACGGUAGUCCAGCCCACAUUAAUGCGCCUUCGAGUUCUUUUCACAGGCUGCUGGUUGUGGAGAGUUGGUUUUGCUUUGCAAUUUCGCGCGCCUCCCGUUUUGAAUGUGCCCAUUGGCUAGCUGUACACGCGACGUGCCCGCCGUAACAGCAUGCACAAGUGACGCGUUCCACACUAAAGCGAGCUCUCAGCCCUCAUCUUGUGAAAGCGCGCUGGUUUUUGGAACGGGUUCCCGAAAUUUUGAAGUUCUGCGCCAGAAAUAUAUAGCAGAUCUGCAAGGGUGGGCGCUGGGGAGUACGGAACACGAUGACCUGUUGGAGUUGAUUUUAGCUCCAUUUAUCCGACCUCGCCUCCCAUUAAUUUCAUGUUGAUUGACCAGAAACUCUCUUACAUUCUUUAAAAAGUGGAGAGUCCAGUAAAUUAAAAAUGCAGAGUUUGCCCUUGUAAUCGAACUACGGCAGGUUAUUGGAUUUUGCACUCUUAUCUGAAGCACAUUUACACAUUUCGAUGGGUCUCUUGUCCACUGAAGGUUUCAAGUAAGGAUAGCAGACUCAGCCUCACUGGGUCCAAGUCGUUUGGCUUAACUGGGACACCUAACUCGAUGCUGGUAAACCUUGUUCAGUCCAGAUGCCCUGUGGUCCGAAUAUGUACCAUAUUUUUAAAGGAUAAUGAGGUUUGUGUCGGGGACAUAAAGCUUGCUGCAUUGUAUCUCACAUAACCAGAUUCCGUCAACCUUUGACUAUGAUUAUGAUUAAUAUCGACAUAUGCUAAUUGCAAAUGGAAUAAUUCAGAAGACUCAUAGUUUCACCUGAAUAUCUUUUAUUGUAUAGUAUGUACUGUUUUAAAAGUCAUAAACUAGAGAUGAUGAGGACCCCAGUGUGAGAAUACCUGUGGACAUUCCGAUAUGUACCACGAAUGGCUAAUUUUUCUCAAUUGAUAUCGUGCCUAAAUGUAAAGCAAAAUAUUCUACUUUUUCACUGUGUGUUCUGUUUGGGUAGAUGAGGUUUAACAAUCCUGGAGGCACCAAACAACAUUGAACUGAAUGGGGCUUACUUCUGAGUAGACGUGCAAAGUAUUGCCUCGUUAGAGCGCCAUCAUUCAUACUCAGAAGUAAGUUCCACGGAGUUCGGCAGAACUUACUCCCAGGUAAAUGGGAGUAGGUUUUAACUAAUUUAGGGCUCCUCAAUCACAGAUAUAGAUUAUUUGAGAGACUAUUCAAUAGGUACUAGCCAGGAGUCAAUUUUCAAAGAGGAUCUGUUUGAGGGUAUUUUUUUAAGGGGAAAAAAAGGAAAAGUGAUUUAUGUUAUUGUUUCAAGUGGAGACAUUUCUAGCUAAUAAAUUGUCACAGUCUGACUCAUUAGGAUUGGAAAUCAAAUGGGAUUUUGCUUAAAUAAAGCGGCAGUUGUGCAUUUUAAUGGCUAGAUUCACGCCCAUGAUCCUGAGCAAGUUAGGGUGUUUUCACGCCUGAAGCUUGUAUUGGUCUUAAAGGCGACUGCCAAAUAAAUCUGUCUUGGCCAGAAUGCGCUUUCCACUUGAAACCUCUUUUUAAGCUUCUAUCUUGUAUGAACAAACUUCACACGAGGCGCAAAAAGAGGCUCAAAAGGCUUUUUCUGGCCGUGUGUGAUAUGCCAGAAUUUUCUUUUACUGAAAGCUGACAUUCAAAUCAAGUAACUCCAGUUGGGAUUUGACGUCAAAGUCUUUGAAAUGUCCUCGCUCCUACUCACUUUAGGGGGCAAAUGUUUAGAUGUUUCGAUUCUUACCUAUGGAAGAAACGGGGCUUUUAAUUCAUUUUUAAUUAUCGUGACGUGCAGAAGAAAGGAUGAAACCUACUCCGCCUUAAUUAAUCCGGAAUGGAAGACAGUGAUUUUGGGUUUGAGGCGACAUGAUCUUUAGGAUCGCAACAGAGAUCCGUGUUUUAUAUCCUUGCGCUGCAGCUUUCGGAACUGGAGGUGGCGCGGCUCUUCUUCCUCCCUUGCACUGAAACGCCGACAACAAAGAAAGGGAUCUUUCUGACCCCAGCUGCUCUGAAUCGUGUCAAACUAAUGCAAGAGAGCAGUUGCAUUGUCCGUCCUACUGGAUCGAACGACAGGAGCGUUUGCCCGCAGCAGCGCUCUGCGAAAUAUGGACCGUCCCUGCCUUUUACGUUUUAAAUCCGCAUUUCCCCCAAUUGCUACUAACGCCUCUGAUUUAGCUACUUUCCAUCAUCAUCCGUUUCGCCGGCGGCAGCAGCAGCAGCAGCAGCAGCACCCUUAAAGAGAGCAGCUCGCGGCCCAUAUAUUAGAUUGAGGUUAGAAAAGGUGGUGACUGUUUAUUUAAGGUGAUAAAAUGGUCCAUCAGCAGUAAUCUCCAUCGAUAUGUGCCACAAGGAGAUGAAGGAUGAGGGGACAAGGCACAAUUAAUUGCCCUAUAGUUUUGUAGGAGAGAGUGGAGGCAAUGCGGCCCUCGCUUCGAUCUCCUCUCCCAAAGCCCAUUCAUCAUCUGCACAUUGUAUAUGGGGCUCCCCCAGGGCCAAGAGGGUGGCAAGGUUUAUCUACACACAAUAUUCUCCUAACCUUCUGAUACCUGACACCGAAAUUUAAUUCAUUCAUACGCGCGAUCGAAGGAGGCGAGAUACACUCACACACACACAAAAUACACACGCGCUCUAUUCACACGCAUUUUCCCAGCAUCCCAGCAUUUUCCCAGCAUUUCCCAGCAUAUCACAUGGCUUCGCACAAAAGCCACUUAAUUCGUAGUCUCUCCUCUUCUCAUUCAUUUCCCUGCCCCCCCCCGCAAUAAAACAACUAAGGUAAGAAACUCACCAGAUGGGUCCGAAUACAGUAUAUGCACACACUUAAACGGAGGCAGUGGCGUGGCAAGCGUGCAGUGGACCCCCCCACACCCCCGUUAAGCAUAAUUAUUUAAUUUCCUGAAAUAGGAAGGCUUACUUAUGUUAAAAUGGCUCCUCUGCAUUGCAAAUCAUCAACAUUUAUUUUGAUAUGCAUAACAGUGCCCACCAAAACUUCUCCCGAGUGAUCUGCACGGAUUUGGCGAGAACCUGUCUAAUCCCGCAUCUGCUCAGAUCCAGAUGCCCCGGAUUAACCGGUGUGCAUGUCCGGAUCCUGGCUGCGAGAACUCGAGAUGGGCAGCCUGAUCCUGUGCGGUCUUUCCGAGCAGCGCGCAAGUCUGUCCGGCGGAGAAGGCUCAUAAUAAAACAGGUCCUCGGAGGGCAGAGAACUUCCCGAUAUAUAACCGAUCUCUUCAGCUCAGGGGUGCUAACUUGAAUAAAAUAUUUGGGGGCUGGGGCUGGUAAUAAUCACAUAAUCCAAUAUGGGGGGAGGUGAUAAUCGCUCCGCAUAAUCGAUCACAAGAGGCGGCUCGUGCACACUAUUUGAAUCGACUUCUUUUUGGGGGGGAGGCUCACAUAUUUCAUGGGGGGGCCUCCUAUGGAUCUCUUCCUCCUUUCCUGGGCUCAUUCGAGCUUUGCAUCGCCCUUGAGAUUUAGGGAUCGCUUUAGGAUUAGAUCUCCACCUCCUGCGCUCUCCCCCUCCCCUGCCUGCGCGCUGCUUCCGCGGAAGCACCUGGGGCUCAGGUGGCCGAGAGCAUCUUGACCAAUAGGAUCACCUGCCGCCGCCGCCGCCGCCGCCUCGCGCGGGGUCUGAGGGAGACGCCGAGCUGCCUGCCAGGGUCGCUUAUUCGCGCACAGGCCGCUGAGCCGGGCGGCAGAGUUUCCCCUGUGAGGGCGUUUCUUCGGGCGGAGGCCACAAGGGCGUCCCCAAGAGGAGCCCGAAGGAAGGCCUGUUUCCCUCGAAAACGCGGGCCUUGCUUGCCUUUGGGCCUCGGAAGAGGCCUAGUCACUCGGCUUUCCUGCCUCUGUGUCAGGUAAUGGGACUUCUCCUCAGGUUCCCCAGACGGGCCUCCCUGUCCUGGCUAUGUGGGGCGACACACUGGGGUGCCUCUUUGCUCCCCCCCCAAUCUUUUUAUUUAUUUUUAUUUUCCCUCGCCCUCUUUUUUCACAUCAGUUCAACAGCACCAGGCGCAAAAUGGAGAAGACUUUUUAAACCGCAGGUACAUUUUCUUUGGAAUAGACCUGUUCUAAGGUUUGUGUACGACAAUUCCUUUUUUUAGACGUUCAGGGGAUGUUGGCCAACCUUGGGCCCCUUCAGAGCGGGGCGUAACUUCAAUAUUGAAUUAUAAAUAAAUAUCAAAUCCCACCCCAAGUGCAAAAUAUCAAAGAACCAGAACAUGUUGGGUUCCUGUAGUUAUUAGCUUGUAAUGCAUUAUUGCAUUGCCGUCUGAUGUUAUCCAAAAACUUUGGGUGGUUUGUAACUGCUAAAAACAAAAUUUUGGUGUGUUUCUAGUAUUUGUUGUUGCUGUAUGUAGUUAUUAGUCAAGUCAUGUAUAGGAAAAAGGGGGAACAAACCCAUGCUGGAUCACGAAAUACUUUUGAAACUUCCUCAGUUUCAGAAGUUGGUUGCUGAUAAUGAUAUUUAGGGUGGGGACUCCUGUUUGAGAAAUAAUAAUUUAAAAAAGAAGCUUCUUUGAAGGCUUGUUAUUUUUUUUUUUUUUCAUUUACAAGUGAUUCAUUGUGAUUUUUGGAGUCAUGGUUUUUCAACCAAAUAUUAGCAAGUGAAAAAUAUCCAGAGGUAUGAAUUGCAAAUUAAAUCCCUAUAAUUAUCUUGCCGUUUUUGACUACGAGACACUUUUCUGGAGAUAAUUUUGAGUUAACACAGCUAAUACAGAAAACUAUGUUAUUUAUUAAUAAAUCAAAAGGCAGGCUAGCCUCAAAGUAUACCUCUUAUAUAGGGCAGGACUUUGGGAGAGGGGGAAGUUGUUUGGUUUAAGAAUUGGACAGUUUGUGGCAAAUUAUUGUCAACUUUGCUGUUCAGAGGAGUUGUACCUACAACCAGGAGUAUGUGUUUGAAGUUGGGGAGCGCUGAGUACAAUUCAUAAAAAAUAAAUGAACUCAUGACGCUCUUUGGCUGAUAUUUUUGGGUGGGGUUCAGUCACAUUCAGGUUGUGAAGUUAUAUUUGGUUAUAGUCUUGGCAACAAACCUGCUUCCCCAAAAGAUCAGACUUUAAGAAUAAGGAAAUUGACACCAAGGUUACAGGUCCGAUCCUGGUAUGGGACAGCUGCAUAUUCCUGCAUUGCAGGGGGUCAGACUAGAUGAUGCUCAGGAUCCCUUCCAACUCUACAAUUCUAUGACAAGAAAAUGCACUGGAGUAACACUUUUUGAUUGCAGCAUCAGUCAGCUGCCUUGCAAACAAGCCAGAAUAUAUUCUCAAUUAACAAGUUGUCCGUUUCAUGAAUAUGAAGUGCUAGGUAUUUGCUUUCUGUGACUAGUGAAUGGCACCUUCUUUAUCAACACAUUUUAGCAAAAUUAUCCAGGCUAAAGGAAUAUGCAUGCUAUCAACAAGGGGAAAAUGACAAAAGAAUACAGUGGUACCUCGGGUUACAUAUGCUUCAGGUUACAUACGCUUCAGGUUACAGACUCUGCUAACCCAGAAAUAGUGCUUCAGGUUAAGAACUUUGCUUCAGGAUGAGAACAGAAAUCGUGCUCCGGCGACAGCAGGAGGCCCUGUUAGCUAAAGUGGUGCUUCAGGUUAAGAACAGUUUCAAGUUAACUACGGACCUCCGGAACGAAUUAAGUACUUAACCUGAGGUACCACUGUACAUUAGUGGCCAUAGGUCAAAGAUUUACAGUAUCCUGGACCUAAGGCUACCUAUGCAUUUCUUACUUUUUAAAGACAAAUUCAAAUUUCUUUUGAGCAACAUAACAUGACACAUUAUCAAGAGGAAACUGCAACACUGUUUUGUUGUUUUCAUUUUUUAUGGCUUUCACUUCUUUGCUUUCACCUUUUAGUAUUGUAUUUAUGUUUAGUAUCGUGUUAAAGUUCAGCUAGUGAAAAUCAGAUUGCCCAAUUCGGGCAGAGCUAGAGGAUACUUGAAAUGUGUGGUUGCAUUUCAUAUCUUGGUUUUUUUGUUAGCUUGUUUAAAAAAAAGAAAGAGCAGACACAGGGGCAGAUCAGCUGAAAAACUGUAGGAAGACAGGUCACCAAGAAAGAAACAGCUCAAGUGAGAAGGUCUAAAUCUGGCAUGGAGAAACUAUGGGCCCUCCAGAUACUGUUGAACUCCAACUUGCAGCAGCCCAGCCAGGACGGCCAGUGGUGAGGGAUGAUUGGAGUAGAAAUCCAGUAAUAUCUGGGGGAAGUUCUCCAUCCUUACUCUAUAGCAGGCAUAGGCAAACUCGGCCCUCCAGAUGUUUUGGGACUACAACUCCCAUCAUCCCUAGCUAACACGACCAGUGGUCAGGGAUGAUGGGAAUUGUCGUCCCAAAACAUCUGGAGGGCUGAGUUUGCCUAUGCCUUCUCUAUAGCUAUGUCAAGAACAGACACUUUUUGUCUAACACGGUUCCCAUGCAGUUUUGUCUUACAAAAAUGCAUACUUGUGAAAACUAAAGGAGGAAUGGCUGAUUAGCUGAUCCUGUUGAUGCCUUAUAUAAAAAUAGCAAGGUUGUUUUGGGAGGCAUGAUUGAAGGUUUCAUUUUGUUUCAGAAGCCCUCUUGCCUCAGACAUCUGACCCUGAAUGUUUCCAAAACGUUGUGUACCCAGUUUUAUUAAAAGUAGGAAUGUUUGUGCCCCAAGAUGUGAUAUUGUAUUAUUUGUAUAUCUCAUUUAGUUUUAGCUUCAUGUUUUAUGCAGUUUUAAGAACUCCUGGCUUUUUUAUGAUGAAAAAGCUUGACCAUCUUUUGCUCAAGGUUUGUGUGAGUUAGAAAUGAAGUAAAUAUAUAGAUUUUAACCAAACCUUUAGUGUCGAGCAGUUAUACUAACUGUGCCAGUGUCUAUUAAAAAGGUAGAUAUUUCCCCAAAAAUUCACUUAAACUUCGUAGAUGGGACUAAAUUGUAUUUGCUUAAAUUAAUACGUAAUAUACCGUAUUAACCCAAGGCAUUCCUUGUUUGUAAAAUUGGGACGGUAGAGAUAACCAUGCACAUUUUAAGAUGGAAGGGAUUAAACUAUUAAUGGAUGAGAGAAGUUAACAUAUUUUAUUAGUAGCCAAUUCAGUGACUUCUAGUGUUGUUGGUUUUUUUAAAAUAAAAAGCACUGGCCAACAAUAAUGACUUCUACAGCGUUGAUGGUGUGAUAUAUAUAUUCUUACUGUAAAAACUUGCAGAUGGGAAGCUCAGUGGAGAGCAUCUGCCUUGCAUGCAGAAGGUCUCAAAUUCAAUUCCCAGUAUCUCUAGGUAAGACUGGAAGAGAACCCUGCCUGAAACCCUGGAGAGCUACUGCCAGUUGGUGCAAACAGCACUGAGCUAGGUGGACCAAUGGGUCUGACUCAUGUUAUGUGGGGUCCAAUCCACCUAUUGCUUUUUAUUCUGGCAUAGUUGUUAUGCUGCUUUUCCAAGCAGUAAAGUAUGUUAUAUGUAGCACAAAAGUUUGUAUGUUUACUCAGAAGUAACUUCCACUGAGUUCAGUGAGACUUGGGUUUGGUGGAUUGCAGCAGUCCUAAGCACACUUUCUUGGAAGUAAAGCCUGCUGAACUCCAUGGGAUUUACUUCUGAGUAAUCAUGCUCGGAAUCAUUGUGCGUAUCAAGAAAAAAUGUUAUUGUCAUCAGCUGCUAUGAUCUCUGUUGAGGAAGUGUAAUGUUUACUGCAUCCAGUUAAUUAAUUGAUUAAUUGGUAAAAAAACACGACAGUUAAUCGACUAAAAACCUCUAAUUCACUGACAACCAUAAUGUAUUUGGGUUUUUGUUUUUUUUGUUUACAACUGAUUCUUCCUAAGAGGAUCAUGUAAGAAACCUUUGUUAACAGUUCCCCCAGGAAAUGAUAAAUUUUCUCUCUCUUUUUCAUUCUCCUUUUGACACAAUGUGGGGAUUUAAGGAAGAAUAAUGUGAAUUCCUUUUAAACAUUUUUGGAUACUCCGCACCACCACCAAGUGAUCUUCAAUCAAAAUCCCCAUUUGUUUAUGUCAGUAAUGCCAAUUCACACCAACAAAAUUACUCUUAAAUUAAAUAUAUAGUGGCUCAUGGUUUUAGUCAAGCCUGCAAUUCUAUACACACUUACUUGGGAGUAAGCUCCGUUGACCUCAGUGGGACUUACAGCACAGUUCUAUUCAUAUCUACUCAAAAGUAAGUGUAAAUUCUUGCAAGAGACUUUUGCAGUGCUAUUCUGUACAUGUCUACUCAAAAGUGAGUCUCAUUCAGUUUAAAGGGAAGUUAUCCCUAGGAAAGUGUGUGUAUAGGAUCACAGCCUUAAAAUGCACCAUGAAUCCCAUUCAAAUGCUUUUACUGCAACUUUUUUCUUAAUUUACAGAAUAAAUUUUCCCUGAAAUAAAAGUUGCCACUAUUUUAUUGUCUAUCCGAUAUAUUGUGAUAAUCUUCUACUGUUUCUUCUUGCUGAUUAGGAGCCUGUUCAAAAAGCCUACUGAAGUAAACAGAACAGCUCCUUCUAGUUUCGAGAGUUAAUUCUGUGGUCAAAGAUGUAGGGAAGAAGCAGUUCCUCAUGUCUCCGACUCUUUGUUGCCCUUCGUGACAGAUCUUCUGCAAAUAUCAGACUUGUUCUGUUACUUAUGUCAAAGUCACAGUAGUAGUUUCACAUGCACCAUAAGGAACCUCAAUUAAAAUCUCCUGGUUUCAAGAUUCUUGGAUUUCUCUACAUCUAACAGCAAGUUCGGACUACAGUAUUAGAAUUUUCUCUUGAUAAAUUCAGUCAAUCAGAAUGUGGCCUAUGUUGCAGUUUUCUCUUUAUGAAUGAUAAUUCAUACAGAUAGAUUGCUGAUCUCUUCCUUUGUAUCACUUUGUUUGCUUUGAAAUGUAGGUUCCCCCAUUUCUAUUUCCUUGGAAAUGAGUGGUUUCUCCCUUUUUUAAAAUACUAAUCUCAGUCCUGAGCAGUGUAUAACGUGUAAAUUCCAGUUUCUUGUAAAUGGACCAGGGAGCAGAUAAAUUGCACAUCUUUCUGAUCUGUAUAGCUGUAGCCAAAAGGCUAAUUGCACCAUUUACACUUUACCAAUUAUUAUUAUUAUUAUUUUGAAACAAAUAUUCAUAUUGUGAAAAGCAGUCUUUAUACAUCAGGUAACCAGACUGAUUUCAGUGGAACAGAUUUAUACACUGUGUGCAUUGGAUUUAGAUGUACAUCUGUAUAGUUUCUAAGUGCAUACGGCUUAGAAGUAGUAUUAACUAAAAUUAAUACAAUUUGUAUCCAUGUUAUGAAUUGUAUGAUGCAAAUUCUACUGAAGCCAAUAGGAGUUACUUCUUUACACUGAGUGGGACUGGGCCACCUUACAUUUAGUUUUCAAUUAAUCUGAAUGAAAUUUAUGUAUAAUUUAUGUGAAAUUUAUGUAUAGAGGUAUGCUUGACUCCUAAAUACUUGAGCAGAACUAUUUCAGUUACUUCCAAAUAAUGAGUUUAGGAUUUGAAUGGUAAGCUUUUUUAAAAAAAUGGAACAUUGUGGUUAGCGUUUAAACAGCAUUAUAAAUACUGGGGACACAAUAAAAAUACUGUAAAAUUCAGUUUUACAGACCUACUCUGAAAUCAAGGCAAACAUAUAUUCAGAAGAUAAUUACGUACUCAGAUAAUCUUGGAAUGCCUUUUGGAAUAUAGUAGAAUUCAGCAAAUUGUAAAGUUGGGUUUAUAUUACAUCAUGAAUAAUGCUUGUAGCUUAGAUACUGUUCAGAGUAAAUAGCCAAGACAUUUAUAAUAAUUUUAUGACUAUAUGUGCUAGCAAUUCUGGCUACAGAAACUGUUGUCAGUCUUUCUGGAUAUGCAGUUUCAGUAUAAAUAAGGAAAAUGCAUAAAGCAAGGAUAUUCUUUACAUAAGUCAAGCAGAUCACUUGUUUAUUUGUCUUUUAGCAUAGUUUCCACAGGUGGAAUCUACUCUUAGAGCUGGGAAACAAUUGGCAUUUAUGUAGUCUACAUUCCCGCCCCCCAAAUUUUUGUAAUACAGUACUCAUUUUUAUUUCUUGUACAGGAAAGGAGCAAAGAGCCCCCCCAAAAAGCUAUUGAUUCCAGCAUGUAUGCCUAUCUCAUAUUUUUAUGUUUUAUCAGAGGUUCUAAAACCCUCAUGUAUGUGUAAAAGUGAAUGAUGUUACAUAUCUAGUGGCAGAGUGCAGAAGUUUGAGCUUAAAGCUGCCUGGCUGGAGUAAAAAAGAUGCUUUGGCUUCAUUUAAUUGAAGCUGUUCAGUAGACAUGGUGUCUCCAAGAGAGCCAUUAAUAAUCAGGAAGCUGGGAGGAGGUUACACAUCUAAAAGAUUGUCAGCAGGGAACAAAUUAUUCCAGAAUCAAGGGUCUGCUCUGAAAAGUAACUGAAAUCUUGAUCAGUCGUUUCCUAAAUCUUAAGGCUUUCCAACAAGAUCCCCCCCCCCCUCAGAUUCAUACAGUAAAAGAAAUCUUAAAGAGGCUAUAAUGAAAGGUUAAGGGGGGGUUGGUGGGGGGGAGAGAAUGGUUGCAAGUUUAGUUUUGGGGCUAGCCAGCAUGAGUUCAUUCUUUAUAAGGAACAAUCAAUUGGGUUUAUUAUUGAUUUUGCUUAAAGAAGAUUAGUAUAAAUCAAAUGAUAGUGCCAAGCUUUCCCUGACCCAUGAAACCAGGCUCUGUUUUUAUUUGUUUGAAUUCCCUGAAACUCUGUUUAUGUGCUUUUACUGGUUCUUUUAUGUUCUUUUACUAGUUUUAUGUUAUAUUUUUGUUUUAAUGAUAUUGUUUAUUGCUCUUAUGUUGUACCCUGAUUAGAGAUUUUAAAAAAUAUUCAGUGGUUCUUAAAUGCUUUCAAACAAAUACUGUAAAAUUGCAUUCCCGCCCCCCCCCCCCGGAGUCGGCUUCCUUGAAUUUUUACCCCUUUGUAGUGGGAAACAUGUUGUUGAGCUAUUUUCAUAUCUAGGGUGGUGUCCACUCUAGGCUGCAUCUUUCUCAUCUCACAUUUCAAUUACAGUGCAGUCCACAAAACGCUUAAUUUUUGGCAUGUGCUCCUCUGUUUUACACAUACUUACUCAAAAGCAGAUCGUAUUGCUUUCAGAGGUGUAAGGAUUGACGUAACCAACUGGUAUAGUUUAUAGAAGGCAAUGGAACUAAAGCAGGGUUCAAGGAUCCUGGUUUAAUUGAUUUCAGGAUUGUGGUCUGGCAUGUAGUAAUGAUACCACUAGCAAACAAUUGUCCUAGGAACCAGGGCGGGUGCUAUCAUUAGGCCAACUAGGCAGCUGCGUAGAGUACAGACCUCAGAGGAGAGCAGUACUAACCUUGCGGGCACAGUUUUAUACAGAUUAUUUUUUGUUAUAUAACAAAAAAAGGCUAACUUCUAUAUUAAGAAACACAUGGCUUAUAAAAAUGAUAAAAUUAUUCAAAAUAUAAAAAUAAAAUAUCAUAAAUUUAUAUUUUGAAUAAUAUUAUCAUUUUUACAUGACAUCAGUUUUUGAAAACUGAAGUUAGCAGUAUUUUUUUGGUGAUGUAAGCCUGGCACUGGCACUGCUUGGAACAUUUCCAUGUCUCUGUGCUUUUUCAAAUAUAUUUGUCAUACCUGAAACAGGGUUUACCAAAAGCAAUGCAUAUAUGUAGUGAUUAUAUGAUAUUUCCCAAACCCCAUCCUAUAUAAUAUGCUUCCAAAAUAAAAGUAAUGGUCCAUAGUUUGAAUGUGUAUGCGGAUAUUGAGUAGUGAGAAAUUUUAGUUUUACACCUGUAAAACCAUAUCUACUCUAUGAAAUGAAAGGAAAAGGUUAUGAGGAAAAUAGGAAGAAAGCCUAUCUCUUCUUCACAAAACAUUAAAGAAAUGCAUGGAGCCUUAAUGCCACUUUUAUCAGCAUUGGCUUCUGUAGUUUUCUACAGCACUAGGGAAUAUAUCUGCGUGUAUUAACAGGAAUUAUCAUCCUGAUCCAAAAUAAUUUCUGGGUACAAAUAAAAGGAUUUAAGUAAGCUUAAAUUGCAUUGAAGCCAACAGAAUUAAAGUGAUUUCAAGUAUUUCAUCUGAGGAUGGGAUAGGAUUGUAUAUAGGAUUUAUAAUCCUUUUGACCACAGCCAAAUGUCCUGUAUCUCUGUGGGUUGGUUCAUACAUAAUGUUUCUAGUUUGUUAGAGUGGGCGGAAAGCAGUGAGUCUGAACGCCCUUUUUAUCUUCCGCUUUCAUACACCUGGCUGCAGAAGUGACUUCAUGAUUUGUUAAAUCACAGUUCGCUCAGGGUGUCUUGACCAGGAAUUGUGUUUAAGUGCUGCCUGCAGUCCAAGAUUGCAGAACAGUUUUAGUUGCAGGCAGUGCUUAAACUAGAGUUUGUCAGUUUGGAUGCCUUGGGGAAAUGAUAGUUUCGCAAACCAGAAAGUCUCCUCAGCUGGACAUGAAAAGGAAGGAGGAAAGGAGGGAACACUUGAGCUCAUCACUCAUUCCUUCUUCAACUGACCAUAAUUUGUUGCAUCAGCAAUAUUACACCUGAACCUAGCUUUUAGCUGGAAUCCCUAACAUACUCACUUGUAAGUACGUACCACUCCAAGUAGGCCUAAUAGAGUACCAAGUGAUUUUCCUGAAUCUAAAUAACUACGUCAUAGAAUCUUAGAAUUGGAAGGUAACUAGUUGUUUGUGCAAAAGAAUCAUAGAAUUGUAGAGUUGGAAGGGAACACAAGGGUGAUCUAGUGUAUCCCUUGCAAUGCAGGAAUCCUUUGCCCAACGUGGGGCUCAAACCCACAACCCUGAGAUUAAGAGUCUUGUGCUGUACUAGCUUUGGGUUCACAUUUCUCAAACACCACCAUCCAGUGUUUCAUGGCAAACUGCUGUUGAAACCUACGACCUUAAAAAAGUAAUAUGUAUAGAGAUCGGCUGUUCAAAGAAGAAGUCAAAAAUCCCAUUUUGUACACUGCAGUUCACUUCAAUCAGUUUUUGGGCAAAGGUGCUUAACAGCUAGAGGAUAACUGUUUUACUUUGCUGCUUAAUGCUGUAUUCCUUACAGCCUUGCAUUUUUAAAGGAAUCUUCAAAUUAACUAUAAUUUAAUACUGUAUGUAUAUUCUGAUUUACUGUUCAUCUAGAUGGUUGUAAAAAAACCAUGUACCGUAUAUACUUGAGUAUGAGCCGACCCGAAUGUAAGCCGAGGCACCUAAUUUUACUACAAAAAACUGCGAAAACUUAUUAACUCGAGUAUAAGUCUAGGGUGGGAAAUGCUGACAGUGACAAGGCAGCGGUGGAGGAAGGAGCAGCCUGAAAGGGCUGCUUUCGGGCUGCUCGUUCCUCCUCCACCACCAACAACAGCCUCUGCUGCUCACAAGGGCAGGCACAGGAGCCGUGCUUGGCAGAGCGGCGGCGGCACGAGUGGCGGCAGCAAACAGUAAGUGGGACCCUCACUCGAGUAUCAGCCGAGGGGGGUUUUUUCAGCAUAAAAAAUGUGCUGAAAAAGUUGGCUUAUACUCGAGUAUAUACGGUAAUUAAUUAUGAGCCUUUGAACAGUGAUAAAUUAACUUGAGCAGUGAUAAAUUGCACCUAGGUGCCAUAAUAUACGUGUGUAAGUUAUCAAUUGCAGAAAUAAGAGGCUGCAUUUUAGUUAUGUGACUCAUAAUCACAUUGAAUAGGUAGAAACGUUUUGUACUUCUCUGAAAGAGUCUUACACAGUAUACUGUAUUGAAGUUUAUCUAACAUAGGAGGCAAGAAGGCCGUGACAGUCCUGCUGGGUUUAUAACCUGUGGUUUUAGGCUGCUUACUUAUUCCAGAUUUGUGGUUUAGACCACCAAAUCCCUAACCAACUGGUGAAUAUUUUUGUUUUAUUUUUAGCUGCUGGAUGUGUAUGAUGCAGAAUUAUCAAGGGGAAAGUAAUUGCUGUGUAAAUAAUGUAGAACAAGUACUACUUUUUGAAAAUAUUUCUGGAAAAGAGUUGUCUGAAACCUUUAAUUGUGUUACAAUGUACAAAAUGUGCCAAGAACUGUAAUUGAUUCAAAGAGAUUCAUUUUUAUUUUAGUUGCAAAACAUAUUUCUGAGCAUGAACUGUUCUCUUGAAAGUCCAGAACCUUCAUGUAAAGAAUAUGGAAACCAUUAACAUGAAACAGAUUAAAAUGAAAACUUCUGAAGUCCUUUUUAUUCAUAUAAGGGGGAAAAAUAGUAAAUUUUUAAUGUAUCAUAAGGAUGCUAUGCAUUAGUUGCUGUAUGUACAUAACAUUUUCUGGUGUCAGUAAGGAUUAGAAACUUAUUAUAAUAUUGAACUGAAAUUGAAGGGGCUGAUAAUGGCACUAUAAGUGGGGCGUGCACAUGGGGAACGAGCUCUGCUUGCACUACAAGACUUGUUCCUCACUCUCCUCCCCAUGUGUGCCCCCGAAACCUGUUAUAGGGGUUCCCUGAGCCCUCCAGGGCAGGUUUAGGGAGUGCAGGAAGAAACUCCCAUUGCAUGAGCAGGUCUCAUUCCAUGCACACAGCUUAGUAGACUCCCACCCUGAAAUAUGAAUGGCCAAAGGUGCAGUUUCAUGAAUAGCUUGCCAUUCAUAAAGUUGGCAUAAACAAAACAUGCAUUUACAUUUUACUGUGGAAACGAGUAAACAUUUCUUCAGAAAUAAUUGUGUGAAAAUUAUUUGACUAAAAGCCUUAAGUGAAAGCAUGGCUAGCGAAAACUUGGGAGAUUCGUAUUUCUAUACCCUACCACAGUCACUACACAUCUUAUUUUCAUGAUAAUUUCAAUUAGUCAUCAUCGGUUUACUUUGUGCGCUACUUUUCCCACAGAAGACUGUGCCCAAAGUACCAUAUUUUUCUGUGUAUAAGACUAAAAAAGUCCAAAAUUUUGGGGCGUCUUAUACACGGCUAGAUCUCCCCCCAUUUUCUUAAAUCAGAGUCCCCAAAAAUAGGGGGUGUCUUAAAAAUGGGGGUGUCUUAUAGACAGAAAAAUACAGGAUCUUACUUAGAAUACAUAAGAAGCAAACAAAUAAUGAAAACAGAAGCAGAUAGUAAAAUAUAAAUGUUGGCAUAUCAAGACAGUUUACUGUGUGUCAUAUCAGGACAAGAGUACAGCAACAACAUAUCAAACAUAUUAAAUGCAAUAACACUUCCCAUAUCAACAACAUAUUUGAAUAUUUAUGCGAAAGGAUGCAGUGUAAUCCAACACCCCCACAAUAUGGAUUGCUGAGGGGAUGUGUUGAAUGGCAUGUAUUUGCUUUCUCACAAGCCUUCAGUGGUGGCAGGACUGGCACCAGUUGGAGUGGUGGAGGCACCCGCAGUGCCCAUUCAGGUGAAAGCUACAAUUUGUGGUCUCCUCAAUGGCAGUAGCCAGUAGAAAACCCUAAAAUGACAUGUUUCAGUGUAGUGGCAGGGCACCAGUGGGUUUAGAUCUGGAUCCAAAGUCAUCGAGAUCCCUCAAGGGGCUGGGUCCUCAGCACCCUCAGGUACACCAGCCUGGAGCUGGUGUAGCGAAAUAUGAAGAAAAUAAACAAAUGUCCCCAACCUUCUACUUUUGUUGGCGUGGUCCAGCAUGCGUUUGAAUGGUGGGUCCACUGUUUGCUCCAGUUAGGAUUGCUCUGUCCAUGAGCUGAUAAUAAGACAACAAAACGUAGCAAAUCCUAACAAACGUUUGAAAACAUGUAAAAAUAAUGCUUUUAAAGCAUUUUAAACUAAUUUUAACUGAUAAUUCAUUUAUUUUUUAAAAAAGGAUAAAAAUAAAGUUUCAAACAUAAAUGGAUGAAUACAUAGCCUAUAAAAAACGCAGUGCUUAUGUUAUCGAAGUCAUCUGUAGAAAACGUAGCUAGAAAUUGCCAAGCUGAAGGACAGUCCAGUGACUUCAGGAUAAUGCAGUUUAUGCAGAUAAAGGGAAAUAGAAUAUGUAUGUUAGAUAUGGAAGCAGUGAUGAAGCAAAGUAAAAAAGGGUGCUUUAAACAGUUGUAGUAAAAAGUAGCACAAAAUACUGCCAUCACCAGAGAGCCAGUCCACAAGUAUGAGAAUAGCAGUGGGAGGGAAGAUCAGGAGGAACAACUGCUGGAGGGGGCCAGAGGUUGCUUCAACUCAGUAUCCAUGGCCUGACUCAUCCUUUUGCCUAAUGGCAGGGCUGGCCCUGUGUAUAUUGAAGUCUUGGUCAUUGUGAGCAACUGAACAGAACAGAAAAGUACCUUAAAGUGGCCAGAAUGUGAACCUAAGCCAACUCUUUAAAAAAAUAGCUUUAAAAGCCUAUGAAUGCAUGUGAAUGUGUUCAGGCUUCACUUGAAUGAACCUUCUGUACACCUUCUAAUGUCCCAAAUAGGUUUACCUUGGGAACAUGAUGCUGCUUAUGCAUAUAUGUAUUAUAACGGUGGUUGAGAUAUGAAAGAUGAGCAUACAACAAGAGUAUGUUUAUAUGUUCCUAUUUUAAAAAAUGGUGGAUUAAUCCACAUAUCUCAGCCAUGAGAUCUGAUGAAAGUAGCCUAGCUGUGACAAACUAAUUCCUUUUUGUUUUUUGUCUUUGCUCUAUAGGAUGUGACAUGUGUGCAGAUAAUCGUAAUGGAGAGUGCCCCAUGCAUGGCCCUUUGCACUCUUUACGCCGUCUGGUGGGCACUAGUAGUGCAGCUGCCGCCGCCCCUCCACCUGAGAUUCCUGAGUGGCUUCGGGAUCUGCCCCGGGAAGUGUGUCUGUGCACCAGCACUGUGCCUGGUUUGGCCUAUGGCAUCUGUGCUGCUCAAAGGAUUCAGCAGGGCACCUGGAUCGGGCCUUUCCAGGGAGUUCUCCUUCUGCCAGAAAAGGUGCAAGCAGGAGCCACCAGGAACACCCAACACCUCUGGGAAGUAAGUCACAGUUCAAAGCAUUUUGUUUUUUAAUGUCUGAUAAUGCAUUCAAUAUUUGUUUCAUGAGAUUUUCAAAAGAGCUUUUUUUCCACUAUCAAAAGCUCCCGCUAUAGAUUUGAAAAUAUAUGCUGUAUAUAUAGCAAUGCAGGCAUAUAAAUGUUCCUCACAUCUUUUCUGUUUGGAUAUGUUAUUAGUAGCAAGAAGCUGCAACUUCCAGUAUAUAUAUUUUUAAUAAUACAGACUCUUACAGAUGUUGAGAAAGCUGUACAAUAAUAUUGUUUUUAGUUCUGCAGAACAACUGGAAGUAAGUUUAGCUGAAAUUAGUAGGACUCCAAAGCAAAUACAGUUAUAGGGAUAACAAUCCCUUAAAUCUUAAAAGUCAUAAUUUUUGAAGAGUUUUGCAAAUUAUUUUGUUAUUGGGCUGCUUUUUACUUCUGACAUAGUGUGAACCAUCUGCAGCUAAUUCAAAAAGUGAAAAAGAGAGCAUUUUUUCUAUUAGCUUCUGUAUUAGCUGCCAAAGCAGGUACUAAUCCUCUGUUGUUCGAUGAAAGAAAAGUCAGCUUAGUUUAUAAUCCUGUUUUAAAUAACAAAGGGUUUUACAGGGCCUUUUAAAAAUGUAACAUUUCUAGCUUUGUAAACUAUAAAGCUGCGAAUCAGGCCAACUCUUUCUUCCCCACCUCUCUAAUAUGCUGAUUAUGGUGUUGGAUUCCUGGGCUUUUAAAACCACAGUUUCCUGCUUCAUUCCAAACAGAUAACUGUGUAUUAAUGUUGGUUUAUUAAGCAGCACAGGAUCUUAAACCAUGUUUUUAUCCUGAUUAGUAAACCAACAUAAAACUACAGAUCCCCCAUUACUUUUGAAAUGGAGAACCGUGGUUUAAAGAGCCUCUUGGAAAGCACACACCUAGUACCCUAAUCAGUUGACUGGUGCAGAAAGCAUGUCUUCAAAGAAAGUUGCUGUAACCAUUGAUCAGCUGAUCGGCUGUUACAGCCACUGCCUAUGAACUUUCAUUGGUGUCAAACACUUGAUGUUAUUAUCCCAUCUGUUGAUUGACAGGUCAGUGAUCUGCCCACCUGUUAAGUUGACCCACAAGGAGUGAGGAAGGAUCUGGUGAGCCAUCUAAACCGAGUUCCCCACUUCUGCUGUUGCUGAUCUGAAAGCUACUCAGUUAUCUUAGGUGCUCACUAAGUGACAGAAAGUGUUGGGCCAUGGUUCCCCACGGGGGGUUACCUCCCCCCCCCCAAGGGGGCAAUUUGAUUUUUAAGGGGGCAAUUUGGGAACGAGUUAUUAACAGUUAAGCCUUUUAGGCUUCCUCCACGUGAAUAGGAGUUCACUUUUUGAGUAAUAAGAAUUAUAUGUCACGGGGGGAGGGGUGGAUCAGGAUUUUAGAGAUGCUUAGGUGGAGCAUGGCCAAAAAAAGGUUGGGAUCCACUGGUGUAGGGGAAAAGACCUAUGCACAGGGAACACUCCUGAUUUGUCUUCACACAUGUCACAUCUUACGAAGUGCUAAGUACAGAAGCAAAUAGGGAAGCAAAUAGGAAGCCAUUGUAGCAAUUAAAAGAGGAGUCUCAUGAUCUGAAUUAAAAGAGUUGAAUUUUUAAAACUGAGUAGGCUGAGGUGUGACAACAAAAUUAGAGAGACAAUUGCAGUACUAAAGGCCAGGCAGUUUACCAAGGGGGAGGGGGUAUAAGAGGAACAGCUGUAUUUUCACAAUGUGGUAUAGAAAGAAUCACAUGACUUCAAAAUGGACUGUACGUAGCAAAGAAGAGGAGACAAUCAAAGAUAAAUUCAAAGCUUUGUGCCUGAUUUACAAGAUGGAUUUUGAAGAGGGCCAAUGAAUGUAGAGAGCAGGGGAAGAGAGGAAGAAUUGGGAAGAAAAAUGAAGAGUUUGUUCUUAAAUGUACUAAGUUUGAGAUGCCAAUGCAAGAAAUAUUAGGCAGGCAGUUGAUGUAUUGGAUGGAAAGAGAAUGUUCUCAGUCAGAGAAAUGGAACUAGAUACCAUCAGCAUAAAACACAAGAUUUUUGUGUGUAGAGAGAAUAGUAAAGAGCCAAUAAUAGGUCCCUGAAGCCCCACAACAGAGAAGAGGAAAGCAGAGGGAAAAGGUGCCCAGGGUUGAAAUACUGAAUGAGUGAUGUUGGAAAAGCAGUCGAUGAGAACAGAAUCGUGGACACCAAGGUAUAAAGGGAGUUAACCAGGAUAGAAACAGCGGAAGGUAGUCAAGCAGGAUGAAUAUAGUUUCAGUGCAGUGCAGAUUAUGGAAGCCAGAUUGUAGUGGGUCUAAAGAGGAUUUUGAGAAAAUACAGGGGAAACAGUCUGAGUUUGUGGCAGUGGUUUGGAGGCAAAUGGUAGGAGUGAAAUUCUAGAGUAUAUGAAGGGACAGAAUAGGUCAAAGGCUGUAUUUUAAAAAUGAGGGUCAUUAUUGCAAUACAGUACAUGUAGAAGAGACCAGAGGGGAGAAAAUGGCAGCCCAGUUGUAUUUACGCUAUACAAACUGCUCUGUAGCAAAAUCCGUUAAGAUUCUCAGAAUGAGGAUGUUCAACAUAAUUGGCGCACUAAAUGCGCAGCCAUCUUCCUAAUCAUAGUGCUGUUUAUGCGCUCUGAAAAUGCUGAUUCUGAAUGGUCCCAUAGUAGUUUCCAGCAUGAAUAAAAAACAUUGAAGGACCAUUGCAAAGACAAUUAAACACCAGUCCAGAUGUGGUGCUCUUUUAUUUGCUUUGCUUUGGCAAACAUCUGGAUUAUUGCAUUUGAUGUAUAGUUGGACACUUUGGACAUAUUUUUUGGCAUGCUUGUGUUAGAGCUCCUGCCACACAUUCAGUGUUUGCUUUGUAUGUAAUCCAUACAGUUCAAUGUAUAGCAGUUUGAAGUAAAUUAAACACCAUUCCAUUACCUCACGACAUGGCCUGACACCUAUGGGUGUUCAUUGGGAAAUUAUACAGUUCUUUAUCAAUCAGCCAAGUCCUUUUUAUAGCUUACAGAAAAGAUCAUCUCUUUUGAAAGCCAAAAAUAUGAAUCAUUUUACUUGUGACUCCUUUAAUUUUUCCUUUGGCCAUUUUUUUAAACCAAUGCAGAAUUUGCUUGUGUGUUAUGAAAAUACAAUAAACACUGAUUUAUUUAAAGCAAAAAAAUAUUGCUGGGUUUAGCAAGUAAACACUGUUCUUUCUAAGACAUAAAUUGAUUCCAUCCGAAUUCAAUAAUAUUUCUAGAGUUUGUUCAUUCCGAGUUAAUGAAAACAAUUCUUUCCUAACCUUGUUGCAAAGAAAGUAACCCUUUUAAAAAAGAAAUUGGGGCUUAUUGAUGAGAAUGAGAUAAUUUUCUCUUAAUGUGUUUUCUAAUAAAGAAGUGAAACUGCACUCGCUUCCAACAUAUAUGAAAAGAUUAUCUCAGUUAUUAAUGUGUCUUUAUUCCCAGGAGAAAAAUUAAUCUAGUUGCGUAAGGUUUCCACUUUCUGUUUAACAUCAAAUUGUAAUAAGACUAGACUUAAGGAAUGCAUAGAGGCCACACUUUAAAUUCCAUUGGAAUAUAAUGCAGACAUUUUAAAGGCUUGAAUGUUCUUGUUAUUGAAGUUUUUCAGACUUUAAGAUUUUAGUAAAAUAAAGGUCUGGAAAGCUGUGGACGGCAAUUUGCCCCCCCCCCCCCCAGCAUUGAGGUAGGGAAUUGUAACUGUUUAGAGCACAGAGAGGGAAAUGUUUGCUGAAGUUCCAUUGACAGAUCUAUGGAAGCAUAAGAUUCUAUUGACUCUUAAUUUUUAUGGUCAUAAAUUGUUCACCUAAGUCUUUGUGCACCAGAAAUUAGUUAACGCUUUCCCUCUCUGUGAGAUAUUUAAGAAUAUCUUGUCGUGUGUGGCACUUUAUUAGAUUGCAAGUUUGCAGUCAAGAUCUACGUUAUAUUUAGUCUUUGUACAGCUCCCAGGAAACUUGUUAUAGUAGUAGUAGUUUUAGUAAUUAUAACAACAGCAGCAAUAAUUUGGAACGUUGGAAGAGUUUAUUUUCCGAUAUGUUCUUUAAAAAGAUUAUAUAGUAUGUUUAGUCACCUAAAAAAAGUAGAUGCCUUUACAUGGCUGUCUCAGAUUUUAUAGCUUGGAUCCACAGAUAGCUUGACUUACGUGAAAGUACACCUCCGCUUGUGUAAGGCAGCUUCACUGAAUUAUCCAGUUUCCUAGUUGCACUUCAUUCCCAUGCAUCCCAUUAAAUGUAAUUCCAAAGUGUCCCUUAACUCAGGAGGUGGGUGGGGCAGCCAGGAAAGCUCUGCUGUGUGAGUAGAGUUCCACUUGUCUGUCUCUGGGUCCAACCAAAUGGAAAUUAAAUCAAUGGAAUUGUGUUUAAGAUCUUAACCUGGCACUUGGAAUCUAAGAUUCAGGGGGAGCUCUCAUUAUUCCUGAGACAAUUAGUUGUGCUUAAUUCCUGCUGAAAUCCGUGAAGCUAGUUUUCACAACUAACAAAUCUUUUCAAUUUCAAAGGCACUUAAAUACUAUUAAAGUCCUAUCCAACAACUAUGGGGGGGAAAGAGACACAGAUAACAUUUUAAGCACAUCAGUAGUAGCAUGAACACCAAUUUGUGCUCUCAUUAUCUCCACUACACUUAAAAUAUAUACAUAUUUUAUUUUUUAUAUAUUACAUUAAUAUCCUACCUUUCUCUUUCUCCCCAUUUUAUCCUCACAACAACCCUAUGUGGUGGGCCAGGCUGAAAGACUUAUGACAGUCCCAGGGUCACCCAGUGAGCUUCAUGGCUGAGCAGCUUUUACAUCCACAUUCUAUACAUGUGAAUAUUAAGAGAAGUUGCCUUAUUUUGAUCUGGGUGCAUCGCUCACUUAAUGAGUGAAAGCAGUUGAUCAGCUGAGGGCAGGGGUCAUAAAUAGACAUUUAAAUCCUAGGGAGCCUACACAUUUGACUGUACUGUAAUUAAAAUGGCCAAGGGUCCAUUUACACGAGACAUUUGGAAUCUGCUUAUGGGAAAUUUGAGGGUACAUUUCUCAUGGAGACAAAAAAGAGCUACAAUCUUUACCUUUUUUCCCCUAGUAAGGAGCAAGUUCCAGUUGUACUGAUAGAUUUGCCUCAGGAUUCCCUAAGCUACAUUUAAGUCUAGGUUUUUGAUGCAGGAAAGCACAAGGGGAUAAAAUUAUGUGCAAACCAUAGCUUUAUUAAGAUGAAAAUUAUGUUUCUCAGCAAUCCAUCAUCUAGAAUUCUAGACUGCUUGUCAGCUCUGUUUCAAAUAUGUCAUGUUCAUGAAAUUCAAAUAUUUUUGCCCUGAAAAUAAACCUUAGUAAUGUUAUCAUUACAGUUCUCAAUAUGGAGAGUAAAAGAGCUAUACUUUAUGCCUAAUAUAGUGGGAAAAUAUAGUCUUACACGAGACUCCUCUUUUAUUACAUUUUUUUUAAAAAUGUCUGAGUAUUUUGGACUUUUAUGUAGAUUGUAAAACUGAUUCUGCUAGAAACAUUUCUGUUCUCUAACUUGUUGGGAAAUUAGUUAGAGUUGGGAUGCAAAUUUGGUCUAAUCUAUAGUCUUAACACUGUCUACUCAGAAGUAAGUCUCACAGAAUUCAGUGGGGUUUAGUCCCAAGAAAAUGCAUAUAGGAUUUCAGCUAAAGUACCAUUUCCCGUUCAACAUCUCUGCAGGAAAGUAAGUGUAGAAGUAAAUUUCUGUAACGCGGUUUGCUCCACAACCAUUUUAGGGAUUGUUGGAAUUCUGUUGACUAGCUACGAUGAGUAUUGUAGUUCUCUUGCUUAUCUGCUACUAAAUGAACCCUAUCUUAUUAAUAGUGCAGUUUUAUGCAUGUUUACUCAGAAGUAACUCUUACUGGCUUGGAUCCUAAGUUGCUGCUUGGUUCAUGUAAAGGAGGAUGUGAUUUUUACCAACAACCCUCCAUUGUCAGUCCUGCGUCCCACAUUCCACAUCAUUUUUCAUUGAUCUGUAUCACCAAGGAGCAGUUGUUUUGGGGCACAAGGGACUGCAGAGGGGAGAGGGAAGGUCCUGCUCCAUCUAAGUAAACGGUUCAAUUUGUGUAGGGAAAGCUAGACUGCAAGCCAAUGUGUUGAAUGGGACUUGCAGUUCCCAAGUAAGCCUGUAAAGGAUUGCCUGCUUCACUUGUUUGUGUAUGUUUGUUUGUUGUUAGCAUGCAGUUUGAGUUAACCAUAUUUCUGGUUCUAGUCCAGAAAUAUACAUGUAUCCAUGAACAGCGCAUUACUUUGUGCAUACACCUGCACACACCCAGUUACUUAAAAGAUGCUUGACACUGUCAACUGUACCAACAAUGGUCACUCGUUUCAGAGGAAUGGACCGCCCCACUCCUGUUACCAGAGAUCAGCUUUGAGAAAGUUUACUGCACCAGCCAUAUGCUCAGUACUCCAUGUGCAGGGUCCAGUCCAGUUUGCUGCAACAUAUGGACCACCUUUGUUUGGAUAAAAUGUGUGUAUAAGAGAAUUCUAUUUAAUUAAGCUUAAUGUUGAAUUUAAAUGAAAAAGAAAACAUUGAUACAUAAAUUUAUAUUUAUGUUUUAAUCGGAUUUUAAUGUGAUUUAAAAUAUAAGGUAUUUUAUUUGAAAUAAGUAAAGUUAUUUUCAGAGAUAAUGCACUGCCUCUGUAUCUGAAAGAGACAGUACUAAUUUAUAUUCACUUUAUUUUUAUUUCAGUUUCAUCUCUAUCAAACAUCUAGUUGCACUCUUUUAACAUUUGAAAUAUAUAAUACAACUGUGGAGCGCUUUCAGUUUUCAUUCUAACAAAUGGGUGAUCUUGCAUCAGUCAUGUAAACAGAAGCAAGAUUGAGCCUCCCCUAAAAUCUAUUUCCAAAAUAAAUAAUUUAUUUCUUCAUUGAAAUCCCAUUUUCGAACAAGCAUGUUUUACUUAUAUGGGUACUGCAAUGCUAAUAUACAAUUCUGUAUAUUAUACAGUGGGACAUCGGGUUAAGAACUUAAUUCAUUCUGGAGGUCCGUUCUUAACCUGAAACUGUUCUUAUCCUGAGGUACCACUUUAGCUAAUGGGGCCUCCCGCUGCCGCCGCACAAUUUCUGUUCUCAUCUUGAAGCAAAGUUCUUAACCCGAGGUACUAUUUCUGGGUUAGUGGAGUCUGUAACCCGAGGUACCACUGUAUAGGUAAACUGUCAUCCCAAAAUUAUUAUCAGUAUUUCAGCAGCCCAUGACUGCUCUCAUUUAUAUACAAUUCUCUUUUUGGCAUAUCUCUUUUAAGGUCUUGAAACAAUGUUGUUCUGUAAAAUAUUAUUGCUCAUAAAUAUGAGUCUUUAUACUGAAUAAAACCUGGCUUCAAAAGCUUAGAAUUAUCCCCCCACACCCAAAUACCUCAUUGAAUUAUUUUGAUUUCAUCUGAAAGAAUAAGGCGGCACUUUAAUAAGAUGUAUUAAUGCCUAAAAUAGAGUGCACAUCUGAUGUCAGUAUGAUAUUGAUGCGAUAUGCUGAUAAAAACCUGAUUAUUGUGCUGAAAUGCCAUAUAAAACCUGCCAUGCUGGAAACAUUUCAGAGAGUUUCCUUGAUCAUUUGUUAUCCACUUUUACAUCGUGGGAUUUUAUGGCCUGCAGAUAUUUCUUGCGUGGUGAAUUUGAAUGCAUAUGCUCUUGAAGAACAACUUACGCACACACACGUGUGCACACACAGAAAUAUAGUCCAAUAUUUGCUUUGCUUCUAAGCCAAUGCCACCUCCCAUCCCCCCGAUAAGUUACAGAAUUCCAUUAUCCAAAUUGUUACACAUGUGUGACAGAGGUUGACCUUUAGUCAUGUCAAUCCUUUUUGUGUAGGCCUCAGGCUCCAGCUUAAUAGCUCAAAGCCUGAUUUACUCACUGUAAUAGGGGCAGAAGGUCGAGCAAUUGUCAGCCUGCCUGCUCAUACCCUUCUCAGAGCCUGGUUGAAGGCUGUUAACACAAAGCUUUUCAAAGUGAAUUUACAACCACCACCACUGACAGAGGCCAAUCAGUACACCAUAAAUGUCAGGUUAGUGAGAUUGAGCAGUAAGUAAAGUACUGACAGCCCACCAUUGGCUGAAAUCAAUUGCUUAAGAUUUAACUGAGAAUAGCAAUCUACGUAUAACCAUGUCUAAAUAUGUAGUGAGAGUUCCAUAGCAGAUUUACAUAUUGGCAACACAAAGGGUACCACUAGCUGUAACCUACAUUAAAGUAUUUCUCUUAUUUCAAGGGAAAUUUUCUCAUUCCAUGGUAUUGCAGCUUUGCAGAACAUAAAAUGUGGGUGCCAGAAUAUAUCAGAUCCGUAGGACAAAUGCCAUAGUGUAGCUCCACGGUGCCUCUUAGAUUUUUGUAUUUUUAUCUAGAAACCCUGUUUACUGCACUGAGCUUUUAUAAUAGCACCAUCACCUGUUUGUGAUGGGGAAACAGUUCAUAGCUUGGCUGUUAUAUUUCCUCCCUGUACUCCUUCCACUUUUUCUUCUCCUCCUAAUUUAGUACAUGGCUGAAGAAGGGUGAAGGAAAACAGAUACAGCACUGCCAGAGAAAAUAUAUGAUGGUUUUUAUCUUGCAUCAGUAAAGCUUAAUAAUUUUCAUCUAUUAAGUGAUACACUCAAAGCCUGUAAUUUGAUUCACUGAUUUGGUCUAAGCUUCAUUUGGAAGGAAACUGUGACUCUUCAUCCUGCUAUUCUGUAAUGGAAGACUAUCAUGAAAGUCACUAAUGAGUGAUUACAUUCUGAGGGUUUGAAUAUCCAUGAGAUGUAGUAACUAACAAGACUGAAUGUUUUUAUCAUUUUGUGCAAUGACAGCUUGGACAACAAUUCAUUUAGCUUUGAUGGCAUCAGCAUUAAAAUGUAAGAAUCCAUUAAAAUGCUGUAUGCAAGGAUUUAUAAAUUAGGCAAUUUCCUUGAUUAUUGCAACCAUUUACAAAAUUGAUUGUCCCAGUGUGGCAUAGGCAGAUUCCAACAAUGAUCAUUGACAAGAGGCAUGUACUUGAAUAUCUAUAUUCAUUGUUCACUAAAAUAGGAUGCCUCUCUACUAUUGCACUUCUCUCCAUCUCAAGGUCAAUCAUGCACUGAAAUAAGUCUCUUAAUGUAAGAGAUCACACAUCUUUAAAGAAGGCUCACAUGCUAUUUAUAGACUAGUCAAGAUAGCUAGAAAGCUUUUUUUCUUUCACCCUUAAUUUGCUUGCUUACAGUCUUAGACAUUCAAUACCAUCUGUACUGAAUAUUCUCUUUGCAGUCUGUUAUUGAGAGGUAAAUAAUUUUUGUAAAUUGCAGUAGUAAAUAUUUAUUUGAUUAAAGAUAUAAAAGUCAAUAAAGUGUUUUAUUUGUUUCUUCCUAAAGUUCUAAUUAACCAAUAGAUAUACUGUAUGGUAACUUGAUCUCAGUCAAUUUUUCCCGAGAAGACAUAAUAAGGAUGUUAUGUCACAAAGUGAAUACGUUCUUGAGUUAAGUUCCCUAUUUCAGAACCAGUAAAAUAAAUCAUCUAACUACAUAGGCAUUAACCACAAAACCACAAUUUUCCUUCAAAUAUGAAAAAUCAGAUGUGUGCAUAAUAAUAUUUUUUGGGGGAAACAGUUUUAAAAUAUCAAACAUAAAGUCAGGCUUUUUCUGAAAAAAAUAAAAUUAUUUUAAGACACAUGUGGCAGGCAGUAAAUGAAUAUGAGCCAGACUCCAAUCACCUUAUGGUCAUGAUAUGGACUACUGUUGCAGCUGUGGUUUAAGCAACAUUCUUGUACAGGAUGAUGCUACAAUCUGGAAUGGGCGCUUACCCAGUCUCCAGGUGAGCGGCAGUUGUGGCCCGUUGUGGCAGUCCCUCGGCUCCACAGAGCAAAAGACCUUCCCAUCACGUGACCAGCAUUUGGGGAAUCCCCCCAGCUGGCCACAAGGGAGGGUGGGGUAGCCCACUAUCUGCUUGGUUGCAAACUGGCUAAUCAAGUGGCUAGAGGGCCUGGCUAUAAAGGACAGCUGCACCCAAACUAAUAACAGGUCAGGAUGAAAUGGUUCAUCACCCCUAACUCAAACAGGUACGAUCCCAAGGUACCCCAUUAGAGGGAUCUAUUGGGAAGACUCUAACCAGAAGCAAAGUGUGAGGGCCAACAGGCCAUAGAAUUUCUGGCAGUGGCUUCAGGGGGCCACCGAGGCAGACCCGUGUCUUGAGGAGGUCCCCUAAUCCCUUGAGAUGUUCCUGAACUCCUGACUCCCAUUGUGCUGGACCAUUGGCCAUGCUUAGCUGUGGCUGAUGGGAGUUGUAGUCAGUCAACAUCAGAAGGGUCACAGGUUCCCCACUCUGGAUCUAGAGAGAGAUCCUUUCAGGAUAUGGAGAUGAAUUUUUCUGCACUGCUUGAGCCACCUUAGCUUGUUUUUUUGACACUUCUCAUGUGCUUAAUUUUCAAAAUCUGUGACUUGCUGGUGAAAUUGGUAGAGCAUUGAGCUUUAGUACUCUCUUUAUCUUUUUACAAGUUUCACAUUGCUUAAUGCAUUGCUCUUGAAAACACUGUAUCUAAGGCGGCUUAAAUAUAUUGCAAAAAACGUUUCACUAAAGUUUGUGCAUGCAAAUAGUGUGCUUCAAAGGAAACACGUUAUUUUGUCCAAAUUUUACUUUUAAACAUCCCCCUUCUCUCCCUAAUGCUGAUGAAAUCUUUAACCAGUGUCAUGACAGCACAUAACAUAAGGCCUCAAUUUUUUAAAAAGUUCACCAUUUUAGCAGUUAAUUCAAUUUGAAUUAUGUCACCUUCAGAAGAAUGACUCAUGCAGGUAUUAUCAAAUUUGUAUUUUAAAGAAUGAUGGAUGAGAGCUAAUUCUCUAAACAUGGUUUUGAUAAUGUUGAAAAGUUUUCAUAACAGGAAGGUUGUUAUAUAUCUUGGCCACAUCUUGUGUUCAUCUCCAACAAACCAGGUUCAGAAUAGCAGAUGAUAUUUAAUUAGCCACUUAGAAUGUUUGCUAAGAUAUUGGGCCCUCUAAAGUGAUUUUUUUUAAAAGAUGGAAAUGCAUAUAAAAUGCUCCAGCUAUGUGUAAAUGGUAAUUAAAAAUUACUGCACAAUAAAGAAGAUUAAUUUGUAUUUCAGCUUCUUUUUUUUAAAAACAGAAAUAACAUACGAAAGAGGCAAUUCUGAUCUGAGUACAUAACUUCUGAUCAAAGAAGGUCCACUUGGUUGUCUCAGUCCUGAAUAUUUCAUACAGGCGAAGCUUCUGUGUUCACAUGGAAUAACCCCAUCAGAUGUUAAUGGAGAAACAGAUCCAGGUUUACAUUAUUUAGGGAGGUCAUGCGCAGAAGUCUCUGACUCUGGUGUUUAGAAUCAGGCUGUGAAGCUUCAGCUUCUGGAAGCAUCAUAACUCUCUGUGUGCUUUUUUACCCAUGACUCUCUUUCUGUAAGUGCUACCCACAUGAGUGUCACAAAAAGAUAUAUACUGUCAUAUCAGAUAGAAAUUGAGUAACUUAAGUUCUGUUACCAGAUAAGGGUUGACACUAUUGCUUUCGUGCUUUCCAGUCUUAAAUGUAUUGUCCAAACCUGAUCCAGAGAUAUUGUGUGUUUUUCUGAAUAUAUGGUCCUGUAGUAUAUAUGCAUCUGUGGCUUUCAUGUACCUUGUUCAGUCUAAGAGCAAUUCCAUGUGCACAUUCUUCCUCCAUUAGAGUGAAUGGAGAAGCUGUUGUGACCAAAGGAGCUAUCCUAAAGUUUGUCCUACUCCUCUUCAUAUGAAUCAUUUGCAGAACGUGGAGAUAAUUACGUUUGGGAUAGAGAUUUCAUGUUGCAGUUUGUUUAGUAUAUUUGAGCAUAGAUUGUUCCUGCCAUUAAAAUUGAUCUUCUUUUAACACAAAGUUUAGGGGUAGAACUUUUUUUUAACUGGGAUUUAUUGGCAUACAUAAUGCACCUCCCAAACACAUUGCUCACCAAUAUAGAGUUCCCCCCUCCCCUGUUCUUCAGUCUUUCUAUUUCCAUUUCCUGAAACUUGGGAACAGUUCAGUUGAAACCAAUGAGAUUUGCUUCAAAUAACGUAGUACAGACCUGGGGGUACACCUCUGUUGGAAUUUUAAUGAUCCUCUUUUAAUUUUUGUUUUCCAUUUUGUACCUCUUUAUUUUCCUACCAUUGCUUUUAAAGCAAGCAAUGAUGCCCCCAUUAUUAUGUUAAUUCUACUGUUGUAGCUGUAAAUUGGGUUGCAAUUUUUAGUAGUUUGAGUGGUACUAGGAAUAGUUGAAGUCUUUAACAUUUGCACAUGCAGUCAUAAAAGUGUCUGCUUCUUCUUCAGCCAUGCAGGUAUGGCUAUAAGACUAAUUAUGGCACCAGGCCAGGUGGAAUUACAUUUGCUGCAUGGCAGAUCUACCAAAGUCAGUGGGAGUUUUAGUAUACAGCAGGUGAUUGACUUGUUCAAUAACCAUAAGAGAAUUCAUGGUUAUCCGAUACGCAACACAGUUUUGUAUUUUGUCCAAUAGAUGGCAGUGACCCGUGUGCACAUAUGCCUGAACUCACCCACAUAUGGUCAAGUUGCCAUUUAAAUUUGAUAAAUCCAUAUGAUUAAUGAAUGCUGGAAAUUGGAUACUGUGUCAAGAAAUUGAUUCCCAAAGUCCUAGUAACCACACUGUUUAAAACAAUCAAUGGCAGUACCAGCUUCUGAUCAAUAGGAUUAUCUUUCUCCGCUGCACAUGAAAGAUAUAAAUAGUAUAUGGAUAUGGCCUGAUCUUAUAUAGAACCAGUGCCCCUUUCCUUGUGCUGAGCCUUUAGCUAUUUCCAUUGACUUCUGCUAGGCUCUUCAUAGUAACUUACAUACAUUGUGCAGUUCUUAAGAUUUAGAUAUUAAUUCAGAUUCUCACAGAGCUUUAUAUUACCACUGAAAAGCAGAAGUGCAUUGCAUUGAACAGUGCAUAUAUUGGGAAACAAUAAAACCAAAAACUAUGCAAGGUCUGCAUAGGCUGCCAUUCUGUAUCCACUUCCCUGUGAGCAAGCACCAUUGAAUUCACUGGAUCUUACUUCUGAGUAGGCAUGUAUAUGCUUGUGCUGUUAAGUGGGGAAGGGCCAUGGCUCAGUGGUAGAACAUCUACUUUGCAUGCAGAAGACUCCAGGUUCAAUCCCUGGCAUGUCCAAAUCGGGCUGAGAGAGAUGCCUGCCUAAAAUCUGCCCAUCAGUCAGCCAUACUGAGCUAGGUGGCCCAUCAGCUAUGCAAGAGCACAUUCAUCAACUGUGCCAUCUCUGCCACACCUCCGGCUCUUGCGAACCAGAGGAACAGAAGGACUUGGUUGACCAGGUGUUCCCCAUUUCCAAGUACCUGGCACACGUAAAUGUAGUGUUGCCUGUUAAUUUUUUUUUUGUAAUUUUCUAAGACUUUAUUCAAAAGAUAACAUGCCCAUCCACACAUUUAUGUUGCAUUUGAUACUAGUAAUUUACAGCAGCUAAUUAGGAAAAAUACUAUUUUAUUCUUAGUUCCUUCAAAACAGAGGCAACAUAUUUUGAUAUGUGAACAACUCACUGUAUUAUGUACAAAUCUGAAUAAUGUCUCACUUGUGGUUUACUUGGCAGAGCACUGAGAAAGGAAGACAAGACUUGGAAGCCUGUUUUGGCUUCAGUUUUGUUUUGACUUAACUGUGUCAGUUUCCCAGUAUCCUAAUUGUAUUUUACUGAGAAGGAGCUUACAGUUUUAUGAAGGGCUUUACUGUAGAGUAGUAAUCAUAAUAAAAAAUGACUUGAUUACAUUUCUUGAAGUUUGUUGUUGACUGUUUUUUGUUGAUCAUGCUUUAAGAACAAUUAACGCAUUGGAAUGUCACUAUCGCUUUUGAUAACUGAAAGCUCACUUUUGAUCACGAUUUAAAUGAAAAAUGUGAAAUAUUUCAGAAUGUGGAAUCAGUUAGAGUAUAGCAAAAAUUAUUUUAUAAACAAGUCUGGGCAGAUCUUUCUUAUCCAAUCUUCAGGUAUUUGUAGCUCUGUAAUAGAAUUCACAGCAUGUAUCUAACAAUUUGGAUAAAAUGCUUAAAUUAACUAGAAUUUAUUUAUUUAUUUAUUUAUCCACUUAAGAAUUCUAUCCUGCUCUAAUUGCCUCCUUAUGGUAAAGAACAUGUAAUUUGAUUUCAUUUUAUCACAUUAUUUUAAAGACUAGUUGAUGCAAUAAUAUAUAACAUUCCACCACUCCAUGUCUCGUUAUAUAUAAAUAACAUUCUAAUCUCAGCAAACUUUAAAACAGGGAAUAGUAUAUAAAUAAUGGUAGAGUUGUAAAUUUAAAUGUGUGUAACUCUCUUAAUGGCCUAGAGGAAAGAUAAGAUAGUUCUGCAGCUAUCUGCUAAAGGGAUUACUCUUUAGGUUAAGUGAUAAAGGUCCAUGAUUUUGGGAUCAGUCUCUAUGGAUAACACAUAUGUACCCUUUAGAACAUAUUUAAGUUGUGUUACAUGGAAAUAAUAUAGGUUCCAUAUUAAAUACAUAACUGUUUUUAAUAGGGAGAGGAAUUCUGGGAUCCAUAAGUCAAUAUGGCAAAAUAGAUGUGUAUUAAAAUCAAUAAUAUUAAAAUGUUCAAAAGCAAAUUCUCCAAAACUCUACCAGUGCAACCCAAAUAGUAACAAAUCAGCUUGAAGAAAUUUUGAGGGGUGGAUCUUGUAUUUCUGUACCUACAGAUUCCUUUAUGUAACAUCACAUUUGGAUUUGGGGGGGGGGGAAUUAAUUGAUCAGUUUGAGUCCAAGGUUUCUACCUAGAAUUAAGUUCCUUGCUAAUGUUGUGUGUAAAUACAUAUUUGGCUAGUAAUAGUUGACCUUCGGUACCAGUAUCAGAAUAAAAAAAUGCAAUGCCUUUUUUAGAGCAGUAGUAAAUUGUUCUUUUUAUUACUAUAUUUCCAUUGAAAUAACAGUGUGAAUGAACUGUGCAGCUAUUAUUCAGCAGCUGCCACAGCUGUCACUUUGGUGAACCACUUGAUAAAUUGGAUCCUGAUAUUUACAAAAUCUAUUAAAAUAUGACCCAUCAUGUGUUUGUUUAUAUGUUGACAAGAUGAUGUACACACUGCAGGUCAAGGGUGAGGUGAAUUGUUAUGGUGUACUUGUCAAGGCAGCUUUUAAAAUAAAGAGCAUUUAAAUAAUUUGUGGAGAAUAGCUGCUCAGAAAACAGUUGAAUGGCAACCUACCGAAUACUUAUUUAGAAAACAAAACACCUCUGCGGAUCUGACACAAAAACCUGUGAUAGUUAUCAAUCAGAAUAUUUCUAUAAUAUGUUUGGCAAUUGGCAUUUCAGAUAGAGAAAAUAAACAGCAAUAUUAAACAGAAGGUUAUUGAUUUAACUACCUGGGUGGUUUCCCCAGGACCACAAAGAACUUUCCAUUCUGCCUUGUCACUUGCAUACCUUCCCUUAUCUUUCUUUCACCAAACCUUUAUUAGGCAUUACAGAUAUAGACCAUCUUAAAACAUCCAUAUACAAAAAGUUUAAAACAUAUACAAAGAAACAGCCAUAUAAGAUAUAUAGUAACAGAAAUUUUCAUUGGAGUGUCUUCCCGCUAAACCGUGCCAUUCACCACUGUAAGAGAUAAUAUUGACAGGAACUCAGCCACCCUUGCAGCUACCUCUGGGGUAAUGUCAGACAGGUAGAAUCUGAUAUUUUCAUUGCGCCAUGAUGUUAAAGGUAAAGGUCAAGGGACCCCUGACUGUUAAGUCCAGUCGCGGACGACUCUGGGGUUGCGGCGCUCAUCUCGCUUUACUGGCCGAGGGAGCUGGCAUUUGUCUGCAGACAGCUUCCGGGUCAUGUGGCCAGCAUGACUAAGUCGCUUCUGGCGAACCAGAUCAGCACACAGAAACACCGUUUACCUUCCUGCCAGAGUGGUACCUAUUUAUCUACUUGCACUUUGACGUGCUUUUGAACUGCUAUGUUGGCAGGAGCAAGGACCAAGCUCACCCUGUCGCGGGAAUUCGAACCACCGACCUUCUGAUCGGCAAGCCCUAGGCUCUGUUGGUUAGACCACAGCGCCACCACGUCCCGCAAAGAUGUUAAACUACCCCCCUAAAAGGGGGUUAACACGUGUUUACUUAGCUGGCUGUACGGUGGGCAGUAGAAAAGAAUUUGUCUGUCACAUGUGUCCGGCACAUUCAGAUAACAUCUGCAAUGUCUAACAUUUCUAGGGAUGUUUAACUAUCUGCCCUUAACAAAAGCUGAUGGGAAAACGUUCAUCCUGGCUAACAUAAAUGCCCUGCACUUUACACCUUCCCUUUUCAACUAGGCUUGUCAACUACACAAGUUUGAGAUUAGUCUGCAAUAGCAGCAUCUAAUUCAUAGUCAGUGUAUCUGCUUAUAAAGUAGGCUGGGUGGAUGGAUGGUUGUGUGCUCUUGAUGGGCUUACCCUCACUCAGAAGGAGCGGGUACGUAAGAGUACUUCUGUAUCCUUUGCUGUCACUUGAGGAUUUGGUGGCCUCAGUGCUGCAGUGUCUUUCAUCCAUUUCAGCUGGUGGCCCAGCUGUGUCCCUAUUUGGACAGGGACAUGGGUGUAGCCUAACUUCUGUCAUCUGUAUUCUGGUAAACUCUGGGUUAAAUUACUGCAAUGUGUUAUAUGUAGAGCUGCCUCUGAAGACAGUUUGGAAACUUCAGCUGGUGCAGAAUUCAGUGGACAGGCUGCUUUUGGGGGCUAGAUGGUUUGAGCAUUUCACAUUAAUCCUAGCCCAACUUCACUGACUGCCAGUUGGUUUCCAGGCCCAAUUCAAAGAGCUGGUUUUGAGCUAUAAAUCCUUAAAUGGCUAAGGACUGUAACAUCUCAAGGACUGCCUCUCCUCAUAUGAACCAACUUGGACCAUGCAAUCAUCAUCUGAGGCCCUUCUUCACAAGAGGUCCAGAAGGCGGCAACACCAGAACUGGCCUUUUCUGCGGUAGCUCCCCGUUUGUGGAAUGCUCUCCCCAAGGAGGCUUGCCUAGUACCUUCAUUACAUAAUUUUAGGCACCAGGUGAAAAUGACCAGGCUUUUGGCUGAUAAACAUGCCAUGGCCUUUUAAAUGUGUUUGUAGUGGGGGUUUAUUGGUUUAUUUUUGUUUUUGUUUCAUUUUGUAUUUUGAGUUCUCAUUUUGUAUUUUUAUGUUCUGAACAGCCCUGUGAUCUAUGGAUGAAGGGCAGUGUGCAAAUCUAAUAAAUAAAAAAAAUAAAAAAAAUAUAUGUUUAUACAGUGGUACCUCAGGUUACAUACGCUUCAGGUUACAGACUCCGCUAACCCAGAAAUAGUGCUUCAGGUUAAGAACUUUGCUUCAGGAUGAGAACAGAAAUCGUGCUCCGGCGGCAAGGCAGCAGCAGGAGGCCCCAUUAGCUAAAGUGGUGCUUCAGGUUAAGAACAGUUUCAGGUUAAGAACGGACCUCCAGAACAAAUUAAGUACUUAACCCCGAGGUACUAUUGUAUAUAUCUUAUCCAUUUGUGUGUGUGUUUGGUUUUAGUUUCCUUUAAAAGAGCAGCAAAGCUGUGAGAUUUAUAUGUUAAUGCACCAACUAGCUAACAGUCAGUUAAGAGUCUUAACCGCCUAUGAAGUUCUGUAGGAUUUAUAACUGAAGUAUAUACACCACAGAACAAAGAGCACAUUUUAAGUAAAAUGUCCUUGUUGGCACCAAAUUCUCAGGGAAUAGCACAUGGUUAGAAGAAAACAACAAGGCAGCAGGACUAGUAUAGUGGGUGUUAACCUUGUCCAAAUGUAUAUGCUUUUUAUAUUAAAUGAAGAACACUUAGAUAAUGCAUUUUGAAUGGCAACAAAGCACUAGUCAUAUAUUUUGAAAAAUUGAUAUUUAAUCAAUCUAGUAAUAUGAUUUUACUCAAGAGGGGGGGAAAAUCAUGUAUAAACCAAACAGAAAACUAAUUUUAGAAAAAACCUAAAUUCCACAAAAGUUUUUAUCAAAGGGAAAGAAGGUGGUGUGGAAAAUCUCAUGUUAUCUGUGCCUAAUUUUGCUGUUUUACUUUAGAAGCUAAUCUCAUUAUCCUGAAUAAGAAUUGGACAGGGGAUACAAACAAAGUGAGAAACAAUGUUUAUAAAUGUUUUCUGGACUCUGGGCAAGAAGAUGUAUUGUGGGCAGGGAUAAGGGAGAAAUUUCUUUGCAUUUAAAGGUGAAACUAUGAAAUCUAUACUCUCCAAACAAAUACGCAAACUAGAACACCAAUAUCCUUUAAAAUAUGCACUUUUCCUAAUAUUUUGAUGCAGUUUCUUAACCAAUAAUUGUAUGCAGAAAUAUUAGCGUAAAGUGUGCAUAAGAAUGUGUAUAUUAGUGAAAAUAACAAAAGCUGCCCAAUAUUAAGGAAAAUGUGUACCGUAAAUACUGUACAGUACAAAACUAUAUUAAAAAUGUGUAUAUUAGGAAAAAUUCACCCUAAAAUGUGGAAUUUUCAUGAGGAUUCCUUUUUAAAAACAAAAAACAAAACUGUUGCAGUGGAAAUGUGGAGAACUCAAUUUAAGACUGAAGAAAUGAGAAUCAGAAAGAACCAAACUUGACAGAUGCAUUCAUCCUUAGUUGCAAGUCAGGGUAUUAUGUUCCUAAAACUUUAUUCUGGGUCCAGUCUCAUGGUAGAAUCACAGCACUUCAAAAUUGAACUUGUAGUGAAUACUGUGAAUCUCAUAGAUCCAGAAAAUUCAAAGUGGAGUUUUGGAGUGAAACAUGAGAGGAGAUCUCCAUUACCUUAUUUAAAUGGAAAAAUUGUUCCAAUUCUGCUAUAAUGUCAGUAAACUGAGUUCACAUACCAGAUUUCACUCCUUACUUAACAAUUUCUCCCAUGAGUUUCUCAUACUUUGACUGUUUCUUGGACUUUGUAUUUUGUGGUUUGGUAAUAAAUUAUUAUAAUAUGAUACCGUGAGCAAGGCUUUGAAUGUAUUUUUUGGCAGGGGCAGUGCAUUGUACAGAACUUUACAGCUCUGAAAGAAGAGAAUACAUGAAUUUGAUCUGUUGUUUAAAAAGUAACUUAAAUGAAAAAAAUUCAGGCUUCUUACAUAAAAGUUUGGAUGCAAAGGUUCUUUGCAGUAGUGGCAGGGCACUUAUGCCCAUGCACUUAUGCUCAUUCUCCCGGUUUCUCCCUUUCACUAUAGCUUUCCCUGACCAUCAAGACUAGGUUAGAAUAUUAAGUUCAAACCAUUGCGGGAUAAUGGCUGUUUCCCCCUUUCCCGAGUGGGUGGCAGUUGAGGCCGCCCGCGAUCGAUCGCCAUCCCCAGCAGCUGGAGCACACAGGCUCAGCUGGCCAUUGAGAAUCUUUUCAGCUGGCUCUGCCGCAGGACGGGGUUGCCUGCCAAAAGAUCUCCCAUGUCAUUUUCUAUAACCAUAGCAGGCGCUGUACCUCUCCAACUGAAGGUGCACCUCUUCCAUUGUCUCCUGAGACAGACGGAUGCAACCAACUUUCAGUUAAACGUAUUUGGGACUGGUGUGUGAUGGAUCAAUUAUAACCACAAGUACUUGGAAGUAAGUUCGACAACUUUGAGAGGAACUUACUUCCAAGACAAGAGUACUUAGAAAUGCAGAUCCCUUUUUGUAACUUUAACAUUUUUAGUAUUGGUUGAACAAUUGUCAGCAAGUUCUAAAUAGUCUCAGUAUCUCACUGCUUACAUUUGAAGGGUCUUAUAACUGAAAUUAAAAUAUACAUAGUAUACAUUUUUGGUUUUAUUUGUGGUUUAAAUAAAAGCACAUGGCUAAUGAAUACGUUUUCCAGCACAUAUGCUCUUGUGAAGUGUAUGUUUGUGUUAUUUGAGAUUACACUGCUGGAGUCUGUGUUGGCUUAUUAAAGCAAAAACAUCACUUCGGCACUUUGACUAACACAUUAAUUGUGGCUUAAGGUGGCAGACCUCAGCUACAUUUUUAAAAAUGUGACACAGGAUCCUUUUAAGUUUGUACGGGCAAUGAAUUCCUGGGAGAUGUCUCAGUCUAGUAUAUAUGUGUAUUUUAUUAAAAUAAUUUAUAUGCUUUCAUUUGGAAAAGGCAUACAAAGGUGUUUCACAAAUAAAUAUAACACUGUCACAAAAACAGAUCAAUAAAAUGGAAAUUUUGUAGGUAAUCAUAUUUAUAUCCUGCUUUUCAGCCAAAAUUGACUGAGGUUAUACCAGUAAACAUUCCAUGAGCUUGUUUGAAGGUUCUAGCUAUCAUAUAGUUUGACCAAAGAACAGUACCCUCCUUCUGUCAUCCUCCUUCAUUGAGCAGUUUCAUGAGGGAUGCAAAUGGAGUGGGCAAGCAGGGAGGGGACGCCCAUCUUCCUACGCCCAUCUGCCGAAUCAACCCCAGUGAUAAAUGGGGUAAACCAGAGCUUUCCAAACUUUUCAUGUUGGUGACACACGUUUUAGACAUGCAUCAUUUUGCAACACAGUAAUUCAGUUUUACUAGCAAACCAGAGGUUAAACUAACCCAUUUCCAGCCCCAGGAGGAGCGUGGAGAGCGUUAGCAUGACACACCUACACACUGCAGCUGACAUGCUAACGUGUCGCAACAGACAGCUUUGAAAGCUCUGGGGUAAACAGUGUCUCAGCUAGAUGAAACUGACAUCCGCCAGUUAAAAUCCAAUGCAAAGAUAUAAGAUGUUAGAAUCAACUUGGAGAUAACAUGGGGUGAGGGUGGAGGACAGAAACUUACAUGAACUACACAGCUCUUUGUAUUAACAGAGUUGUGUUUUGUUACUUCGAAAGUGCUGGACAAGCAAGGUUUUGAAAUGAGUAUUUCUGUUGUAUCAGAAUCAUCAGCGAAUAUGAUAGCAAAAUGGCUACCACAGUCUCUGAAUCUUGCUGCCGUCUAAAUUUGAAGUGAUGGCCUAUGGUUAUUCAGAUUUAAACUAACGUACAAAUAGCAUUUUAUGUUUUCUGAUAUUUCAGUGCUUUCGUUGAUGUGAGCCACACACUCCCAUCAGUUUGUGCUGGUAUAAAUAAAGAGUAUUAAUGUACAGCAACAAUUAAAGUUGGUUUUACAGCAGCAUAUGCAAGAGUAGAAUGAGGUCUGAUAUCUACCUUUGAUGAUGCAUACAACAUGUCCACUAGAAUAAAUUUGUAUAAUUUAAACAGUCUCUGUUUUACAAAUCUGAAGUCACAAAUAUUUUCCUUACAAAACAUUUGUUCCCAAUUUUAGCCUUUUUUUAUGCAAUAAGGUCAGAAAAAGUUCAAAAUGACAUGAUGGAGUAUAUCUGUCUAUUUGGAAAAGCGAUCUCGCCAAUAAUAUAGGAAAGACACACUACACUCUUUUUGCCUGUAGCAGAUUUUUUUAUUAUUAGAAUUCUUAAGGCAGCUACAGAAUGCUUGAACUUUGAUUUCCAUUUUACAAGUCAUGGGCUAGAUCCUGAUUUAAGUGUGCAUAUGGGGUUGGCACAAGUUGAUUUUUCAUAUCAGUCCCCUACAAACAUUCCUCCAAAGGUCAGGAACUCUGCUGAAUGGAGUGGGCUGUGGUAUGGCAAUGGGGGGGGAGGGAUAAGGGGAGACCCCUGUAAAUUGGGUAGAGGCAACUUCCAGCUUCACUUAUGGAGGAUGCUGCUACUGAUUUUUGUGUUCUCCCUCAACACCCAUGCCACAGCUACUCCAUUCAGCAGGGUCCCCUGACCUUUGGUAGAGUUUUUGCAGAGGACUGAUAUGGGAAAGUAGAAGUAGGAAAGUCAACUUGUACCAGCCCUACUAUGUACACUUUCUUUAACACAUGAAUUGUAAAAUGAAAUCCUCUGUCAUUCAGUGGAGUAUUGGGGGAGUAUUUUUCCAUGGAAAUAAAGAGCAAGGAAGGAAGCUUGCACCCCUCACAUUAUGCACGAAACUCUGGAUCCAACCCUAUAUUGUUGUAGAUUUUCAUUUGAUAUACCAGCACAUAUUUAGUUGACUUUUUAAACUGAAAAAGUAGGAAUAGAUGGACUGUUCUCACAAAGCAGUGUGUACCACCAAGCUGUAUGAGAAGUGGGAUCCUCCAAGGAUCUGUAAUAGGGCUAGAGCUUCUUAACUUGUCCAUAAAUGGCCUAGAAUCAGGGGUGAGCAGGGGUGGUGAAGUUUAGUGGCAGCAGGGAAUUAUUUAGAAUGAUGAAAACAAAUAGUGAAGGGGCUCCAAAAGGAUCUGUAAAAAAUGAAUGGAAAAGAGCAUGGUAAAUGUGGUUCAGUGUAAGUAACUAUAUAGUGAUAUACACUGUGAAAAAAAUCCUCACAUAUAUGAUGCAUGGAUGGGAUCUGAGCUGAUGGUGACUGACUGUAGCAUGUGGAUUCAGGAUGCUGAAUUUCAGAAGUUUCUUUUUUGUGGGGAUGGGGAAGAGAGUUCCUAAUUUGUGUCCUCCCUCUACACAAAUGAAAAAUGAGUCAUUGUAUUUUUGUCAUGAAAUGUAAGAUACAUAAAAUAAGGUUGUGGGGAAAAGUAAUCAAUAAUGUAAAUAUUAUUAAAAGCAAAUGUAGCUAUGUUAGUCCAUAAGAAAAAGAUCCACAGUUCACAGCUGAGAAAUACCUUUAUUGGAAUUAUACAAAUUCUCACAAAAUCAUGGCAAGUUUUUGAGAUGUUAGGCAAGAUGUUAGCUCUUGGAAUUAUCUUUUAGGGGUUCUUGCUUUCCCCUGUUUGUUCCACAAAUCAAUACGAUUAUUUUGCAAAGGUUUAAUUAUUAUUAUUUCAUUUUAUAAUUUACAUGAAACAGAAGGGCAGUUAUAACGACAGACAAACAGCAAAAGAUGAAAAAAGGAUCUAAUAAAAUAGGCAUGCAGAAUGAGUAGUUGCACAUGAGUUAAAAUGAGAAAGUCCAAGUAAAGACUAUGAACAUUCUCAGAUCAAGUACAGUUCCAGAUUGCCAAGCUUGUGAUGAGGGUUGUCUUGAAAAUGGUGGUUCCACUGCAUAUGUCACAAAAUAAUUAUGAUAUAAAAAGUGUCUGGAGGUUCUAGUCCUUGUUGAAAUCUCAAAUUUUGUGUCGUUUUCUCUGUUCUAGCAAGAUUCCAGGGUGAGUCGUAAUAAGCACCCACAGUGUUAGAUUUUGGGCUGUUUUCCAUUGAGUUGCAAUUACUAUUCGGGCUGCCAAGAUCGUGUAUAAGACCAGUUCUUUUGACGAUAUAUUUACAUUGGUAUCAUCAGAAAUAUUCAGUAACAUUAAUUUUCUUUUGUAAUAUUUCUUACUUCUAUCAAUAUUAAAUUCCAAAAAUAUUGCACCAAUUGACAUUCCUAUCUUAAAUGAUAUUAUGUACAAAUUUUAUUGCAACUCUUCCAACAAUUAGGUUAUAUAGAAGAAAGCAUUUUUGACUACUGCAAAGGAGUGAGAUACUAUCUGUGUAGUAAUUUUAAGUUUCCCCUAAAAAAACUGGAAACAGAUUUUUAAGAUUGAGAUUCCCAAAUUUUAUUCUAAUCCUUAGGAAGAAUUUAUGUUCCAAUAUCUAGUUCCCAUAUCUUUUUAAGGGGUUCCAUAAAUCCAUAAGCUACAUCAAGCAAUAUAGAGUAAAAUUUAGAAACUAAACCUUCCCCUCCCUUACCCAUAAAUUUUUACAGAUUUUUACAAAUAAAACAAUGAAUCUGAUUAAAAUGGAUCCAGUUUGUGUUAAGAUUUGACAAGGUCCAUUUUAUUUGGUUAAUAAAUAUAGGUUGGCUAUUGGUAUAGAAAUCUCAUAAUGGAUUCCUGAUGUUCAAAUUGCUUCUAUCUUUCUUGCUGGAAAAAAUCUGGGUGAUGUGAUCUUCCCUCACCCAUCAACAUUGAUGCAGUGGGGGGAGGGGGAAGGAAAACUAGGAUUGCUACUUCAGGAUCUGUUUAACCCCAUGAAAAAUUUGGGAUGUGCUUUAGUCUUCUAGGCCACAUUGGCUUUAAAUGGAGAGGAAUUUUUCACAUGAUUUUUGGAGUCUAGCACUAUGCUUCAUGUGAAUUGCACCUGUAAACAAGUUGUAGCUCUGAGACAAAAUAGGAAGAAGCAAUAGGAGCCCUCCUGCUAUAAUUGGUUUUAUUUCUGCAUAUUCAUAAGAUGAGCUAAAAAGGUGGAUAUACUGUUAAAACCUAGAUCAAUUGCUAGUAAAACAGGCUAGGAUUUUUACAAGUAGCUAAUGGGUUAAUAUCCCUAAAUAUUCAUUUGAAUAAAUGAAUAAAAAACAGAAAAAUGCUACCCUAUUAAUAAGUUGAUUUUGCCAUUGUUUUUUUGUGCUCUUAUUUUGGAUAAUUGAAUGGGGGGCGGGGAGAUACAAAACAUAUUCCUGAUAUUUAUUUAUCAACAUUAAAACUCCUUGCAUCUAUGUGUUAUUGUAUAGUCAAUUGUUUUGGCAAAAUAAUUUACAGUGUACCACUGUGCAUCCUGUUUUACGUCAUUUUGUUGCCAUUUGAUCAAUUCAUAAAACAAGCAAAGAGGAUUAAGGGUUUAUUUAUUUUUGUGGUAACAGUAUAAUGUAUUACAAUACUUUAUAUAAAUUGGAUUAUAAGGAAAAAUGUAUUGCUACAAGAUCACUUGCUUACAUAAUACAGUCGUACCUUGGAAGUCAAAUGGAAUCCGUUCUGGAAGUCUGUUCGACUUCCAAAACGUUUGGAAACCAAAGUGCGGCUUCUGAUUGGCUGCAGGAAGCUCCUGCAGCCAAUCGGAAGCCGCAGAAGCAUCGUCGGACGUUCGGGUUCUAAAGUAUGUUUGCAAACGGGAACACUCACUACUGGGUUUGUGGCCAAAACGUCCGAGUACCAAGGCAUUCGGGAUCGAAGGUAAGACUAUAUUCAGCUAUACAGAAUACUACAGAUAUCGUGAUACAUUAAUUUGAUGCAUAUUAUUCAAGCAAUGAUAAUUUUUUCUAGUAAAGGAACAAAGUGAUUUCUAUUGUGAAAUGAAGUCGUAUCUACUCCAUAUAGGGCAACCCAUGACAUGCUGAUCUACUAUUUAUUCAUUAGCACCCAAGUCUCUUAGACUGUGGUUAAACAAAUUUUAGCUGUCCAAAACGAUAGACUGGGGGGCAGCAGCAGCAGCUGUGCAGUGGGCUGCUGUCCCAACAGUAUCUUAUCUAAGCUGGCUGUGACUCUUGUAAUAAUCAGGGACUCCCUGGGACUGGGACUUCUUCAUAGUAUCCUCUCGCCUUCUCUUGAGAUCCUGACAGCUGUCUUUAGGUUUAGUUUAUUCUUGCUGGAUGGAGUAAGCUGAAAAGGCUACCAAAAAUAAAGUUUACAAGUGUUUCUAGAAUAACGUUCAAAUGUUAAAUUUAUGCUAUUCAUAACCUAUUGGAGGUCAGUUUGCCCCAGAUACAACCCAAUGUGCUUUGUAGGGGGUUAGAAAGAGAAUGUAGUAGACUUAGGAAAACAUCAUAAUUUUAAAAGUGACACAUUUCAACAACGAAAUAAAACUGUAGGCAGUACAGAAAAGAAGUAAGAUCCUUGAAAACCAUUACUUCAUUAGGGCAAAUGUUUAAUGUGUGGUGGUGUGGGUUUCCCCCCAUUUUUUUAAACAACUCCUUAUUGAAAAAAGUUCCAGGACAUUUCUCUAGGCUUCCUCCCCCCUUUUUGAAGCUAUAAAAAUGUUACUUAAGAACUAGAGGUGGCACAUUAUUUAUGACCAGAAUGAUUUCUGUUUUGUUGGUCUUUGAAAAAAAGAGAUGGAGGGAGAGAGCGAGAGCAGUAGACUUGUAAAAGGGGACCUUCUUCCAUAUUUGUUUAUGAAUCUGAUUUGAAAGGAUGGGUCUCAUAUCUAUCCAGUGGACUUGAAAAAAGGUCUGAGCGAUGUCUUUAUAUUAUUGAUGAGGAUCAUUUUGGAACAUAAAUUCAUGGAAAUGAUUAAAGCCAGUCAUCUAGCCUGUAUUGCAUGGUUGAAACAGAUGAGAAAACAAGUCAAAUGCUGAUUGGUCAACAUGCAUUUAAUUAAAUUUUUACAUUUCCAAUUUUUUUAAUAUAUGUAUAUUUAAACAGACUUGGUACACAAAUCUGGUACAGACUCACAUUCAACGUGAAUGAGAAGUUAUUUGAAACUAAAAUUCAAAAGGAAUGCAAAUACAGUUUGUAUAUCUAGUUGUUGCAAGUGAGCCCCCUACUGUGUUGAGUCUAGCACACAUAAAAACAGAUUAAAAAUAUCCAUACCUAGGGAUGAAAGAAUCUGUCAAUUUUUCUCUCAGCUUCUCAUUUUUGCAGAUUUAAGUUCAGUUCUCUACAUUUCUGCAGCAAUUUGUGACUUUAAAAAAAACCCUCAUGAAAAUUCUUCAACAUUUUUCUGCAAAUUUCUCCUAAUAAGCAUAUUUUGUAUGUACUUUUGACUAAUGUACACUUUUGAAGCAGUUUCUCUUAAAAACAUACAUUGUUGUAUGUUGCUUUCACUAAAAUGCAUGUUUUCCUGUAAUAUAUGCAUUUUGGAAAACCUCAUCACAAGGUUUAAAUAAGUGAGCAUUUUGAAGGUUGGAUGUGUUUUGGUUCUCAUUGUUUUGGAAAGUAAAUGCAAACUGAAUUGAAUUUCUGAAUUCAACUGUUUAAACCUUUAUUUGUGUUAAACAUAAAAGAAGAGUAGAAAUAAUAAUACAACUAUAGAAACAGGUCAAUGCUGUUUUUUCAACUGCUCAAACCAUUCAUUAGUUAUGUCUGAUGCUUCUAAAAGUAUGUGUAGCCAGUCCUACUCUUGCUGCCACACCUUUCCUUAGUUCUGUCUAAAGUUGCUGGAUUUUCUUCACCCCAGCUCUGCCCAUGGAAUCAUCUCAUAUCAGUCAUGAUUUAAAUCCCAAUGUUUAUCUCCCAGUUGCAUAUGCUUCUGACAAACAGAAGAACAGUGCUUUCCUCCUGCCCUUCUUUACGCUUUCCGGAGAUAUUUGGUUGAUCACAGCUGGAAACAGAGUUCUAGACUAAAUUGGAACCAGUCAUUUAUCCAAGACCACAAACUUAAGUAUAAGGCAGAGGUGGCGCUCUGAAUUGUGGGAGUCUUUUAACAGAUAAAAGGAAGCACUUAUCCACACAGGGUGACUGAAAUUUGUUCCUGAAGAUGGCCACCACCAGCUUAGUUUUAAAGGGAAUCAGACAAAUUAUUCCUGCAUUGCAGGGGGUUGAACUCGAUGAGCCUUGGGGUACCUUCCAGCUCUACAGUUGUAUAAAAUUCAUGGAGGAUAAAGUGACCAGUGACUACCAAUCAUGAUGGUUAUACUAACUCCAGCAUCAGAGAUUGUAUAGCUCCAAAUACCAGUUGUCAAAUAUCCAGGCCACCCCUGAUUCCAUUUUGGUUUUUUGCAUUGUAUUAGAAGAAUGAGUACGAGGGAAUUUAUUCCGAAUUGUUCUCAUUACUCUUAAGAUAAAUUACAGGACAGAAAUAAAGUGAAUAUCUCAUGGCCUAUGUAGCAGUGAUCAAUAUGAGUAAACCUCAAAGCAAGAGGGAAGAGAGACAAAUAAAGCUGAAAAAGAAAUUGGAACCUGUUGUGUCUUCUUCACCUCAAUAGAUGGGAAAACACUGUAAUGAUGUGGCCUAUCCUUAAUUUACAGUAUACACAACUUGUGACAGGAGUUUUUAUAACUCUAAAAAUUGCACUUAAUAAAUAUGAGAAGAUACAGGUUUUCUUGAUUACUUAAACCUAAAUGUUUACUCAAGCUUUCAUGAGAAGUUCAUCUUAAUUUAAACAGAACUGGGUCCUGCUGAACUAGAGCCAUUUUUUUGAUGUGGACUCAAGUGCACAUGAAACAGUCUUAAUAACAUCCAAACGCGUUUCAUUUGUAAACGAAGUCUGCACAGGCUUCACUUUGUGGUUAGGGUACUGUAAUCAGAACUAAAGUGUAGUUCAUUUUUCUUAGGUAGAUUUUUUAAAAAACUCCUUAUAUUUCAUUUCAUGUAACAUGAAAUGUUCAAAACAGUUUCUGGUUUAGAUAUUUUCUAACAGCCUAACACACGCAUUCACACAAGAGGAACAUGUGUAAAUAUUUGUAGUACAGUCCAUGGAUAUAAAAAGUAUUACUUGUAUUUUCCUUUUUGUGUUGAUGUUAUAUAGUGAUGUUGGACACAUUGUGGGCAUCAUUGCUGAGAAGAAGGGAAAAAGAUAGAUUUGAAACACAGCCUGAAAGGUGGCACUUAGCCAGGAUACUGAAAAAUGGCAAACAUGUCACAUUUUAACAGCUGGAUGCAGAAAUAUUUCUCUUUAAUUUGGACGGAUAACAUUUUUUUCACAGUAGGGCACUCUCAAAAGACUACAAGAUCAAAGAGGGUGGGUCUCACCAGUCAAACAUCAUCUGGUUCCAGGAUGGAGCAAAAUGAAUGAACUGUCAGACCUUUUUUCCUGGUGUAUACACUUUGGCCAAGUAAAAAGUAAAAUGUUCAGUGACUUAUUCUAAUCACAGACCAAAUUCUAAAAAUGGAAAGUGAAUCUCCCAAAGUCUUACUCUGAUGUCUGAAGAAGACUCUGGAUUGAUUGAUGGUUUACAUUGUAUUGAUGCCCUCUGCCACUUUUAGAUUAGAUAGGCCAAUUGUUGAAAAACUCCUGCAGUUUGAGGACUCCUGCAGUUUGAGCAUGGACUAAUCUAACAUUCUGCAGAAAAAAACAAACUCACCAGUCUUUAUAAACUUUGCAUGAUGCUUAGCAAUAUGUAACCUAAAUAUAUAUUGAUAAGGGAUGGAGGGCGGGAAAUCCUUUCAUAGGUAAACAUCACUAAGGGAAUAUGAACUUCUUUUUUAAUGACAACUUUGGUUCUAAAAAAACCCAGGAAGCAUAUUUAAGGGUUAGCUGUAUAUGGAAACAUUAGCAUGCUGAUUUUCUAGUCCUAAAAUCUAAUGAAUGUGAACUGUUGAAACACUAUGGCCAUUUAUCAGUAUGAAAACAUGGCUCUAGCUUUUACAAUCAUUACUCAUUUGUUUUAUGGAGAAUCUCAAGCAUAGUUUGUCAUACACUUUAUUACUUGAACUUUUAAUCAUCAACUGGGGAACUUGGCAUUUCACCCAUUUCAAAAUACUCAAAAUGGUUUUUUUUAUGUGUUUCAUUUUGGAACACUUGCAUGAAGAAAGAAAUAUAAUUCAAUUCGUUGAUGACUUAGCUGUUGAUGCAGUGAUACAAUUAGGUAAUUUUAGCUUCUUGAACUUCUAAAUUCAAAGUGUGGUGAGCCAACUGUUCUGUGUUUGGAGGCCCUCCAGUUCAUUCUGGACUUCUCUCCCAAAGUUCUGUCUUGAUGGAACACUGCUUGGAUGACUAGAAAUAUGAAUACUCCCUUCAAAAUUAUUGCCUAUAAGAGUCUUAAAAUAUUGAGUGAUAUCCAAUGUUUGUUAGAGUUGUGGGCAUCUAUCUGUCUUGAGAGAAAAUGGAAGAGUGCAUCAUUGGGGGAUAAAGUCAAUCUGUUGGAAGUUACAGUGCCUGCUGCGGCUGUGGUGCCCAAUUCAGAAGAGACAUGUUUGAUUGCAGCUGGGUCAGAUGAAGGUGUCCGAUUUUGCUGCUACAGAUGCACCAUGAUGUUUCUUCUCUCUGAGCUUCUCCCAGUGGUCAUUUCUCCUCUGGUCACAGCUAUGGAUACAUGGCCUGUCUGUCAGUUAGAGUAGACCCAUUGAAAACAGUGGACUUAGUCCAUUGGAUGUCACCCAUGAAUUAUUAGAGUAAAGCAAAAGAAAUCUAGGCUUCACUAGUCUGAAUACUUCAUAAGCCAAAUAAUAUCAUUUAAGAUUUCAGAUUAAAUUAUUUCAUGAUGUAGUGUAUUCUGGAAGAGUUCAGAAAGUCUGUGCAGAAAAUCUGCAGGCUGCUCAUAGUUGACAGUAGUCCCCAUUUGAGUGCUUUGGACUUGUGUGUGAACCCUAAGCUGUUCUCAAAUAGAGAUCCAUUUUUGUGAUCUGGUAUCUCUGUAUGCAGACUGUGUAUGAGCUGCUGAAAUUUGCAUGAUGAUCCCAGCUUGAAUAAGCUCUACAACAAUGUAGGCUCCGAAUGAAAGGGUCAGUACACACCAGUGUAUUGCAUUGUAGUGCUUAUAAACAUGAGCUAUUGGGUGGAAAGUUCUCAAGUCUGAAAUUUCUGGGAUGUCACAGGCAAGCUUCUUUGAUCUUAGUCCACCUACUGCACCACAGUAAUAAAUACUGUUGGCUUAAUUUUAUUGUUAACUGUGUUAUUAUUUUAUUGUUUAACUGUUUUAAUACAUUUUGAGCACUAUGUAAAUGUUGAGUAUUACUAUUAUAGUAGCAAUAAUGCAAACUUCUGAUCAAGUUAAAGGCUCACCUUUCCCAGUGAUAGGUUGGUGGCAAAGGGAAGCCGAGCCACUCAGUCUCCAUGUACUCCUAAAAUGGCACUAGGGGAUGAGUUGGGCUUCAAGGAAGUGCUUCCUUUGAGGCUGAACAAAACUGGUGAACUGAUAAAGGGACCAAGCGUAGGUGAGCAUGCUCUGAUUAACUCUGUCCUCCUCCGGUCAGAUGAGGUUUGUAGUAGUCAUAGGGGAAGCAUAUUUCCCAGCAGCGGAAGGGCAAGAUGGAGGCACAAACAUGUCACAUGUGCAAUGAAUCAGAAUCAGUGUUAACCACAGCUAGCUCACAACUGUGUCAGAAGUCGUAAAUUUUCCUCAGGAGGUUUACAACUGCUACCCUCUUUGUAUUGAAACGUCUUAGACAGGAGGUGCCUCAGGAAAUACAAGUUAUCUUUGAGCCAAGGUGGAAGCAACUGAGGGCUGGAAUUCCUUCUUCACCAUAGGUGAACCUUGUCCUAGAGCCAGUGUGGUGGAGUGGUUAAGAGCAGUAGACUCGUAAUCUGGUGAACCGGGUUCGCGUCGCCGCUCCUCCACAUGCAGCUGCUGGUUGACCUUGGGCUAGUCACACUUCUCUGAAGUCUCUCCGCCCCACUCACCUCACAGAGUGUUUGUUGUAGGGGAGGAAGGGAAAGGAGAAUGUUAGCCGCUUUGAGACUCCUUCGGGUAGUGAUAAAGCGGGAUAUCAAAUCCAAACUCCUCUUCUCUUCCUUGGCCUUUGUUUAAGUAUUCCUCAUGUGGAGCCAACAACCCUUGGACUGUCAAGCACUCCCCUGCCGUGUAAAAGUAAAAUAAAAGCAGUGCUCAUGUAGUCUUUAAGGGUCCCCUCCCUCUCCUCAUCCCUACCUGAAGACACACAGCAGUGCCUCACUUUUGAGUUCCCAGGAUUCUUUGGGGAAUCCAUCUGCUUUAAAUGUAUGGUGUGUCUGCAGUCAGCUAUAUAUUUCAUACUUACAAGCAGAGAAUGCAUGGGCCACUUCAAAAAACAAUUGUUUUUCAGAGUCUUGAAAUCUUGAAUUUGGAAGGGGCAGAGUGAUGAGCUACAAAUUUGGAAGGAAGAAGCACGAAAGAGCUUACUGUCCAGGAGAAGGGAAUCUUUCUAUAGUCUGGCUGGUGGCACUACCUGGGGCACAGCUUUGACACCUGUGGUUGAACCUGUUCAACCCUUUACAUAUGGAAAAUUAUCAGUUGGCACCUUCCAAGUAUCAAAGAAGGUGGGAAUUAAAUGUUGCUUUGUUUUCCUUCUGGUUUACAGAUCAAUUUGGAGGGAGGUUUCUGUCUCUGUAUGGGGAGGAAAGAGUGCCUGUAUUGUGUACAUGCUUAAGGCAAGAAGGAAGAUGGGAGCAAACAGGGCAUCUGACAGGAAAAUGGAAAUUCUUAAAUAGGCAGGCUCUGAGGCCAAGACGUUUUCUGUACAUCUCAGACUUUAGUGGGUUUGCGAAUAUAUUUGUAGGGGGGGGGUAGGGAUGGGCAUUUUGACAGUGGAUCAGUCUUACUCUUCCUGAUCUCUGGUUUGUAAUCCUGCAUGUCCACAUCUGAUCAUGCAGUUUCUUCCUGACAUCAAUAGAUUUUAAAUGGUGUUUGUAGGUAGCAUCUUCACAUGUAGUAUAGCAGUUGAAGGACAGGUAGAGAAGGGGCCCAGACAUAUAAAUGUGUCCUAAUUAAACCCAAAUAUGUACAGACUGGAGAGAAAAAAUCAGAUUAUUAUGUCUCUCUGCUGGAAGUCCUUGUCAUUGGAAAUUACUUGAGAUAUAUUAUUUGAAAAAAAUCAGAUGUAAAUAGUUAUGGGAUUUCUGAACCUCCUUGCUAUUGCCGUUGGCAUCAAUCACUAGUGAGAAUAUUUGUAAGACUAUCAUAGAAGGAUUACUCAGUAAGAAGCUGUUAAAUAACCUCUGUCCUGCUCUUUAAGAGAUGCGCAGCAAAAGACUGCCAUAGUUUCCCUCUUUUAAAAAGACUUAGUUGAAGUCAAGUCUGAAAUCAGUUGUGUUUCUAAUGAAUGAAUGUGUAAUGAAUUGGUAUAGUAUAACUUAUUUGUGUCAGUAGAGAGUAGCUAAUUAUCAGAUGCAUGACUAUGCUGAAAUAAAGAUGGAAAAAUUUCAGUAAGAAACUUGUAUUAAAUCAUUUCCUGAUGCAAGGGCCGUGCUUAUAAAAAUAUGCAUGUGUUGUUGUUUUUAAAAGUUAGGGAGCUGACUUUGGCCUAUUUGUCUUCCUGUUGUGAUUCUACUUUUUUUAGAAUCUCUGAACCAUCCAGUUGUUAGCACUCUUCACACAUUUGCUAAAUAUGUGGAGGGAAGGGAAUGGGUUCAUGCAUGCUCUUCCUCUUCCUAAUCUUUUAUUCAGUGGAUGAUGUGAACAGGCUAUCAAGCAGUUAGGAACCCUGCUUUUUCAGGUUCCUGCUAACUCAGAGCAAACCCUAUAUAUUGCAUGCAAAUGUUGUACAAACAUGCGCUAGUCUGCUGCCAUGAUCUCAGAGUCUCCAGUCUGCCUUACGUAGGCGGGGGGGGGGGAGCCUUAGAGCCCUAGAGCAAUGUGGCCCUCUAGGCCUCUCUGUCUGGCUCCAGCCACACCUCUUUUCCCAGGCCAUACCCUCCACUACCCCUGCUUUGCACCCUGCUGGUGUGUUUUUGCCUGGCUGGAAUGUGUGUUUGAACUCUGAUAAUGGCUCUUGCUUGCCUAGAUAGAGUAUUUAGACGGGUAUGUGAGUGUGUGUAGAAACUAGCUUACAAAGGGGAGUAAAAAUAGCUCAGUUGGUUAGAGCAGGAUGCUGAUAAUGCCACGGUUUCAGGUUCGAUCCCUGUAUGGGGCAGUUGCAUAUUCCUGCAUUGCAGGGGGUUGGGAUAGAUGAUCCUCAGGGUCCCUUCAAACUCUACAGUUCUAUGAUUCUAAAGCUAAAAUUCACAUUAGUUAGCUCUGCUUAUUUUUGCCUCUAGGCCUGUCCACAACUGGAAAGUGGCCCCCAGAAGCCUGGCUUCAUAUUAGAAUAAGAACUUUUGAAAUGCAUUUUCUGGUAGGAUUUGGUGUGCAACAUUCUUGAUAUAUUCUGGAACCUGCCUCUUCUACCAGGCUUCUCUUGGUAGUGUUACUGGAUAGUUCAUCUACUCUGUAUCAUCCUAUUUUAGUAUAUUCAAUUCACCUAGAGACAGUGAACUUAAUUUAUAUUUUUUUCUAUGUCGUACACAGUUAACCUCUAGAACUCUCUUCAACAGCAGUAGCAAUUGCCAAUUGCUUAAUGAAGUUCAAAAAAGCACUAGAAAAUUUCUUAGACGACUGAAAGAAUAUCAACAGCUAUUGCACAAGAUGCUAAGGGCAUCCAUCGUAAUACUUAAGGUGCUCCUAAUACUAUAAUACUUUAAACAAAGUGACUUGUAACAUACUACAGGGACUCUAUUAACAGCCGAUGUGGUUAAAACUUUCUGAAGCAUCUGCAUCUGGCCAUUAGUGGAGACAGAAUACUGGGCUAGAUGGUCAUUAGUUUGACCCAGAAUAGCUGUAUUUAUAUUCUCAUUUAGUGUAGCUUAAUAUUUGCAGUGUGCAGUGGUUUAGAUAAAUGAAAGUGGGAAACAGCUUCCACAAGUAUGUAACUGCCUCAUCAUACUCCAUCCAAGUGCUCUUGUGACUGGUAUGUAGGGUACAUUACCAUCUUCAAAUAAAUAAACUAAACUAGGAGCAUCUUUCACUGCUCAGAGAUUGGAAUUACUGAGUCAGUGAACCACAAAGCCUGUUAAACCUAUGGAAAAAGGAAAACAUGCAGGUGCAACAACCUUGCAUUUGUUAGCCAUCAACUAAAGACAAAAGCAAUUCCCACCAACAGAUCCUAUGGCUUGAGCAGGUUAGAAAAUUCUGUAAAUCCCUCACCGCCAGGUGUUUUUGUUGGUAGUAAGCCACCAGAGAAGUUGUUUUGAGUGAGAGUAGGGCGGAUCAGAGGAGGCCUAGUAUCUGUGAGGCUCAAGCUCCUCCAUUUCUCUGAUAGAUCCUAGAAUCAGCUCUGUUAGGUAUACCAGCCUGGAGCUGAUAUAGUUAAUUGUCUCCACAUUAAAGCAGAUGAGAGGGAAAACAAAAACUUCCAAGAUGAAGGAAAGACACCCCCCCUAAAUCUUGGUGUAACCCAGGAGGGCUGUGGAAUUGGCAGAUCAUGCAUACACACACACCCCAAUAUAGGAUUUCACAGUUAGUCUUCAACUGAAAAAGUCAACUUAUUGCCCAAACAGUGAUGAUUCAGGAGACUGAUAAUCCUUUCCUUGUGUAUCAUUUCCCUGUCAACUUCCACCCCCACCCCCAGUUCUGUUAUCAGCCCCAUUAGGAGGGGAAAUCCAGGUACCUGCUUGGUUUAUAUCAGAUAGGAGAUGACACAGGGGUGGGAGAAUUAAAAACCUCCUUCUCCAUAGUAGCUUUACUGAGCAAACUAGAAGCUCCAUAAAGCUGUUCAAAGUAAAGAAAAAGAUGUGGAGAGAUCUAAUGGGAUCUGUUUUGAUCUCCAUACUGGAAAGAAUGGUUGUGUGAACUCACUGUAAAUUAAAAACAAAGCAUUUCUGAAAAACAAACAUUUGUAGUGGUUAGCAAUUUGUUUUGGUUGGGGAGUUUCUGAUAUAUACUCUGAAACUGUUGCCCCAUUUGUUCCAGUUCAGCUGACAACCUGCAGCUCUUUGAGCUGUAAUGGAUCGGUCAGCUUACACAAUCAAAUUCAUUUAUGAUUUUGAGAUGAUAACAAAAUCUAUUACAUUUUAUUUUCUAGUACAAAAGGUAAGAAAUUAAGAGUGCAAUUGCAUGCAGAAUUAUAAUAACAUAGUUUGUUUUCUAUUUAUUAAAAUUCUAUACUGCCCUAAAUCUGAUGAUCACAGACUGGUUUACAAUAUAAAAACGCAAAAACACAUAACAUGUAACAAAAAAAACCCCAACAGUAACCCCCCUCAGUUUCAAAGACCCUUUGCAUUUUCCAAAAACAAAAAGCCCUUAUAAAAUUAUCAUUUUAGUAUGAUUUUUUUCUAAUAUAUACACAUUUUUUUGGAAUACAGUUUCCCCUAACCAUGAUUAUAAAAGUUUUUUCGCUAAUAUAUACAUUUUUGCACACACUUCCAGUACAAGCAUUUUUGUGUUUAUUGCUUGGUUGGAGAAUAGCAUUAAGUUCAUCAGCGUGGUUUUUGAAGAAUAGCUGUGUUUUAGUUCAUAUAUAUUUUUCAAACAGUGAAUUAUGUAGGUUUGCACUAAAAUCCGAAUUGAACUGAAUUUCUGUUCUAUCCCUAGUUACAAGUGAUUUCCUAUUAUAAAACUAAGUUCUCUAAAUUUUCAAGUGGAAUAGCAUCUGAUGUGCUCUAAGAAACGUUAAAGGAUUAUUCAGUAUAAAAGACUUCUUCAUUCCCAUAAUCCUCAUCAUUUCUGUCAUUGUGGCCUGUCAUGUUUACAUAAAAUAGUAAUUAAAAAUAUUUUAAACAUAUUUUUUUAAUGUUUGGAAAUAUUUGGAGUACACUAUUAAGAACAGGUUUUACUUAGCAGCAUAGCAAAACUUUUAAUAUAGUUGGAACCCACAAUAUUUAUUCAAAAAGCAUUAAACCUUAAAAGUGUUGAAAUUAAGUAGUCCAGUACUCAUGAAAGCACCAGGCCUGUAUUCAGUUGCACACAGUUAAUUUAAAAGGGUUAUAAGCACAUGUAAUUGGAGACAGAAUUUAAGCCUAAGCAUUUAAAUUACAUCUGUCAACCAAUUACAGUUUGGUGUUUGCUUUUAUUGUUAGUCCUUCGAUAUUUAUGCAUGAUCUGAUUAAAACAAUUAUACUAGCACUAGAUUCUCUACAGAAAUGAAAGGAGCAUUUUCUGUGGAUAAGCUGUGGUCCAAUUCACAUGUGAUGUAGAAGUUCCAUAACUGGAUCUCUUUUUUUAAAAUACUCCAAAAGAAGGCAAUGGGUGCUUCGAUGCGGUCAAAGCAAUGGCACUGAUUAAAGUGAUAUUCAAUUUUUCCCUCCCUAUACGAGUUUCCUGAUUUACCAGUGCUUUGAUCAAAAGUUGAUAGAUCUGUUGAUGGAUCUACCAUGUCAUGUGUGGUUUGGCUAAAGAUUUAUAAUUUCUGGAAAUUUUGAAGCCAUGGGCGGGGGUGGGGAAGGAAAUUCUGCCUUUUCCCUAUCCUGGGGUUUCGGAGGUAAAUGGAAUUUUGGGGGAGAAAUUGAAAUACAUCCCAAACUUAUACUAUUUGGCAUGUUUAAUUGACAUAUUUAAAGAGCACCCUGUUUCCUGAGAAAUAAAACCUUACCCUGAGAUUGAAAAAAACAAAACCCCAGACAGUUAGGAACACUGAAACAACUAUGAGAUAUCUCAUACAUUUUAUGUUGUUAAAGUAAGAUAACUUAAGGUUUGAUAAGAAAUUACAUAUUGCAUAUAUUUCUUUUCCCCCCUUACAUAACAAGCAUAGCACACAUUAUGAGAGAGUAAAAAGUAUUUUAUUCCAAAAGACCAAAAUAAUCCAUAAGAGGGUUUUUUUCCAGUAUUUCCCAAAAUUGUGAGUUUUUCCAUUGGAAAAAUUGGAUAGGGGGAAAUUGGGUCCUCUCCCAAUUUGCCCCCGCCCCUGGGUCUUCACAUUUCUUUGUCUCAUAUUGCUGGACUAAAACUCCUGCCAUCCUGCCCAUUGGCUAAGCUGGCCAGCUGGGGCUGAUGUUAAUCCAAAAAUGUGGAGGUCACAGGCUCCUCAUCCCUGAUUCAUAUGAGUAUGAAUUUAAGCUUUCUUACUGAUGACACGAUAAUAUUAAGCUACACAGAGCUGUGUAGUUUCAUUUUGUUGAAUGCUCUAGAUAUUUUUCAACUGAAUAUCAGGGGGCUUCACCAUUGCUUUUUGAGUUAACUGUUGACCCAAAGGCACCACACGUAGCUUUUCAAUGAACAGGCAUGGUGUGGUCAGUUCUGAAUAGGUUUGGGAGCUUUACUUUCUCUGAUUUAAGGGAUAAGUGCAUUUUCAGCUUUUUCCAAACUGGAACAAUGAGCCCUAAAGAAUACUUUGGUUUUGUUUUUUUGUUUAGCUCUUCUGUUUCUAAUUCCCUCGAGAACCAAAAGCACAUGAAAUAAUCAUGAGAGUCACAAAAAGAAAGUAUUAAACAUUCACAACCCUCAUAAAGAUUUGAUUCUUUGACCUUGGUAAAAGAGCAAGGCUCAAAAGAAAAGGUGUUAGUUAAAAAUAUAGUAACCUUUAAACUGUGGUUCUCUUAUCCCCAUAAAGAAUGUCUUACUUUUAAAAGUACACUUACUGUUAAAUAGACUGUUCAUUCUUCAUUUGAAGAAAAAUAAAGACACCCCUGUAUAGAUGAAGGAUCUAAAAAUAGUUGUUUUUCAUUCAUUAUAAUUAACUUAGAAGUAUGGAUUUGCUCCCCACACACCACAAUCUUGGGAACAUGGUUUCAGUGUAAUAUCACAUGUUUUGCAUGCAGAAAAUCCCAGCUUUAAUCUCUGGGUUCUCUAGAUAGAAGUAAAAAAGACUUUUGCCUGAAACUCUGGAAAGCUGAUGCCGGUUGAUGUGUAGAUAGACUAAUGGACUGGUUUAGUAUAAGACAACUUCCUAUGUUAGUAAUGCUUAGUCCAUCACAGAGGUAUGUUGUUGUUUAGUCGUUUAGUCGUGUCCGACUCUUCGUGACUCCAUGGACCAGCGCACGCCAGGCACCUCUGUCUUCCACUGCCUCCCGCAGUUUGGUCAAACUCAUGCUGGUAGCUUCAAGAACACUAGCCAACCAUCUCGUCCUCUGUUGUCCCCUUCUCCUUGUGCCCUUCAUCUUUCCCAACAUCAGGGUCUUUUCCAGGGAGUCUUCUCUUCUCAUGAGGUGGCCAAAGUAUUGGAGCCUCAGCUUCACGAUCUGUCCUUCCAGUGAGCACUCCUUUUGUCAAGUUGAUUUCUACAGAAUCAUCCUUGGAUGAGUAUCUUUGCCACCAGAUAGUCGGGCUGAAAACCCAGUAUAGUAUAGUAUUCAGCAUUUCCUGCACAGAUUGACAUUCGAUUUUUAAGUUGUCUGUUUUAUUUACAUGUUCAAUUAGGUUUGCAGUUCUGUACAAAAUGGCAAACAUUUCUCCCAGCAUGGUUGUUCCUUACAUUCCUUUCCCAUUUAGCAUUAUGCAAAUAACUUUUUUGGGAAAUAUAUGGUCAGUGAGAGGUUUUGGUGCAACAACAACAACAGAAGAAUACUUGCUUAGAGAAUGUUGAUCCUUGUCCAGCCGUUCCACUGCAGUUCUUGCAUCCAGAUUUCUUGAUGUUUGUUUAUCUCACAGUUCAUUAUUUAAGGCUGGUCUGUCAAAGUAGGUUAAAUAUUCUUUGGGAAACAUGGUUACCUCUUUGAUAUACCAACAGUCUGUUAAAUAUAGGAAAGAUUGGCCUGAUAAGAGAGACAUGAUAAACUUCCAUCACUAAAAAUAUUUUGUUCUUUGUUCCGUUUGGGUUUCUAAAAGCAUCAAUAAGCUGUGAAAUCUCAUUGCUAUAAAUUUCUGGAACAGACGCACAGAAACACUGGCAAAGCAGUGAAAAUGAUUGCUGAUGAUUCAUUCUAACUACUUGACCUUCUGACCUCUUUUACAGAUAUAUGACCAAGAUGGGACACUACAGCACUUUAUUGAUGGUGGGGAACCCAGUAAGUCAAGCUGGAUGAGGUAUAUUCGAUGUGCAAGGCACUGUGGGGAGCAGAACUUAACCGUAGUCCAGUACAGGUAAAGUGUGUUUCAGCUUAUUCUCCGAAUAUCUGUUUAUUUUGCUGUGAUAAAAGCAUUGCCAAAGAAAUGUGUUGUAGAAAACUGUAAGGAGCUGAACUUACUGGGCUGGAUCUAAACAUGCCCUUUGAAAAUGGGACGGCUUCCUCUGAUGUAGCACAAGAUGGUUUUGUGAGAAUAGGCAAUUGAAUCCCAGUGAUGAGCUUCUGUUUGUAGAACACAUUACAAUAUCUACAACCACAAGGGUUUGUACAACAUUUCAAAAUGGGCACUUCUGCUAAGUUGUGCCAAGUCUUCUGCUGGUUCCAUUUUGCAGAACAGUACCCCUGCAAUAAAUUUCUUCUUUUGGUAUAUCUCUGGCAUAUGUCCAUUGUCCACUUUACAUAAAAAGGUCUGGCCUGGUCUUAUUUAGACAGAGGAAUUCACAUUUAAGCCACAAGCAUAACAACAUAAAAUGACCUAAAGUUCAUUUAAUCUAACUUCCUGUUUCCUAAUGCGGCCCACCAUAUAUUUCUAGGAAGCCCGUAAGCCUAAAGGCAACUGAUUUGCUCCUCACUAACUCUCUCAGAAACUGGAGCUAGCAUUUAGCUAUCAUGGCUAAUCCUUACUAAAGGAUUUGUACCCCCAAAAUGUGUCUCAUUCCCUUUUAUAGUCCUUUGUAAGAGUAACUCCUUGCCAUCAACUAACUGGCUUCACAUAAUAUGCUUUUCCUACUUGCUUUCUCAAAAUGAAUAUAGUGAAGUGGCAAGAAAACAACACGUGUGACUUCUGAGACACAUGUGUUGCUGAGCUCUCUUAUUGCAAACUGACACCACACCCUCCAGAGUGCUGUGGAUGUUGGAGGACUGAUACCUGCAAUAUAUGUCCCUUCUGUACAGCUUUUAAAGGCAUAGUACCACUCACCCGGCUGCCAAAGUUUACCUUGAAAUCAGGAGCCAGAAGCCCAAUUUUCCAAAAACAGUGCAUGCUGCUUAUUCAUCUUUCAAAUGCUACUACCACUUUGGUCUGAAAAUAUUGGAGCAGUCAACUUUAUCCACAGAUAAUCAGAUAUUUUGUGGGAUAGCACCUGCCUGCAAAGAAGACCAGAGUCUAUAGUCAGCUAAGGAACCAACAUGAGAAGUUGAUUUGGGAUAUAUAAGGUGACUAUGAGCUCACAUUUACAGUCAAAGCUGCUUAUUAAAUGUGCUGCGUAAAUAUAGGGGCUCUCAAUGAUAAAUAACUGUUUGGCCCUACUGGACUUUUUAGCAGUAUGAAGGAAUGGCCAACUUGGAAACUGCUACAUUAGCUUAUUCUUUUAAAAAAUAACCUCAAGCUUUUUUGUGUUAUUUAUUUUAUUUUAAAAAUCACAUAUGAAAAAGGGGGAAACAUUGUAGUUUUUGUAGUAUACACCCAGUUUCAUAACUAGAUAAUCAUCAAAUUAUAUUUCUUUGGGUUAACCAUCAAAAUAGACAAAAGCAGUUCAAAGAGGGGUGGAAGCACUUGUCAGUUUGUGUCACUAAUCCAAGUGCAACAACAGAGACUCAUGUUUUUAAAAGAAGUCAACAACAAUUGUUCUGAAUGUCAGCAAAACUGUAUUAAAUUGGUAAAUCAAAGAAUUGUUUAUGAGAUCAUAAAGAACACUUUGACUCGUAGUCAGUUUUUUUUCCUGUCAUGAGCAUUUAUGUAAAGUCUUCAUACUUAGAUUUUGCCCUGAUGCAGAUUUGAAGGCCUGUAUAUGUUUAUCCACGAGGCCUGUAUAUGCUCAUCCAUGUGACACUUCUACCUACCAAAAAGGAUGCAUGUGUAAAGUUGUCCUUUCCAUUGAAGGAACCACAGAUAGCCCUUGCAGACAAGGGAGGUAUUUACAUCCAUUUACACCACUAUGUCUGCAUCAAAUCACUGGAUCACUAUGUGUGUGCAUAUUUGCGUACAUGCAGAUUAAAAUCUCAAGCAAAAUGAGACCAUGAGAAAGUCAUUACACAUCUGUCAAUAUUAAGUGGAUUUUACAAUUCUCCUUUCAUGAUGGAGCUGUUCCUUAGAGUUCCCUCUGUUGAUCUGUUUUCGAUUACUUUAGAUCUUUUAAAAAUGAACUACAAAAACACAAUUAAAAAAACAACAAUUGGCAUCUAUCACCAGGGACCACGUCCAAGUGUAAGAAAAUAGAAAAGUUGGACACUGAAAAACCGUCUUAAUUUUUUAUUGUGCAUGGACGUCUUCCUCACUGAAAGUCAGCUGUUUCAAAUUCAUUCUGUUAUGAUUUGUAAUAUCUAAAUGGAAUUUUCUUCAAAGCACUCUUGAUUGAUUGACCCUUAGCUGAACGUUUUGUUUUUAUUUUGAAGCUGACAAUAAUGUUUGUUGGCAUGUGUUCUGCUUCAACUGCGUUGGGACGCCACAAAGCUAUCUUUAUGAGUCAUCCAACCACAAUACUAAAUACAUGUCAGCAAAGGAAAUAUUAUCCGAAAGAGGAAAAAUCCCUUUGAUGUACUUCAGCAUGCAGAGAUUUCUGCAAGUUUUGGAAGCUCUAUAUGCUUGUAAGGAAUCGUGUAUGCUUACACUCCCCCCCCCUUUUUUUGGCCUACUCCAAGCCUUAGAGACCACCCAUUGCUUGAAAACAGUUCAGCUCUUUCAGCAGCAAAGUGUGUCAUUGGGUUUUAGCACAUUCAUUUGCUGGGCUGCUAUGUUUAUGUUAGGUGAAGCCAAACAGAGAGAUGAAAAGUUACAAGGGUGAAGUACAAAGUAGACUCAUUUUUAUUUUUUUUUAAAGUCAGGAGAUGCGGGUGAUUUAUAGCACUGCCCUGAUUUUGAUUUUUAUGUAAUGGUGGAAAGAAUUAAUAAAAUGUACAGCUUGGGUGGAAAUAGAUGGAGGGGUAGGGAGAGAGGGCAGGAAAGAGACGGAGGCAGGAGUUUUUGUCAGAUAUUCAUAGAAUGUUGGGAAAAAGCAUUAUGCUUAGCCAGCAGUGCCCUCCUGAGACAGGGUGGCAGUAAGCGAGGAAAAUAACAAGAUAAAUGAAAUUUUUGCAGCUGCUUGUAAAAUAUUGAGAAUCUGCACUUUUUUAUUGAUCUUUAUGAUCCUGUUGCCAAGAGCCACUUUGCGGUGACAAAAUAUGUUGACAAGUGCAUAUCUCACUGCCAUGAAAAAUGUGGUUAAGGAUUCUCCUUAUGUCGGCAGUGUUAUACAAGAAACAAAUUGCACCACUACAGCCAAUUCUUUAUAGAGAGGCUAAAUUUAAGGCCUACCAACCCUGCACACUUUUAUCUCAAACUUCAGGCUAAUAUUUGUAGCAAUUCUUCAUUGCAGAAACCAGUGGAGAUUCAACUUUUUUAAAAGUCCAUUUAUGUCUCCACACUUUACACAAGAUAAUGUAAAAAAAUGUCAUUUCUUACUACAAUGACUGUAUAAUUCUGGUAGGCAAUAUUUCAGCCAGAAUGGAAAGCUUGUCUUGUAUUUAUUGAAUUACUAUCCAUCUCAUAUAAGUAUGUUUUACUUUACUAUAACUGGCUUCAGCGACAGCCACUCCACAGUUAUUUUUAUUUUUAUUAUUUUAUCUCCUAAAAGCCUGGUCUCACAUUGGUUUUACCAGCAUGUGGGGGUUUCAUAUAAUUGUUAACUGAUUUUUAUGUACCUGCUUAAACAAAUUUUGAAUCUCAGCUCCAUGAUAAGAUAUUAGCUAAACAAAAAUAUGGAUUUACUGGUGAAUAGGUAAAUGGGUAACUGUUACUACAACCAUGGGUUUAGUGGUGAGCCAUGCUUAAGCCAAGUACAGACAUUAGGUGGUAAUGCUAGGGAAAUAUACCCAGGAAUAAGCCCCACUGAAAUCAGUGGGAAUUUCUUCUUAGUAAAUAUAGCUAGGAUUGUACUGCAUGUACUUUCAUUGUGUCUAUUAUUUUUUAUGAAGGUGUAUCAAAAGCAAAAUAAGAUUCCUAGAUUUUUUUCCUUCUUUUGACUUAGUUGGUUGUCAUUUAUGUUCAUCCAAUAUUUGUGAUUCUUAUGAAAUAGCAAUGCUUCCCCUAUUCAUACUCUAGGGGUUGGGUGGGGAGAGAUAUGUUCCUUCAUUCUUUUAUUUACAAUAUUUCUAUACCACCUUUCAUCGAAAGAUCUUAGGGCAUGGGACAGUAAAUCUUCAAUAAAGAACAAUAAAUGCCAAUAAAAAACAGAGUACAUAAACCAGCAGUAAAACAGUCAGCCGUAAUAAAAUCAGUCACAGUUUCCAAACACCUAUCUAAAAAUAACAUCAACAUAGAUGCCUGUUGAAUUUUGGGGCAGAAGGAACUCCAAAGCUGGGGCGUCACCAAGGAGAAGGCCUGACCCAGUGUAACUGCAUAUUAAUUUAUUAAAGUUAUAUACCACCUUUCAAACUUAAAAGGUUCAUAAAAAUUCACAGUAACCACAAAUAUCACAAAAGGAUGCAAUCCUAUGCAUACUUACAGAAAAGAAAGUUAUUGAAGUAAGCCCCACUUUGGAGCUUACUUUGAGGAAACAUUCCUAGAGUGGACUUCCAUUUUCUAUAGAAAUGUAUGUUCAUAUUCAGCAGAGGUUAGCUAAAGCUUUGAGAAAUGUAUUUCUGUUCUAGGAUAAAAGCAGUGUAAAGAAAUGUCAAGGUUAUUAGUAACAUUUUUAUUUUAGAUCUAAAUCAUUUGUUUACUGUUUUAGGGACAAAGAAAACUAGCUUGUCUAUGCCAGAAGUAGACUUCAGGCUUGUGGGAUCUACUUUAGAUUUGGGGUUCUUUUUUAGGGGUGUUGCUGUUGGUUUUAUUAUCAGAACCCCAAGGUCCCCCAGGCAUUUAAACAUUUCAUGGAAAUGUGAAAUAUUCUUCCAUCAUGGCAAUCAUUUUCUCUACAAGCAUAUUUUAAGGAUGCUAUGCCAAAAUUAUAUAUUUGUAUUCAUCUACAUAUUCAGAGUUCAGAUGGCUUUUGCUUUGAAAUACAAUGCACUUUGUUUUUAUGCUUUACAUGGGCGCCACUUAGAAUUCUUUCAUCCAUCUGUCCAUUUAUUCAUUGUAUUUGUGCAUUGUCUUCUGACAAAAACAAACCAGGGCAACCUCUGUCUAUGUAAAAAUAAAUACAAAUACCAUUAAUACGUAUAUAUUAGGGUUUUUAAAAAAUGAUUUAUAGUAGCUACCUUCCACGCUUGUCACAGGCUAGCUGCUUAUACCAGCUCUUUUCAUACUCCUAGCUACAGUUAAAACGGCUUGUGCCUUUUCUCUUCUUCCCCUCAGGACAAGUUAGUUCUUCCUUAAGCAAUCUUGAGAUAGUAAGUGGGGUAUAGAAGGGGCCAGCUCUGCUAGAACCACUAGGAUCUGUAUGGAGGGCAGCUUUCACUAGGCUUUUCUCUCUCUUCCACUGAUGAGUGGAUGCUCCUGAAGAAUUAUUGCCCAACCAUUCAUUCUUUCUCCCUUUGCUUGUUAUGACCAGGUCAAAUAUAUUCUACAGAGCUUGCAUGGAUAUUCCCAGGGGCACAGAGUUGUUGGUCUGGUAUAAUGACAGCUACACAUCUUUCUUUGGAAUUCCGUUACAGUGCAUUGCACAAGAUGAGAACUGUAAGUAUCUUAUUUCAUCUCCGUAUACGUUGGUUUCACAGUUUGUUACUACAAUUAGUUCUUUGUUCUCCUUAAAACAUGUGCAGAUUUAAAUACGUGAACACUCAGUUUGCAUUAAAUUAUUGUGAAUUUUUCCAAUUUAGAGAUCCAUUUUAAGACACUAAGAAAAAACUCUUGACUUGGUAGGGACAGAAUUGAACUAAACAUAGAAUCCAGGAAUGAAGCUUGGGCUGUUACUCAAAAUGGCACUGCUCUGAAAACUGAAAAAUGGAAAAGUAGAUGGAAAUAAUAGACAAAACAAUUAAAGUGGCUACAGAAAAAUGUUUUAUGAAAAUCUUUUGGAACCAUGUUAUGAUGGAUAAUCCACAUCAAGCAGAGUCCUUGAGUCCAUAGCACAAUGAAGGUUGUUAACCAUCACCAGUUUCCCAUGCCUUUGUUGAGAGCAGUGAUCAGCAGAGGGUGCAGAAUUUAUGUCUUGGUCCAAAGUAUACUAAUUGCAGUAUGACACAUACUUCACCCUCCAUAUAACAUUAAAAUAUAUUACUUUCCCCCUGUAUUUCAUGCAGAGUUAUCACUGUCAGCAUCUUUAAACCUCCACCAUAUGAUUAGAUAAUUCACAGAGAAUUUUUUUAAAUUUUGAAACUGCUUAUGGACCCACCUGUAGCGCCGCUGCCCCUCAGAGGGUGAAACCCAGGCAGCAACAGGUGCAAAACAAAACAGACAGCACAAUGUUGUAGGAUUAAAACUGGCUACAACUUUUAUUGCUUUCAGAUAUAGGUUGGCUUUGACUCACGCAUUGGGUAUAUAUCCAUUUUCAUCAGGCCUGUAAAAGUCCAUACUGUCAAAAACUUAAUUGCUGGGUGUGGGAUAACAUGGUCACCAAGGUGUUCCAUUGCUCCACAACACUUAUCUUCCAGAGGACAUGAUUAACACAGGCUGGUCCUUCCACACGCACAGCCACUGCUCACGUUUUAGGAGCUCUGACCUAAAAUGAUGGUGAUUGUUGGGGACUUUUUGUGUAGUCUCUUUACGUCAGAGACUAGGAUAAUGUUGACGCUCUUCCAGGUGGUUGGAUCAUUUUACCCAACUGCAGGACCACACAUCAGGGGAGCUGCAUCUUGCUAUUUCAUGCUCCAGCUUGGCCACGUUGGCCCAUCCAUGUCAUCUUGGCCCUGGUCUAGAGACCCAGCUGUGCACUUGCGUAGACUUUUGCUCCUUGCCCACAAAUCCAGGCGUUCUUGGAAGGGGUACCUGAAAGAGAGGAGUUACAUGGAAAGAUUAAGUGAGGGUUAUCCAGGGCAAAUGUACCCUUUGUAUGAUUCUGAGUGCCACCUGCCUAAUGCCUUUGUAAGUUCUGGCCUGAGACCCCAUUCAAAGGCUGAUGUGGCUGCCCCUAUGCAAUAAGGAUGCCCUGUGGAUUCUCCCAGGCUCCACCCCUCAGCUUGCUCCUGAUAGACAAAUUUGAACUUCGGGAUUGUGGCCAGCCACCAUGGUGAAGUCAUUUUGCCCUCUGGGGGGAGGGCUGGCAUCGCUGCCCACCUUCUGACUAGGUAAGUGGCCAUUGUGUGGCAUAUUGGGUGGUGUCUGUCUGCUGACAGUAUACAUCCAUAACUAGACCAGGGAUAAGACCAAUUUUCAAUUAUUCAUUCUGCCGCCUAUAGCUCCCCUGCCCCAAAUUGCUCUGAAGGAUUGGGUGACACUCUGGAGCAGAAUUAAGGGGGAAAUGGAGGACUACAGGUGGCAAGGGGAAUCACCAAAAAUUGCCUUCCUAUUCAGCUCAUGGAUGUCUUGGAUAUGACCUGUAAAUUGAUUCAAAGUGUAAGACCUGAUCCAAAUAUAUUUGUGUCUAGGAGCUGAAGCUCUAAGCUCCCUGUGUCAGGGCUAGCUCCCUGUUGUUGGAUCAGGCUUCCAUGCAUAACUCUUAGAUUAUUAGUAGUCAUGCCCUGCUGUAACUAAGCCUGAGCAUAAGCAACUGAAACAUGCAGUGCAGUGAUGUAUUCUUAAUGGAAGGGCAAGCUAUAACAAAACAACAACUUAUUUCUUGUUCCUUGCCCAUAUGACUGGGUUGCCCCAGCCACUCUGUGCAUCUUCCAACAAAAUAUAAAGGGACAAAACAGAACAUCAAAUAAUAAAAGCUUCCCAAAACCGUCCUGCCUUCAGCUGUCUACGAAAGGUCAUAUAAUUGUUUCACUCUUUGACAUCUGAAGGGAGAUGCAACUUCCAAGAAGGCCCUCUGCAUGGUUCCCUGUAACUUCACUUCUCAGAAGGAGAGAACCGCCCGAAGGCCCUUGGAGCUGGACCUCAGUGUCCGGGCUGAACCAUGGGGGGUGGAGACGCUCCUUCCUGUAUAGACGGCUCUAUGUACAUAUAGGACAGAUUGCCACCUAUGUUCUGGCUAAGGAAGUGUGAAAAGAACAUUGAUAUUAUUUUACAGGAACUGAUCUUAUAUCAUUUCCCCCCUUUUGACAGAUUACAUUUGAAGGCACCGAGCGGAUUAAGCCUGCCAAAUUGUUGACAAACAGGGUUUUGUGGGGGAACUAAAAAAAAUUAAUUUACCUCCAGAAUCCAUUCUUACCUUCAUCAGGCCAACUCAAACUCCAAAAUCCAUGUUAAUUUCAUAUUUUGAAGCAGGGGAGAAGCAGGGGUUUGUCUCUUGUUCUUCCUUUCCUAAAUAAUUAAAAUAAUUAAGACAUGGUCAAUGUGUGUUCUUGCUUGUACAUUUUCUUUACAUAUUUGCAGCUUCACUGGCCUUGUUAUGCUGGCAGGUGAUGUCAUCCAGACAGGCAUUACAAAAUGAGGCUGUCCUUAAUGCUGCCUGAGAAGUGUUGAAGAAAAUUAAUAAUAAUAAUUUAUUAACUAGAGCUCUUCAGUGAGCAGCAAGUAGCCUCACUUCUUGCAAAGCCUGGAGUAGAGAAACAUAGAGACACACAGAAAAAACAGUGACAGAGCAACACAAGGCUUUGUGGUGUCUAUGAUCCAACUUGACAGGAUUUAUUGACACUGUGGUUCAGGGAAUAGUAAAAUUACCCCAAAUUGUUAUUUGGCCAUAGCAAAAAGUGGUUGCGCACCCCUAAUAUAUGGCAAUUAAAAAAUGACAACUCUAAGAACAGCAGCAAACAGCCAUAAAACUGGAGACUAUCUCUGACUCCUGAGAAAUCAUUGAUGCUAUUCACUGUUCUCUAUACCUUAUACAUUGUUCAAAUGUGAAACUAAGUGCAAUAACAUUUUGUAUGGAAUAAAUGAUAGUGAAUAUAAAUUUGCAAAAGAAGAAAUAAUGAAGGAUGUAAGGGGUUUCCCCCUUCAAAGUAACUUUUCCUUUAAGCUAAAUUUUAAUGAUCUUAGGGCCAAACUGGACAUCACAUUAUUUACACAAUUGUUACCUGAGUGAAUAUUUCUUUAAGUAACAGCAGUCAUGAAAUAACCUGAUCUGGACUGGGACAGCUUCUAAAUGGAGGGACCUUUAACCCUUUGCCCCUGAUGUGGUCCCAGUCUGAAACAACACCCUCGUGUACCUGCUACUUGCUUCCUGUUCUAGUAAUGCAAAAUUGAAUCUCCCAUCCGCUGUCAGGAAGUACAGUGCAUUCUACACCUUAGAAGUAUGUCACCUCAUUCAGCUGCAUGAGUAGACCAGGCCUGAGAUCAUUACAGUGGUACCUUGGAUCUCAAACGCCUUGGUACUCAAACAACUUGGAACUCAAACACUGCAAACCUGGAAAUAAGCCGAACAUGCUCCAUUUUGAAUGUUACACUUCCGAUUUGAGUGUUACGCUGAGGUCUGUCUGUUUUUGCUAUUUAUUUUGCAUUUUUGUGGCUUUUUUGUGACUGUGUGGAACCCAGUUCAGCUACUGUUUGAUUGAUUGUGUGACUGCAGUACAUUGUUUAUUGCUUUCAUUUUAUGGAUCAAUGGUAUCGUUAGAUAGUAAAAUUCAUGGUAAAUUGCUGUUUUAGGGGUUGUUUUUAAAAGUCUGGAAUGGAUUAAUCCAUUUUGCAUUACUUUCUAUGGAAAGCGCGCCUUGGUUUUGGAAUGCUUUGGUUUUGGAACGGACUUCCGGAAACGGAUUAAGUUUGAGAACCAAGGUACCACUGUACUAGGUUGGCCCAUUUAAUGUGCAUCUUUAGUAAUAAAUGCUUGCUCUAGUCAAUAGGCAGAAGGCAGAUAUUUAUUUAAUGGUAACUCAAAUUGUUUUGGUUUUUUCCCUAUCUCUGAAUACUUCGUUAUAAGAAAAACUUUCUCUUCCCCCACCCUCUUCUCUUAGUGAAUGUCCCUUCAACUGUAAUGGAAGCCAUGUCAAGACAAGAUACCGUGCAGCCAUUUAACAAAAGUAGCAAACUACCCUCUGCCACUCCACAGCGGUCCAUUGUGUUUCCACAGACUCCGUGUAACAGGAAUUUCUCUCUUCUGGAUAAAUCAGGCUCUAUCGAAUCAGGAUUUAACCAGAUCAGUGUAAAAAACCAGCGAGUCCUUGCGAGCCCUACAUCAACAAGCCAACUAAAUUCAGAGUUCAGUGACUGGCAUCUUUGGAAAUGUGGGCAAUGCUUUAAGACUUUCACCCAACGGAUCCUUUUACAGAUGCAUGUGUGCACACAGAACCCUGACAGGUAAAACAUGGGCACUCUUUAUUUCUAUAUCUUCUGAUAGUAAGAUCCAUUUCUUUUUGCUUUAUCAGGCUGUUAGCCUUUCCACCACCAGAGCAUUAUUAGAAGGAACCUGCACAAUGCAAUUCAUCUGCUGCUGUACAAAACACAUAGAUAAUGGUGGGCAUAGCUUGGCUUUAUUAUUUGAAAAAAAACACACGGGGUACCUAAACACAGAGAUAAGAGAAAAUGACUAAGAAUAUAAUCUUGGCUUGGUACAUCUGUUAGAAAGGGGGAACAAAGUAGAAGGGAAAUGUAUGGAUAUCACAGAAGGAAAAAAGAGGUCAAGAUAAUUAAAAGUCAUUCUGUCUCUGAAAGAUAAUAUAACUUGCUGCUCAGCAGCUGUCAUAGUCAUCUCAGGGUUCACCUAUAGUGUGCAAUGUGUAUGAACUUAAUUAAGUACUAAGAGGUAAUGAAUUGGAAUUUUUUGCUUAGUACUAUUUUUCUUCGGAGCAUGCAAAGCCAUAAAUCGUGCAAAGCUGUCAAAAGGAAAUACCUACCCCACCAGUGAUGUGGAGGAAAACAGAUGCCACUUAUUCAAUAAACUAAUAUCCACACAGAAGAAAAAUGUUGACUAGAUACCUCAGAGUCAAAGUUGGUUUGAAAGUUUGUCAAUACAGAAUUUUAUGGCCAUGAACUGAGGAUGAAAUUUAGCUGAACAAGUGAAUUAAAAUUUCAGGUACUCUGACCAGUGCCCCAGUAGAGAUAAUGGAACUAUUAUUUAUAAAUCAAAUCUGGUUUAUUUGACAAUCUUGAUAGCUGGCAGCACAAAAGACGAAAAUCAGAUUAAUUCAAUAAAAAGACUGCUUCUGUUUUUGUCUUUUCCUUUAGCAGCAAAGAGAUGCUUUAAUAAAACAACUAACACUCCCGGAAUAAUCAUUCAGGCUGCAAUCCACGAAGUAUUGCUGCUGCAGGAUCUCAGUGAUGAAAGCGGACAUUAAUGGACUAGAAUGGAGCUCUGGAAGACAUAAGAGUUGUGCCAAAACUCUUCAUCCAUGUUCACGGAUAAACUCAGAGCUCUACUACAACAUUUCGGGAACUGUGGAAAACAUGUAACCCACUUUCAUCACUCUGCAUCCUCAGUACAUUUCAAUGCAAAUUUCAUGUUGGUCUUGUAUCACAGUGGUGGGGCAGGUCUAUUUUAUUUUUUACUAAAACCCCAAGCUCCUUCAGCCAAGGCCAGGUGGAAAAUAGUGGUUGAGCCACGCAGACUUACACUAAAAAUUAAGGACUGGGGUUCAGCUCUAGAUUUGGUAACCACUACCAGAACUGGUAAUUCAUAUCAGUAAUCAGCAUCAGAACUAAGCUCUUAAACAUUUUCAUGCAAAAAGCAUCCCUCCCCACCCCCAGUCUCUUAUUGUUUUGGCAUGGGGCAGGGGAGAAGCUUUAUAGAUGGGAGUUAGAAACCCUUGCAGAUGACCCAGAGAUCCUCAAAUAGAUCCCAAACUACUUUUUGUUCAUCCCUGCUGUUGAAUGGGGUUGCAGAGUAGACCCAUUGAAAUCUAUGUGACAGAUGGCUAACUUAAGUCAACUGAUUUCAGUGGUUCUAAGCGUUAUUAAGUUUGACAGCACACUACAAGUUGGAUUCAAUUUCACUGCACUGAAAGAUUCAAAAUGCUAGAACACAUCUAAAGGAAUCCACAAAAUUUCCAAAGCUGAAAGAUAGUAAGGUUUUAAGAGAUGAAAUGAUGUCAUAUGUAUUUCUCAUCCUUUGGGGUUAAUGUUGGUAGCUAGCAGGUUCCAUUGUUGUUUACUGCUCUCAUACUACAAUUUAAAAUGUACAAUAGCGCUUCCUAUAUUUUCAUGGCAAAAACUUGUAACAGCAUUCUCACCGAUAAAUGUGCCAAUAAAAUGCAAGCUCUCAAAGUUCUCCAAACAUUUAGAGGAUCUUAAUCACAAGAGCCCCAUUAGUGCUCUUUAGCCUGAGGGUGAAAAACAAGGCUUGGUUUUCCGACUGAAUCUGAAUUAGAAAGAUUUACUUAAUUAAAAUAAUAAAAAAAUCGAACCAAAUUAUCUAGCCUUGACAUAGCACAGAUUAAUCAUUGUGUUGGGCAUAAUCUGAAGUGACACGUGUACAAAAGUUCCUCUUCUGUGGAGGAACAUUUUUAUGUGUGUGUGUAUGUGGGGACUCCACACAUACUGAACAUCUUACCCUCCUGCUCUCAUCAUAGGGAGGAAUGAGGAAACUCUGUGAUUCUCAUAGUUCACUGGCAUUAGCUGCAAUCUGGCACAGCUAUUUAUAUUCUAUUUCUGACCCCUCCAAUGUAGAUGCCAUUUUUAAGCACUGGCUGGUGCUCUAGGUAUGUGGGCGAGGUUUCAAAUGAAAGUUCAAAGUCCUUCCAUUUGCCAAAAAUAAAAUGGAACAUAUAGUAGGUAGGGAAAUGGAGCGUCUGAAAAAUCUGAAUUGUGUGAAGAUUAUCAGAAUUCUUAGCAGCUGGUAGUUAUGUCACACUCACAACUCUGCAUUUUUCAGGGUCAUGAUAGUGUGUAUCAUCUGUGAUCAAGUGGAAGGAUGUGCCCUGCAAAAUUUCCCUUAGCCUUAAAGAGGGCUACGCUAUCUAUUGCAGAGAGGUUGUGCCUUCCUUCAGUUAGAUGCCUCCUCCACCCAACAUAUUGGUGCUAGGAAUGCUUUUUUUGGGUGCUUCCAGAUCAGUGUUCCUCAUGCAUGCGUGUUUCUUGCUGUGCCCACCUGAUGUCAUUAAGAGAACAGCUGAGUGUAGACAGUAUUGAACUAGAUAAUCCAGUAGUCUGACUUGGUAAAACAGCAUACUGUGUUGUAUCUGGAAACCUUGAGCUCCUCUCUUUCUGAGUGCCUCAUUACCAUUGCCUGUGUAAUUAUCACAAUGCUGGUCUCUUGGGGAAAGGGAACAAGUAGGAUGUAGCUGAGUCUUAGGUCCCAUCCUUAUUCUACACAGAAAGAAGGAAUAUAGGUAGUAUUUUUCUCUCAUGCUGCUUGGGGGAAAAACAGGAUCUUAGCCACCUCCCUUUUGUGAUAUGUCAUGUGCAUAAUUUCAUGACUAUACACUGUACUGUAUGUAUUUUUCGACUGAGUUAGUCUAGAGCACAUAAAUAAAGCAUCUUUCCUGGAUUCCCAGGAAGAUCUUUGCUUUUUAUGCGAAGUCUCUUAUGGCAAAAGAAAUGUAGUAGAUUUUUAAUAGGGCUGCUGCUUCUGUGCUAAAAUUGGGGCUUCUGGAGCCACGGAGCUGAAACUAGAUUUUGGGGCGGUUUGACAGUUUCUCCUCUAUGGUAGGUCACAAGGCCUGAGUCAACACCUGUAGAAUGAUCCAUGUUCAUAUAGACAUGGUGUAUACUGACAAUGUGAUCAACUCUCAGUGGCACUAUGAGGCCGUUGCCAAAGCCCAGAGAAACAUGGCUGCUAUCUCUACUACUCGGGAGUUAAAUGUGGCUCUUGGUGACUUAUCUGACAACAAAAAUGGCAUCCCAUUAUCUAGCCUUAGGCAGAGUCUCAAACACUAGCAUAGAUUUAUAAAGUCUUGACCCCAACCCAGUGCCCAGUGAUUCCUAUUCACCAGCAUCACUACUGCCAUGACUUAUUACAGAGAAAGAACAGGUUGUGUCUUUUCCUCUUCUACUGUGGUAGCAGUGGUGAGGAUUCAUGGGCAACGGUAUCUGAUCCCUAUUAGUACAAGCCUUGGUUGCUUUUGUCUAUGCAAUUCACUUAGUUGCACUGACUUAAGAAUAUUGUAAGUGACUACUGCAUCUAGAGUUGAAUAAAGAAUCAAUUUGAGUGACUUGGGGAGAUGGAAAAGAAAUUUGAUUUAGUCAGCUUUUAAAGGCAUCUCUACCUAAUUCACAUUUCCCCAAACACUGUGCAAAUAGGAGUACAGCCAUCCUUCAGAAUUCACUCUUCUCCAAACUUUUGAUGCAUUCUUCAACUAAAUAAUGUAUACAAAAAUGCAUACACUUAAGGGUAAGUAUGCAUAAAGGCAUAUAUUAGUGAAAAUAACAUACAAAUAUGCAUUAUAUUAGGGAGAAUUGUUUGUAUAAAUAUGUGUAUUAAGCAAUGUGUAUAUCAGUAAAAUACUGAUUCAUUUUCAUUAAGACUUUUUAAAAAAAGAACACUGAUGCAGAAAUGUGGAAAACUGAACCAAAGAUUUGAAAAAUUACAAACUGAUUGAAACCAAAAUUGACAGAUUUGCCCAUUCCUACUUGUGCCUUUAUGAAAGCAUCCAGGGCUUGUAUUAAAAUUAUACAGGCAAGUUACAGAAGCCUUUGUACAGGGUGAGUCCUUGAAAAGAGAAGAAGAAGAAGAAGAAGAAGAAGAAGAAGAAGAAGAAGAAGAGUAGUAGUAGUAGUAGUAGUAGUAGUAGUUUGGAUUUGAUAUCCCGCCUUUCACUCCCCUUCAGGAGUCUCAAAGCGGCUAACAUUCUCCUUUCCCUUCCUCCCCCACAACAAACACUCUGUGAGGUGAGUGGGGCUGAGAGACUUCAAAGAAGUGUGACUGGCCCAAGGUCACCCAGCAGCUGCAUCUGGAGGAGCGGAGACGCGAACCCGGUUCCCCAGAUUACGAGACUACCGCUGUUAACCACUACACCAUGCCGGCUCUCUGUAUCCCGUGGAUACAGAGUACACAUGUUCCAUGGGGCCUCUUUUCAAAGACUCACCCUGUACGUAGACAAUUCACCCAGUGCCAAAUUUUGGGAAUUGGGUUUGCAGAUGUUUGGCACUCACUCAAGAAGCAAGGAUAUAUAAUCAUAGAAAUCCUCCACCGACUGUUGCCUAUUUUCUGUAUUCAAAAGUGCACAGAUAGAUGCAACGUACAAAAAGAACCGUUCACCUUUUAAAACUUAUACUUUAUACAACUAUUUUGGAUUUUUUGCUCCCAUUUAACCUAAAAUUCAUCUAUUUUGUCUAUAAAUCUUAUUAAUCUAUCGCCCAAGGAUGAUAUGCAAUAUUGGUCAUACUCAGAAUAGACCUUAAAUUCCUUUAUUUCAGUGGUUAUAGCUAACGUGAUAUCACCCCAGUGGUUUCCCCUUCUUUUAAGAAAUUAUCUAAGAUUACUUUGCCUUUUGAAGACCAAGGAGAGAAUUGUACACAAUCCUAGAGUGCAAUCCACUAUGCUGAAGCAACACAUAUAAUCUUGUGUUCAAUAAACUGUGAAGUCCCUGCAUAAAUUUGAUUGCAUGAAAUGGUGAUUAUACAACAGCAGAGCAUGGUCAACAGUGCUUGUUCAUUAUUUCAUAAUUUGAAAUAUGUACAGCAGUGUGUCCAAGAGUUGCAUAGCAUUAGGUUUUUUCAGGGUAAGAAUGUUUAGUAUUUUAAUUAAAGCUAUGGCAGUAAUAUUUAAUACAAUAUAAAAAGAGUCAGCCAGUGACACUAAUAUUAGAUAUUAAUCCACCUGGAUUAGGAAUUGAGUACAUCCAGGUUUGUAUGCACAUUUUGUCUGAAUUUGAAAUUCAUUAGGGUUUUUAAAAAACACUUUUGACCAUUUAGGUUACGUUUCCUCUUACCCUUCAAUGUGAUUUUUUUUGUUUGUUAAAUCAUUUCAUGUUCCUCCUGGAAACAAUCAAAGGAUGACUAUAACUCAUCCAAAAUUAACUGGCCAAAGGAUGUUCCAAGAUUUUUUUUGUUUGCUUGUUUUUUGCCCAGCCAUUUACAAAUUGACCCACUAUUCCUUGAUCCAGGAGUCAGAAAUCCCUUUUCUCUUCUGUUUUUCUGCUGCAGAAAUUCCCAACAAUCCCAUUUGGGGGGCUCCAGAAAGGGGUAAGCAGAAGCCUUCAAUCACAGUGAAUCAUUUAAAAAACUAUUUCAUUAUUUUUUAACUCAAAGCCAAUUCUCAUAAAGGACAAUUUGUUUACAUUUAUUUUUCUUUCUUUCCUUAAUUGUCAUGUGCAGUAUGCAAUGUUUAAUAAAUAGUAUGUGUUUUGGGUUUCAUGAAUAUAUCCCCUGACAGUUUCAUAUGCAGUUUUUUUUUUCCCAUUUUUAGCUUAGUUGUAAAUAGUCAUGUGCAUAAGAUGUUGUGAGGUGGUAGAGAGCAUACCCAGAAGAUAUGUUAAUCAGUGCUUAAUCUUUCUAUUUCCAUGCUAUAUAUAGAUGUAGAAAUAGUGAUUUGAUGUGCAGUUUAAGCACUUAUUUAGUAGUUUGGGACUUUUUAUUGGUAUAUUGGCUUGCUUAAAUCUCUGCUUUUCUUAAAACACUUCAAUCUUCCUCAAUCUAAUUUAUAACCUGCAAACAUUUAAUCAUAAAUAUUCACAUCACACAUAAUACCAAAAAAUAGCUUUUAGGGAAGUAUUGUAUCGAGAUUUGUUUUCUCUCUGUUUAUACAAUAACUCUGGAAUAUUGAAACCAAAUCAAAACAGCAAGCUGUAUGCAACAAAUUAUUAUUGCAUAAAAAUUUUCAGUAGUUUGCAGAUUAAUUGUUUUGUAGUUCAAUUUGCUACUCUAUCAUAAAUCAAGUAGUUUUAAAACAGUGUCUUCAGGACUCAUGCAAUUUUGCAGUGUUUGUAUCUUUUAGCGGUUUUUACAGAUGCUUACAUUUCUGUUGUGAUACUAGCAUGAAUGACUAAGCUUAAGAAACCUAUGAAAUCACUUAAGUAAAUACAGCAUCUGUGUUCUAUAUCUAAAUGAUGUGCAGGCUGCAUUAAUUGCAUUGGGUUCAAUGGAGCGUAGGAUAGAUUACAGCUAAUGUAGCUGUGAGUGAAUAAGGUCCCUGCCUUAAAUCUUAUCUCUGCCAUGGACUCACUAGGUGGUCCCAUCUGCAGUAGAGGGUUAAUAAAAUGAAGUUACCUUACUAUGCCAGUAUAUAUGAUGUACUUUAAAUGUUCCAAUAUUUAGAACAUUCAAAAAGUGCUAUAUAAGUACUUAUUAUACAUGUUCAACCAACAUCCCGGUACAAUCCUCGUUUCAGAUAACCGGCUCCAAUUCUGAAUGAAUUAAUGUUAAAUGUCCAACACCUUAAAUUCUGCCAUGUGCCACCACAGAAAUCUGUUUCAUGGCCAUUCCUUCAUCUGUUGACCUUAAAUUAACCCACUUGGGCACAAACCAGAGAAAGAAGAACAAGCUUCAUGGGAUUUAAGUGAUUAACUGAGUAGGAAUUGAAAAGCAUUAGCACUCUUAUCUUUCCCUGAAUUGUACUGAUUGUACAGGAAAGAAAAAGUAGGAAGGCUUUAAUUGCAGGGAAAAGGAAGUAGGGUAUGCUGAGGUGCACAAUAUGUAUUUGUUACUGAUUCCCAUGUGUUUCGACCUCUGUUGUUGUUCAGAGUGUUGUCACAACGCAAUUAUGCCAACAGAUUGUGAAAACUGGCAGACUUCAAGUUUGUGGAUCUACUUUGUUCUUACUAGAACCCUGAAAUCUACCAAUUGGAUCCAGGUUACAAAAGAUGUCAUGCACUUGGAAUUAAACAAUUUUGAGCCCAGAAAUUUGUUCUGAAUACCAGAACGAAAUUAAGUUCACAUUCCUUCCACACAAAAAUCUACUUCUGGGGAGUCCUCUCUCUCCCUUUCCCUCACUUCAUUUCAACAGUAUAAUUUAGAUGAAGUAGCAUAAUUGAUGGCAUUGUUUAAAAACUGAGAGCCAGAAAUCCCUGCCAGUCUAUUUCAAAUCACCCAGAGAUCUACCACUGAAUCCCAAUCUAUUUUCUGGCUGCCCCGGCAUAUUGUAUGAUGGUUGGUGUAUGGUGUGUGAGAGACAAGACAGACAGAAGCAGAAAGAAAACAUCUGCCACAUAUUUAGCACUUGACACAAUUUCUACAAGGGACGGUUUUUAUGUGAGUCAUGUUAGGCCUUGGAAUCAACACUAUGUCUUGUACUUCAGGAUUUUUGAGCUCUAUAUACUUCCUCAGAUUAUCUCAUGCUAUUACAAGAAACGUUUACAUGCCUCUUGCUUGCUCAUGCAUCUGCUUAGUGGCACUUCUUGAAACAUUUGCUAUGUUCUAUCUCUUCUUCUCCAACCUCUACUGACUGUGUGCUAGCAGUCUGGUUUUGACUUCAGCUUCCCUGUAGUAAUUAGGUUUCAAACUAGCCCUAUUAAAUAUAUUCCAGAAUAAAACACACACACACACACACACACACACACACACGACAAAGAACUCAUGAGUCACUUACUUGCAGCAGCUAGAAAUAUCGUAACAAGACAGUGGAAGGACCUAUCAGGAAUGAACAUAGACCACUGGUACCAAAAUGUAUGGGAAACCGCACUAGUAGAGAAGUUAACCAACAAACUCAAACUAGCACGAGGACACCUUCACUCCAGUAUGGUUCCCCUUUAUCACAUACACAGCACAACAAGACAAUGACCUAUCCCCCCCAUACCUGACCCAACAAUAUACCCCCCCCCACAACAAACAAACAAGCCAUACUGCAAUCAACAGAAUUCAACCACCAAGCCCAGGACCCCCAACCUCUCGCUUCAUCAAUAUAAAGAAAUAAUACAUACACAACCUACCCACAGGAUGCUGAAACAAACCCCAUCACUAAUAACAGGCAGUAGAACAAAAGAACCAUACCCCAUCUCUCCCCUUCCCUCUCCCCCAAAUGCAAGAUGUCUGUGACAAAAAAGUGUCUCCCUAAAUGCAGUCGAACCGAAAAAGAAUAUGAACUGGAAGUGGAGACAACAGAUAUAUGUACCUUUCCCCGUUUAUCUGUUUUUAUUGCAACAGAAAAAACUAAUAAAAACCAAUUAAAAAACCCUGCUAAUUGGGAACCACUUUCAUGCAUAAACCCUAUGAGGUACCAACUCACAAAAGACCUGCAACAGGCAUUCCUUUUUCUGAUGCCACAAAGGCAAUUUGCGUCAUCAUUACACAUCAGUAGAGGGGUUGCCAAUUACUUUAGGCCCAUAAGCAUAAUUUGAAUUUUUGAAUCAUAGAAUCAUGAUUCUAUGAUUCUAUGAAUAAAUGCUGCAGGCACCACCAUCUCUUUCACACAGAACAGGAGUAGAGAAAAAGUGCACAUGCACAAACUUCAUUUUUCCAAGAGAUCUGGAUAAUUGUCAUCCCGUGGAACUGAUCUGAGCCUUAGAAAAAGCACAUAGAAGUGGGAGACAGAAUGGGGAAAAGUGUCACACUUCGUAUUUCCUUCUUCGGCUCUAUGUAUUUUUCUAGAGAGAAAAAGGUAAUUACCCUCACCAUGUCAUGACCAAGGAGGGCGAGUGCUUAGAUGCUUUAUGGGCACCAAGAAAAGACUUCAAGGUUGCUGUGUUUUAUGCCCAUGUACCUGAGAUUAAGCUCCAUUGUAUCUACUAGCCCUGUGUAGAAAAGUAUACUUAUUUAUUCAUUACUUUUAUUGAGCAAAAUGUAUAAACCGCUUGUUUGUAAAAAAAACACCUCUAAGUGGUUUACAAAAAUUCAAGACAAAACAUUACAAUUAUUGAUAAAACACUCAAAAAUAUUCAAAGGACAAUUAAAAUCAAGUGUUGCUAGCAAGAAACAAACCACAUGGAACUUUUAAGUCUGAAUAGGCUUCCUUAAACAGAAAUGCUUUAUGCAGGUGCUGAAAAGAGUGCCUUGAAGAUGCCUUCCUAAUGUCGAUAGCAGAGUCCCAUGGUGUAGGUACUGCCACACUGAUCUCUUGCAAAUGCAAAAUCAGUGUUAUGUGGCUCAUGUUCCACAGAUUGAAGUGGUUGCGUGGGCACAUAUGGGGUAAUACAAUCUUGCUGCUAAACUGGUUUCAAGCUGUUUGAUUAUACUAUAUUAUUAAUAUAAUUCAUAUACUAAUAAUAACACCUUGAACUUGGUAGUAAACCAGUGCAGACCUCUGAGCAGAAGUGUUACUCCUGUUAGCAACCAUGCAACAUCAUUCUGCCCCAACGGCAGCUUCCGGGACAAGUGCAAGGAAGCCCCACCUAGAAUAUAUUGCAGUAACCCAAUCUCGGGAUCACCAGUGCCUGAACUACUGUGGUCAAAGCUCUUUCCUAUGUAGUCCUCAAACAUCAGAUCAUUCUGCAAUAUUUCUGCAUCAUUAAGUACGAUUGCUUCAUGUCUGCGUCUGUGCGCUCACUCACAGUGAUGCCAUUAGGUCCAGGAGCAAUAAUGGCUCAGUCUGAUACAGGUUUACACAAAGGCCACAAUUUUAUUUGGUCACAGAGCUUAAGUUUGGUUAGGGCAGGACCUUCCAUUGAGCUGCCUGAAAAGAGUAACCACUGAACUGAUGAGGUGGUCAAGGGGUAGCCCAUGUUUAAGCCCUGGGAAUGGAGCAGACUGAAGCCUCUAAUGUGUCUGGUCCACCCCUAGGUCCCACCUCCUAGAGAACCAACAAAAGCCUCCUAUUGGCUCCCUUUCCUAUGCACAGCCUGCAAAGUGCUAUAGUUGUGACGAUGCAUGCUCCAAAAGCAUGCUCCAAAAAUGCAUGCUCCAAAAAUUUGUAGGGACACAAAUCCAGGACCUUGAUUAGUCAUUCCCUCCGCCCUCCGUCCGAUGGGCUUCUACAAAUUUGAAAAUUAUUUUGAGAUGAAAUCCUAGAAUCAGGCUGUUCCUAACAACGGGAAGAGGUGAAAUUACUCUUUAUAAUUACAGGCGGUGAACAUUUUGCACGGGGGUUCCGUUCCUGGCCCCCCGCGUGUUGGCGGAGCAUACAUAAGCCCACCUUGUUAUGCUCCUGCUUCGUCUGGCCCUCUUUCGGGUCCAAAAGGACUCGCACAUCAAUUGGACACAAGGAAAAUGGUCGCCGCCUGUACUAUUUUAUUUUGUCCAAUUUGAAGAUGGUGGGACUGCAUGUUCAUCAUCCCUAAUGUAACAAGCUCUAGGAAGUAGAUGCCCAUGACAUUCAUGCAACAGCAUUCCAUUGAUCAUUGAAAACUAUAAAUGACAUGCAUAUUUUUACCAAAACAAAUUACAGUUUGAAUGAUAAGAAAAUACUACUUUUAUUAUUAUCAUCACAAUUAUUACCACAACUUAAGUACUACUGCAAGUAGUUGUAGUUUUUAAUUAUUUGUUCGUAUUUUAUUCCACGUAUUUCAGUUUGGUAACUAUUUGCAAACAAAGAACAGCAUGAUUUUGCCGAAUAAAAAAUUAAUCAUGUUGACCUGUCUUUUUUUUUAAAAAAAGAGAUUAAUUGGUUUUAUUUAGUGUCUUAUUUGUUUGUUGUGGGAGCUGUUAAAAUAGAUAACCAGGGGCUAAUAAAUGUUAAUGAUCCCACUCACUCUUAGAAAAUCAAUUGGUCAUGAUUACAGCACAUCUCAGUGUAUUGUUUUUGACUAAAAUAAUUUAAUUCUUAAGAAUAUUUUGAGAAGAAACUAUCCUUACUCAUCUUUGUUUUAUCAUUGCCAGAAUUUUCAUGUCAAUUUGAUGAAUGAUUUCUGCUUAAGUGAACAAUUCCUUUGAAUGAAGAAUAAAGCUGAAAAGCAUAUCCCUCUUGUCCCACAGUAAUGACAGUAGUUAUAGAGUAAUUAUUAGUGUGUGCCUUUGAGGUAUAGGAUUUCACAUGCGCUCACAUUGUAUAGGAAAUAUGUGGUCCCAAACUCUGCAUGCUUUGAGCUCUGUGUUAAACUGGAGUUCCCCCAAUUCAUUCAAGGCUUUGGAACAUGCUCUACAUGUGCAAUGAAGAAUCCCCAUUGUGAGUCUGCUAGAAUAUUUUUGGUUCACGGGGCAAUGCUUCAUCUGCAGCUGUAUAUGGCAGGUUUCCCACAUGCUGCUGCUUGAAUAGAGUGAAAGAUCAAAUGGAGAACACAGUGUUUUUAUUUAUUAUUAAAUAUAUAUACACAAUACUUCUAUUGUGCAAGCAAUCCAGUAUUUUUUUAAAAAUAAUAAUGCUAUGGAUGUACAUUCCAGAGAAGUAUAUAAGUUUAGCAUAUGCUCCUCAGGAGGAGAACAACAAAGCUCUCGGGAUCUUCAGAUCUCUCUAGAUACUCCACAGUUAUCAAUACAGAUCCAAGGUCUUAUACCAGUGUAAAUAUACCAGUGUAAGCAGUAAUUCACAUGGGCAGGGGGAAGGCAAGUCAGCACAGGAGAACUAGAGGGGGAAACCUAUGUUACAGGAAGAUGAGAACUUUCACUCAUUCGCUUUGAACUGUAUAAUCUACAUCUUCAGAUACUCAAGGCAGCUAAGUCACCAGUACUAAAACGAUGCAAUCCAGUGAUUUUUAUAAAACCUUAAUAUCACACUACUGAACAAACUCAAAGAUGGUGAGUGGCUUAAUUGUUCAUUUUACCAGCCUUAAUAAUCUUACCAAUCACCUUCACCAUAGUCCUUUCAGGGAUGUCACAAUGACUCUCAUUUUACAUGCAGAUGGUGGUGGUUGGAGCUCACUAGGAAUUUGGGGGAUUAGACAAAUUCAGGUAGAAUAAGGCUAUAAAUGGUUACUAACCAUGUCAUCUAUGUUCUGCCUACACUGUAGGUUGCUUCUGAAUACGAGUUAUUGAAAACUGCAGGAGGGGAGAGAGUGGUUGCACUUAGUUCCUUUCUUGUGUGCUUCCUGCAGGCAUCAUGUGGUAAUAGGAUGUUGGCCCAGAUGGGCCAUGGGCCUGAUCCAGCAAGCUCUUACGUUCUUAUGAAAAUUUGAGGUCCAUGGCUAAUGCCUGGGGCUUAAUCAAGGUUCCAUAAAGGGCUCCGUUGCAGUGGCAUAUUGCAGCUUUAGAACUUUUUCUUUGAAACUUGUUGGGAAACACUCAUCAAAUAUUUUAUAAUGUGAGUAAUUAAAAUAAUAUAAUAUUGAACUAUUGACCAACGCUAGGCCAUUAGUCAAGCUAAAAAAUUCUACGAUCAUUGCUCUGAAGCACUGUGAAAUAAUAGUAUUGGUGAUCAGCGAUGCAAGUAGUCACAAUUAAGCAGUUCAGUUGACGAAUGAGGGAGUACACUUUAUUUUAUGCUUAAUUGAAUUGCUGUACAUGCUUGGUCACCAUUGUCUCCUUUCCUUUAGAGCUUUGGAUUCUAGCUAUUUAGAGGCGCACAUUUGUAAAAGGGAGAAAGCAAUUAAGACUGUCGUAUCGGCUCUAAAAAUGCAGACAACGUGAGCUGUGCCUUGGGCUGCUCCUCGCUAUUAAAAUCAUUAAUAUGCCUAAAGAUACAAUCUUAAUUUCUUAAAACACUAAUAGGAAACUAAAAAUGCAUCUCCCUACAUUAAAAAUAGCCAGAUGGGUGAGGAGGCUCAAGCGCCUUAGAAUAUUUGUAGUGCAAUCCCGCUCAUGUCUACUCAUAAGUAAGUCUCAUUGAGUUCAAUAGGAGUUGCUUCCAGGAAAGCGGGUAUAAAAUUGCAGCCAUCUGCAAAGCAUAACACUGUUUGUGGAAAAUCUAAAACGUAGAAGGGUGGAAGUCUAUGAUCAUAAACCUCUAAGCAUAAGUCUGUGAUGGACAAGCACAUGUUGGGGUCAGGGCUAGGAGGUAAUGUCUUUUUCUUUCUUUUUUUGCAUAAUAUCUGACAAGAGCUUUAGGCAACAGCAGUAAAUGUUCUGAUUCUUUCCAUAGUAGUUUAGCUCAAUAUAUUUGGGUGUCCCAGACAGAGUCUCUGUCUUGCAACUGUAAUCGCUGUGCUUACAGUGGGGGCCUGGUAGUGGGAACAGUCUUGCUCUUUGCAUUAGCUUACCAUACUUACCAAAUAGAUAAAAUAAAUAGAAGAUUUCUUUUCUUGAAUACAUUUUUAUGCUUUUCCAUUCUAUCCCUUUUUCAAAAUUUAAUUAGCCGAGUGUCUUUUGUGUUUUCCUCCCCUUCAUUUUAAUGCUCACACAUUACAAUUGUUGUUGGGGCUUGCAACAUUAUGAGCUGUUUCUAACGAACGGUAACAUCACGCAAAAUGGGGCAGGUGGCGGUGUAGGAUUUUAGAAUCAGACUAUGUGAACCACUUAGGGAUAGUGUCACUAAUAGAAAGUAUCUUCUUUGCAAAAAAUCUAUUCCAAAGAGUUCGUCAUUUUUGUCCUGGCUUUGCUAUGUCACCAGUGUCUUUUUAUGCAAACUAACUGAGAAAGUUACAGGUAGAAUUUGGUUUCCAUUGAUAUAAAAACUAGUCCCACUGAGAAUACAUCUCCAUCAGAACUGAGAGGAUGAAGAUCACAUUUCAGAAGUAGAUACGAUUAGGCCUUCUGCAAAUAGCUGUGUUGUCUUCUUAUAUUUAAUUAUGACCUGGUUUGGACCAAAUUUGGUUUGAGAUAUUAGUCUUGUGGUAUUGGAUUUUGCAUGUGUACCCUUUAUUUUAAAUAUUAACACCCACACAUUGGGUGCCUCAUAAGUGGAUAACCUUCCUGUUCUGCCAAGCAUAGGACAUAUAUUAGGGUGACUGUAGUCUGAAAUGGACCACUGAAGACCUUGACUAGCCUCAGUUUAGGCUAGACACUGUUGAACUGGUGGACACAUAGCAUACAAAUGAUUAUCCAAUAAUCACAUGAAAGACAAAAGCUCGCUAGAAGGCCAAAGCUCACUAGACUUAAUCUUGUAUAUCAAGCUCUUUCUUUGUUGAUAGUUAUAGAAAGCAUUUAUUUGAUGUGGGUGGAAAAAUAAAAGCAUCUAGUAGCAGUCUUUAACAUGCACUUACUACAUACAAAACAGUGUUUUGUUUUGUGUGUUGGUUUGUGUGUGUGGUUUAGUAUCAGCCAUGCAUAGGUAUUUCUAAAAUGUGUGUCUGAGGGCCUAAUUACAUUAAAUUAAUGUGUGUUUUUAAAAAUUAAAUAAUGUGCAAGGGUGUAGGAUUGUUAUAAGAUCACAGUACAUAGGAAGGGGAGGGUUAAGCCUUCAUACCCCAGCCACAACCUCUCUGAAAUCACACACAUACAGCAAUUAGCAUUAGAAAACAAGCUCCUAUUGCUAAGGGGGGGAUAUAUUGUAGCUGGGAAUCAUGGGGGCAAUUAUCCCCCCCCUCUGGUAGUUAAUUCUUAAAAUCAUGUUAAUAUGCUUACUAAGACCCUGAGUCCUUACCAUGCUGAAAGGCAACGCAUCACUGAAAGGGGAGCUCAAGUAGGCACUCACAUGCACAUCACAUAACAAUAAAAAACCAUCACAGCUCAUAACAUGUUAAAUACAUGCCCCAAGAGUGCUCUUAAAUUAGUGAAUAAUAGAAUUCAGAACUGUUAAUCUAAAUCUGCAUUCCAUCUGAAGUUCUCCUUUUCAGUAUAGAAAGGAUAUUGUAUUUUAGGCAUUGACAAAACUCAGCAGAAAAGCACAAAUGAGGCCAUCUCCCAAACCCCGAUUUAUCUGGAAUGAGCUGCCUUGGGUACUCAGAACAAAAGAGGAAACACUGGGUGCGCCAUCUUGGAUUCUUUUGGGUACAUGCAGCAGUUGUUCUGCACAUCCUGAGAAGAAUUAAAGACAGCGAUGCUCAUGUCGCUCAUUUUAGCAAAGACCUCCCCAACUGGUCUUUCUGACCUGUAAUAUGUAAAACAGGAUAUGCUGGAGAUUUGGAGAUGGUUAUAAUUUGAGUCUGUUAUCUUUUAACUUAAUAAGCUGCUAGUGUAUGAGGGAGUGGGGAGUGUUCUCCAGAAGAGCCCUUUAUGAUAUAUUUCUUUUCAAGGAUGGGACUUUACAGAAUAUAGUACGGCGUUUUUAUAUGUUCAUUUUUACUAUUACUAUUUUUUCAAAAGACUAGAGAAACAAAACGACUUAAGAAAGCCCACUACUAUAUUCCCUUGCAAAAAUUAGCAUUCCAAAGCUCAGCUGCACCACCCAAAUUAUUUUCCAUUUGCUUCAGUAAAAAUAAGUAGUGAUCACAUUGGGUGUUUCUAUUUUCUGCAGGCCCUAUCAGUGUGGACACUGCUCCCAAUCCUUCUCCCAACCUUCAGAGCUACGGAACCACGUAGUCACCCAUUCCAGUGACAGACCUUUCAAGUGUGGCUAUUGCGGUCGUGCCUUUGCUGGUGCUACUACACUCAACAAUCAUAUCCGGACACAUACAGGGGAGAAGCCCUUUAAGUAAGUAAUCAAAGGACCAGAGGAACAGGAAGGGAAUUUAGACAAGAAUCAGUAAAUAUCCUAGCCCUUGGAAUAGGUCUCUUUGGAAUUGAAGUUCAGAAUACCCCCACAGUCCUCCAGGCACUGCUCUUGAGCAAGACCAAGUCGUUUCAGUAGCAUUUGUGCAGAAUCAGAUCUUUGUUGGUUGCAACCAACCCAUUAAAUGUCUCCUUAAAAUCGUAAGAUCAUGCUCAUAUAUAUAGUGAACGUUUGUCGAAUAUCUGUAAGCAGUUCACUAGGGAGAGCUUGUUGUUAAUGGGAAAGCAGUUUUCAAUAGCAGCCCUUCCAGUGAUUUUAUCUGAAAGUAUCAAAGGAUGGCUUUAUCUGAAAUUUCAAGCUUAGGACGUCCAGAUUGUUGAACAUCAAAAGUAGGGAGAAGCCAAGACAACAAUUGUAGUGCAUGUGCUGAUUACAAAGAGAAUUUUUUUCUGAUAGAGAAGAUGUGGCGUGGGCAAAAAGCCAUCAUUUUACAUUGUUGUAAUAAGCAAAAUUUGUGAGUGCUGGAUAAGGACCAAUAAACUGAAAUUGAAUCAUAACAAGAUUGUGGCACCGGGGAUGGAUGGUUCUUGGAUGUAGGAAGUGCAUGCUUUAGGCAGGGUUGUGUUCUUUCUAAAAGAGUACAUGUGCAGUUUCAAGAUGCUUAUAUUGUCUCUAGAGACCAGGUGGCCUCAAUGGAAUGAAAUGCCUUUUAUCAGCUUUGCUUCAUUCACCAAUGAACGAAGGGAUAGUCUGGCCAUGGUAAUCUAUGCUCUGGUAACCUCAUUAGAUUAUUGCAAUGUGUUUUAUAUUCUGCUGCUCUUGAAGAUGACUUAGAAGUAUGAAAUGAUGUAGAAGGCAGCCUCAAAAUUAUUGAUUGUGUCGUGUUGUAGGCACAUCGUGCCAAUUUUAUAAGGACUUCAAUGGCUUCCUAUUUGCUUCCAUGCCUAAUUUAAGUUGCUGAUAUUUACCUUUAAAACCCUAAAUGGCUUGGAACCCAAAUACCUAAAGGAGUGCCUUUCCCAUAACCAUCUGUCCAUACUGUAAGAUCUUCUUGCAGAGACCCUCUAUCAUAGGCAUGGCCAAACUUGGCCCUCCAGCUGUUUUGGGACUACAACUCCCAUCAUCCCUAGCUAACAGGACCAGUGGUCAGGGGUGAUGGGAGUUGUAGUCCAAAAACAGCUGGAGGGCCAAGUUUGGCCAUGCCUGCUCUAUCAGAAUCAAGUUAAUUAACAGCAAAAGAAAGGGCUUUCUUGGCAAUAGCUAUGGAGUGCCCGCCUUAAAGAUGCUCUCCUAGUGCCUACAUUGCAGUUCUUUUGGCACCAGGUGAAAAUAUUCUUAUUCACCCAGGCAUUUCAAUCUGUAGUUAAUUUUAAUUAUUAUUUUUUAAUUACUGUAUUUGUGCUGUAAUAUAAUCCGCUGUACACUGCCCUGGAAUCCUAAAUAGGACAAAGGGCAGUAGGUGAAUGUUUUAAAUAAAUAAACAUAAAGAUUCAAUUUAAUCAGUGGGGCUUUGGUUCAGCCCCUUCCUUCUGUGGCUGUUCAUAAACCCUGGGCCAGAAACUAGUGGCCAGGUAUUAGUAAGUCUCUGUAGAGAAGUCAAGACCAACAGAAAGAAGAAAGUGAACCUAUCCCACUUUCAAAGUCUAGACCUCUACACUUGAUCCUUAAAUCCCAUUUUCUACUGCACAGUCUUAGUGGGCAAUGUGGAAUUCCAUUCUAAAUUAUAAGUGGUUUGACAUUAUAGUUGCCUUGCAAGAUUUGGUGAUGGAAUCUUUAAUGCACUUCUAAGGCUAAUAUGAGGAUGUAAACAAGGCAGUUUAGUACCUAUAUUUUAAACUGGUUCAGGUAAAUCAGGUAAUUUUAAAAGAUCACCAGUUUUCUAAACCCAUGUGACCACAGGUUAGUAUCAUAUUCUGUUCCUAUUUGGGGGAGGGCGACGUGUAGAGCAAAGAAGUCACUUAAACAGGUUUAUGUUAGAUAACAGCAUCAGAUCACUUCAAAGCCCAUAUUUUGCAGUAGAAUCUGGCUUCAGACCCCGCUUCUAGAAUGGGCAUGCUGUAUGGCUUUGGGUAAAAAAUUAUCUGUGGUGCUCAAGUCCCAGUCUAUAAAAUACUAAUGGUAUUACACCCUGUAGACACAUACACACAAGGUUGCAGAAGAACAAAACACCAUAAAUCCAGUAAUAACAGUUGCAGAUUAUAAGAAUAUAAAUGUCUGGCAGCUGUCAAACACUGUCCCAUGUUUAAAAAAGAUAAAAGUCUAACCUUAAACACAUCAUAUGCACCCCAAUCCUAUGCAAAAUGAUUUUCAUUUAAGUAAAGCUAAUUUGAGCUUUAAAAAAAAUUACUUAUUUCUCUGCUGUGAUUGGGGCACAGGAAGAGGCCAUUAAAAAUGGUGUGUUCCAUAACAAUCAUCAACUUCUUACAGAACUUGAUUUUAUUUACCAAGCAUUUUAUAUUUGGCUAAUGUAAGAGGAUAUCUGUCACUGUGAACUAUCAGAGACCUUAUGAACAAGCUGUUUAUGCAAGAGAUAACCACAAUGGUUGCCUAGCCUCCAUUCAAGACGGGUCUGGGCACCAUGCUUGUAAGUGUAAGAUAAGGCAUGGAGGUGGGGAGAAAGAGCCCAAACUUUGCAAAGACCAGCACAGUCAGAAUUCAAAUAGGGACUGCCUGAAAUGAUACAGUUCUACUGUGUCUACUAAUGGUGCCCACAGAGCCAUUAUGUUGGAUUAAUAGAUCCAAUGGAAAGCAGAGCCAAAACCAGUGCCAGCAAUCAGAUUGAUUUUAUGUAGUUGCUGUGUAAAUAGAUUUUAGUAAUUAAUUGUGGAGGUUUCCGGGUCAAAAUGGAAAAUAGAUUUCUUUUAAUGUUAAGGUGUUACUUAUGUGUAACCUUGUUGACUCCACUUACAUUCCCCCCUUAACAUCCUGUUUUUGUCGUGUUUCCAAUAAAGCUGCAGUUUGCCCCAUUUAGAGGCAUUACUACUCCCCCCUCUUUUUUGUAAUGUUCUUUUUCUUUCUUCUUUUGUCUCUUGUUCCAAAACGUCUAGUGUAAUUACAACACAAUUCCAUUCAGAAAAUAGAGCUAUAUCAAAUGGUUGGCAUGUUAGCUGCAUAUGAAUCAAAUUGAUUUUGGUGUGAUCUACUAUGCACAUUCACUGAAUAUAUAGGAUUAUUACCUAUAGCAUAGAAUUGUCCAAUACCUAAUGUCUGUAUUGUAGCUUGUGCAAAUACAGUGGUACCUUGGUUUACGAACUUAAUCCGUUCCGGAAGUCCGUUCUUAAACCAAAGCGUUCUUUGUGCUUUCCCAUAGCAGCGGGGGACUCAAUUUACAAAUGGAACACACUCAACAGGAAGCGGAACAUGUUCUGCUUCCAAGGCAAAGUUCUCAAACCAAAACACCUACUUCCGGGUUUGCAGCGUUCUUAAUCCAAGUUGUUCAUAAACUAAGCUGUUCUUAAACCAAGGUACCACUGUAAGAAGCAACUGCUAAGGAUUGAAAUAUAAACUAUGGUUAUAAUAGGGAAUUUAGAAUAGUUUGGUGAGAGACAAAGAUUUCGAGUAAACCAGUGAACAGUGAAUUUGUUUUAUGAGAAAUGUGGGAUUUGUUUUAAUACAGGUGUGAACCCAUGCAUAGAUAGGAGUGUAUAUUUCGUAAGAUCAUACACUGCGUUACAGAACAAUCCUAACUCUCUACUGGGGAACAGCAGCAGAACAGAGUGGCAGAGUCACCACUGCCUUUGAAGUCCUGUGGCUUAUGGCAGCCAGGGCACAGAAGGGCAUGCAGUUACUUUGAGUAGCUUCAGAAUAGUGAGGCCGGGGGGCCCAAAUUAGGCCCCUCACCUGGCAGUGGGCUGGCUUUGGAUCAUACACUGUUUGCAGGGGUUAUUCUGGUCACUGCCUGGGGGAACUCUGCCAGCGGUGUCUUUUACAGUCACAGUGGGGGCCUCCACAACUCAUCUUAUCCUAAUCUUAGCUUUAAUAUAAUCACAACAGCCCAUUACUAUCCCUUCUCCAAAGUGACACCAACCCAAGAUAUAUGCAGUGACAUUUGUGUUUCCCUACAUAUGAAAGAAAAGCGGAAUGUUUCUAUUGCCUGCAAGACUAUAGGGCAGACCAGAAGGGCAGCGUGGGCACUUAUAUGGUCCGGAUUAUCAUUGUAACUUAUUUCCCUGGGUACCACUUCUUCAAUAAGUUCUGAAAUGUUUGACUAGCAAUAGAGGAAGCUCUUUUAUGGGCAUCCCCUUAACUCUGAUCUGUAUGUUACGAGUAUUUAAUGGAAGCUUCUUGAAACACUUUCGUCAUAACUCAGACAAGCCCUUUCUCAUUACCACCCAUUUUUUGGUGGCUCAGGGGUCCCUAUGAUGUAAACAGAUUAAGUCAUAAUACUACUCUGUCUGUUAAGGCAGUGAUGGUUAGGUACUUCUUGGAUUUGAAAUAUAUGUUUAGGAUGCACAAAUGGAAUGUAUUGGACAUCUUUAGCUAUAUAUGUAGGGAAAGGAAAUUUCAACUCCAAGGAUAGCUCAGUGCCUUAUAUUGUAUAAGCUAAUCCAAGAAUUGAAUUGAUUUCAAGGCCUUCAUGAUAAAAAAAAUCAUAAUUUGCAAAUUUGUCAAGCAAUGAAAGGUAGUAUAUUUUGACACACUAAUCCAGUAACUAAUCAGUUUUCUAAUAAACAAUCAGCAAUACACUAAUGUGUCAUCAGCAUUUCAGGAACUCUGGAGAGAGGAAGAUCUGCACAUAGACGUUAAUGAAUACACCAAAAAUCAUUAGGUGAUCAAUACUUCUGAGUUAUUUUCAUUGAGCUGAUAGGUCUGAUACAUUAGAGCUGACAUUUUACAUUUGUCAAGAUCACAGUGCAGUUUUUAACAGUAGAGCAGGCCGCUAAAAUAUUCCAAGAGAGACGAUCAAAGAAACACAACUUAAAGAUGUUGACAUCCUAGGCAAGAACUAGAGGUGAGAUGAAUGAGUAUGUAACAUUCAGGUCAGAGGUUCCUCAAACCAUAAUUUCCUUUAAAAAUAAUUAACAGGCACUUUAUAACAUUCUGUAGUUGUGUAUGCAUGUUUGUGAAAGGUGGUUCCUUUCCAAUGCAAUGAUUACAAUUGAAGAAGCAGGGGUACAGAGAGGGUUUGGACCUCUUACUUUUCAUAGGCAUACUUUUUUUCAUAGGGAUCUUUUCAGAUGUUAGUAGGCAUUACACAGCACCAUUUGAAAUCCAGAUUAUUCCUAUUAGCAUUACAUUAAAGCUCUGCAUAGCCUACAAGACUUUUCUUUGCAACGGGACCUUUGCAAGAUGGGGGUGGGGUACUCUUGUUCAGCUUUUACUCAUUUCAGUGGGCCCUAUCCAGGGCAUAUUUCCUGUCACUUCCCUGGCUGACUUAUAUCCUAUAAACUUGUCAGGCAUCAGUGUCACGCAUUCAAAAUGAUUAUGAAGAAGUCACCUUCUGUUAAAGCACUAGAAUUUGGUAGAGUACAUUCUUAUCUGGAAUAGGCGCAGAUUACACUCUCUGAACUACACACGCCCUGUGUCAGUCCCUGCAGAAGCCCUACAUCUUAAUGCAUUCAUUAUCUUGCCAUGUCAUUUAAAUCAAUGGAGGGAAGGAGGGGUAGAGAGAAGCCUUUAUAUGACAAUGAAAAUGCACUGGUGAGUGUUUGACUUUUCCAAUCAGCCAUUUCUACUCAAUAUCAAAUCCUGGGUAACAUUACAAAAAAAUAUGCUUAAAACUAUUACGAGUAGUAACUACAGCCUCCUUAACUCAACUGCUUAGUGAUCUCAGGCAAGUAUGGGGAUUUAUUCUGUUGCUGCAAAACAAAGUGAUCAUUGUUCCAUGGCUUCACAAUUGCUCCAGUAGGUAGGACUCCUGAUUUUAAAUUAGCAGGAGGUGAAAUUCUAUUUGUCAUCAAUUUCUCCGAGGGAUUACAGAGCAGAAAACUGCAGACAAGCUGCUUCUUUGAUGGCUCACUCCUAAAAAUCUCUUUUUGUUCUUUAUCUAUUUGAACUGACAGUGAUCAGAGCUGCAGCAGGACAGGCCUCUCUGGAGAAAUCACCUUCCCCCUGUCUAUUGACAGAUUCCUCUGUUCUGAAUCAGACAGGCCUUGUCCCAUCAUAGGCAUCAAGGCCUUGGAAGUAGCCACCAAUUAAACCUCUUGAGCCAGUAAAAUCUGAAGCCACUUUUGAGUGUCUGUUCUGAUUAGGCAGGAUAAGACGAAGCCCGCCGCCUGCUCCCCCUUCCCCCAGAGCAGCUCCCCACUCUCAAUUUUCUCUCUUGCCUUCUCCAGGUGCGAGAGGUGUGAGAGGAGCUUCACACAAGCCACCCAGCUGAGUCGACACCAGAGGAUGCCCAAUGAGUGCAAGCCAAUAACAGAGAGCACAGAAUCAAUUGAAGUGGAUUAACUGAUUGACUGGUUGGAAUUAAACUGCAAGGAAAGUCAUGAUUAAAUGUCACGGACACUUAAGCAAAACCAAAGAUUUCCUCUGAGCAACUUUCAAUCAGUCCCAGAAAACCAAGAGCAGUAAUAAAAUAAGUAAGAUGUUAAGAGAUAUUGAUCCUGGCGUGGAAGUGAAACCAGGAAAGAGAUUAUUUAUUUAUGACUAGGAAUGAGACUGAUUUCCAUGGACAAGGAACCCGGGCCUGCUAGCAUCCUAGCCUCCCAACCCACCAUGUAUUGCUUUAUUUCUAAAAAGCUUUUAUAAUUGUUAUUUAAUACCAAAGCAACAAAGAUCAAGGGUUCUUCAGCCUAUAGCUAUGGCUAUGAAUGCACAUGGACUUGUUUAUGAUUGCACCUUUUCCUCUAGCAUGACUCAGUGGACCUAGAGGUAUAUUGUUCCCUUGGUCCCGUUGGGUUGCAUUGCUCUUGACUUGGCUGUUAUUUUCAUUUUUUUAAAAGUGGUCUCCGAAUGACAAGAGAAUGAAGAUGAUCCGGAACCAUCUUUGCGUUGGUGUCAGAACUCCUCCAACUAAUGGACAUUUUCAUUCCCAUGGUUUCAGAACUCACAUUUUGUGCACUUUUUUUGUAUAAAUGUUUUCAUUAGCCAGUGUUGCAUUGGCCCAGGAGAUCCCAGAAAUGUUAAAUAAACUUUGUCCUAUAUAUAUAUAGAUAUAUCUGUAGAUGUAUAUGCUGUUAAAACAAAACAAAACCCUCCAAUGCUGUAAGGAAAGCAUUUGAAAUACGUAGAAUUUUCAGAUACUAUACCUCUUUUACGAACGUCAUAUUAUUCACAGGUAAUGAAUAAUAGUUUCAGUGAAACAUUAACACUCUUAUCUAAAGGUAUCAUGCUUGAAAACAUAAAUGUUAAAAUGGAAUAGCAAGAGAAGCAGUCUUCAGUUUGAUUGUAAAAGUUAGAAACCUUUAAAAAGAAAACGAAAAAUCAACAGAAAUCAUCCAGGUUUAAAAUUUUCAAAAGCAUCCAGGCUUUCACACAACAUAGAAGAAACUUCACAUAAUAGGGGUACGUCACAUGAGUAACUCUGUUCCUAUUUCAUAAUGUGCAAUAUCCUUUAAUACAGGCAAACUAGAUAGUUGUUACGGGCUAUAUAGCAAUAAUAUAGUUCCUGAUUUUGCUAAAAUGAACUCAGUAAUUUGAUUCCCCUCUCCCCCCAAUUAUCUCCUAACCCACACACUGGGCCUGGGAGCCUAAGCACUGUACUGAUCAAAGACUCACCAGAUCUAAUGUAUACACAGCGCUUUCAAGUAAUUUCCCAGUUUUCUGCAAUGCAGAGCACAACUCCAAGCCCCUUGGGAGUGUUUCAGCAGUGAUGUGCAGCCAAUUCUAUGCAUAUUUACUCAAAAUAAAGUUUAUGCUCACUGGGGCUUGCUUCUGGGUAUGCAUGCAUAGGAUUGCAACUUUUAGGUAUGCCAAUUUUCAGUUGACAAACAGGAAGUGUGGCAACACCAGUUAAAUAGAAUAAAAUACACACUCUGAAAUUAAAGUUGGAGGCAGUAUUUUAAGCACCAGUUCCUCCUAUAUUUCUUCCUUGCCCUGUGUUUCUGUGUCUUUAGGACUAGUACAGUAUUAAAGCUUUGACCUGCAAUGCCGACUUAUAAAAAACAACAACUUUUAACAACCACCUGGUAUCCUUAUGGGCUACUUCUUAAAUUUUUUACCUUUACCUUCUUAAUGAACCUUAAAGUGACAUUGGGCAGGACUCUGAGUCCCGUCAGCGGAAGCCCUGUGCAAGGAUUACUCUUGUGCAAUGGGGCUUCUUCCCUCUCUCCUCCUCCCCCCCCAUGACCCCCAACAUUGAGAUAGAAGAAUUCUAAUGCCUAAUUGAAAUAAAAUUGGUUGAAAACCAAGCACUUGAGAUGGAAUUCAAUGUAGCACUAAGGAGAUUGCUCCUUCAACACAAGCAUUUCUCUUGUCUGCUGGAACAAUCUCUGCUCUCCCUUCCACAUGCUGUUCUGGUGGUUCUUCUGAUUCCCACCCCCCAGUCAAUUGGGGGGCAUGUAUGGGGACAGGAGCAGAGGGAAUCCCCACUUUGUUAUUGGAUGUUCUUCGAUGGGCUUCUGAUUAGUUGAAUGCAACCCUUUGAGCUUUUUAACAGCUUUGUGGAGAGUGAUGCUUCAGCAAAAGCCCCCCAUCCACUCCAGCUGCAUCACCUUCACUUGAGGAUAAGGCAACUUGAUAGUUUGUUGUAAAGCCUCUCAGUGGCUAUUCGGUACAAACCAAUUGUGACAAGUCAUUGGGACUGCAUUGGGUUAAAUCCUAUCUCGCUGGCAUACGUAGUCUGUGCAUUGGGUAGUUUGUGCCAUUUUUGCCUUUGAAAAACCUACCUCAUUACUUCACUAUUGGAAACUGAUUGUAGCAUUCAUAGAACCAUUCAAGCUGAUGUACUUUUUGACUAGGCACCUAUGGGCCAUUAAAUGCGUGGGAUGACACAGUC
This is a messenger RNA of Podarcis lilfordi (Lilford's wall lizard), 94828 nucleotides long. Lineage: Eukaryota; Metazoa; Chordata; Lepidosauria; Squamata; Lacertidae. The record is from the annotation of a GenBank genome assembly.